This is a messenger RNA of Cinara cedri, 93147 nucleotides long. NCBI's taxonomy places the organism in Eukaryota, Metazoa, Arthropoda, Insecta, Hemiptera, Aphididae. The record is from the annotation of a GenBank genome assembly.
CAUACUUGACAUAGGAGUCUCUAACGGUUUAGAAUACAAAUUGGAUACUAAUGACAAUGGAAUAAUUUCUUCCUCAUCAAACACAAUAUUUGAAUCAUUAGAUAAUGUUUUACGAGUAGCUAAAAAUAAAUAAUUUAUUUUUAAUAAUUAUUAUAAUGCAAAAAAGAAGUUACAUUAAUAUUUAAUUUUACUUGUAUUAUUAAUUACACUAGGGACAGCAUUUUUUUUCAAAGUCUUUGUAUUAAAAACACUGGUACUUGAAAUCUCAUAAUCCAAAUUGCAAUCAAAAUGGAGGCCACACACAUUUGAACUAACGUGUUUUUCGAAUGAUGGAUUGUGCUGCUUAAGAAAUGUAACCCACUGAUUACCAAUGUCUCCUUUAGGAAAUCUAGAAAAUAUAAUUAACUAUUAAAAAUUAUUAAGUAUUAAUAAUAAUAAAAAAUAAAAAUACUAACACUUAUUAAAAUGUUCUCAUUUGCUUAUUAUCGUCCAUUAUGAGAAACUGAAUAAAAUACCUGUGAAAUUUGAUAUUUUGACCAGCUCUGGACUGGCAGCCUCGGACACAGCACUUAUUAACCAUUUCACAAAAUUAAAAAGGAUGAACGCUGAAGCUGAAGCCUACGAAGGGUGCUAAGAUAUGACUUAUCACCACGAUUAUAGAUAUCCAUAUUAUCAGCUACCGCGGUGCAUAUAUGUAUAUUUUGAUUUUUAUCAGCGAAUAACAUUUCGGAUAAUAUUUGGAUGUCGAUUUUCGAUUGGCGGCACUGCGUUAAACCGACCGUUUGCAAGUAGUGGCGCGCACCCGUUCAGCACUUUCCCGGAAACCCGGCGAGCUGCAGAGACGCGGCAGUCGUUUUCCAACGUUUUCCGCGCGUGCUGCUUUGUCCACGUCGUGUGCCGCACGUAAUUUUUUCCAAUAAUAACAAGUUCUCGAGUUUCUAUCGUAAUAUUUUCCGAUCGGACUUACAGAGUUUCGGAAACCGAAGUUGCCGCGUGAAAAAAAUCGUGAGUUUUUAUAAUAUCUCUGUUACACUUAGUGACAUUAGGAAACCGAUGUUUUAGUAUGACCGUUUCGAUUAUUACUUGAAAACUCCCACCCCAACCACCGCACGGUUAAAAAUAUGAUAUGAUACCUAUCCGAACAAUAUUAUUGUUACGAAUUUAACAGGGGGGACCUCUACCUGCCGUGUUCUUUGCAUGAAUGCAGACAAUUGGUAGCCGGCUAACAUUAUGUCUAGGCGAUAACGUGCAAUACGUACGGGGGCGGUUUAUUCAAAAUGCGCGGUCGACGAAUCAAACCAUGAAAUCGCAUUUGAACGUAUUUGCGGACCAUACGGGUACUUUUUCAAAGUAUUUAAAGUAAAUGUAAUCCGGUUAUUUAUAAUUGUAAAUACGGUUUUCAAUUUUUUGAACACCUAAACGGUUUUUACCUUUGAAUUUCCAAUGGCCCGGGAGUCGCCGGGGCCGUUUAAAGGUGAGCUGUUAUACAGGUAGUGGUUGUGCCCGUGCGUAUUUUAUACAGGCUGCUUAUUUUUUGGCAUUAUUAUAGUAUUUUAUAGGCCGCUUUUGGCAAUAAACGGCGCGUUUCGCUUUCAAUUAUGCGGUGCUCGAAUCGGAAGAGUAAAAAAACACGAGGGACGGCGAGACGAUUGUUGUUGCGGUACCGUGCGAUAAUUAUCGAACUUCAAUUAACCGCCGCGGGCAAGGGUACCCGGAGGUGAAAAUCUAAGGGCAGGGGGCAUUUGCGUUAACAGCCAACAGGGCCGUGAAUUUGUAGGAAAGUGCAAUUUUUUUUCUCGUGAAACAUACAUAGCUCUCCGAGUACGCAAUUUGAAUCACGCAACACCAAAUUCGUUUGUGAAACUUUUAUUUUUGCAUGUUUUGAUGUGUUUUAUGUUUAAGGUGGUUUUUUGGACUUUUUAAGUAAUGUUUAUCUUUUUUUAGUCCAUUUCCCGGUGUUUUUAAUCAAAAUCCGUCAGUCGACAUUUGUUUACGCACACUUUUUUUUCUUUUACCCAGGUUGAAUACCCAUCGGAUCCGUAUUUUACCCUAGCUGUACGCGAGUUGGGUAAAGAUAAAAAUUUGAUAAAAUAAGGCAAUAUUGUUUAACGCUUAUAGAUUAGUUAUUUUUUGUGGGCUUGCGAUGUACAGAUGUCAGUGAUAUUAAAAUAAAUUUUAAAACUGAAUUAAAAACCGUUUCAAGUGCAUUAAACGUAUGGACGCUAUGUUAUUGUUAUAAUGUUAUAGUCCGGAUUUACAUUCUCUUAAAACGUUCAAAAUAUGUCGCUAAUAUUCUCUAAAAACCCCAAACAUUUCUCCUGUAUUCUUUUUAAAAUCGGAAAAAUAAUCCAUAUAAUAGGUAUUUUUUAAUUUUUCACUCUACCAAAAUAGAUAAAAAAAAAAAAAAAAAUUUGUGUAAUACGUUCGUCAAACGAUUCGAAAAACAUUUUUUUAUUUCAAAUGUAACUUUAAUGGCGAUUUAAAAUUGCGAUAGAUUCGUCUAUUUUUUUUUUUUUCUAAAAAUUUACAAAACAUGCUAAACAUACGAACUAUUCUCUGACCUCUGAAACACGUUCAAAUGUGGAAAAAAUUUUUCCCGCCAAUUCCGCGUUUGAACGAAUCGUCAACGUUUUUCGCUCCCAUAAGGCCGCGUCCGGUCUCUAAUUAAAAUCUAUACGCACAGAUACACGGAUAAUUGUUCGCUGUCAGCGGUUUUCAAGCGUGUGUAAAAUAAUCGCUGCACUCGUUAGCCGUACAGCUAACCAAAUCGCUGCGACGCAUGGCGAAAAUCGAAUUCGAAUAGGCGAAUUCGAAUCUGACGUAAUUAUUACGAUGUCCGCGUGCUCGGGUAUAACGUAUACAUACAUUUUUUUUAAUACAUCCUAUCGGGCUGAAAGAAAAAUCUGUUUCGCGGUUCGUAUGUCCGUGUGUUACGAAAACUUUUAUUUUGCACGUUUUACGACUUGAAAGCUGCUUGUUUUUAUCGUUUUUUCCCCCCGUUAUAGGCGCACGUUUUACGGCCCUCGGUAUAAUACGCAUAAACGAAAACCCCGCAUUAAUCCGAAUCAGAGUUAGUUAUCUGUAUCUUUAUGUACAGAGUGUUUCACAUUACGAUAGAUAGAUAAUAUGGAAUGUCAGCGGAGCAUCAUUUAUUGUGGCGGCGAACACUGCUGUCCACUCAUUCUCCCCCCACACAAACCUACAGGUGGAAUAACUCGUUAACCGUAAGCGGAGAUUUGAUCGAAUUUUAGGAGGUGAAUAUUUUAGUGAUGAGUAAAAAAAAAGAAAGAAAAAAAUUCAUCACUCGUAUUAUAAUACCUGUAUAAAAACGUAAAAUCCGUAAAAGGUCAUUCCGAUUUCGGGGGAGUCGGUAUAAUUUUUGUGGGUAGACUUGAAUAAUAAUUUUUAUAUUUGUUUAAUAGUUUUAACGGGAUACGGAUGAUUCUGAGGGCAUAAGCCCGCUAUCCACCAAUCUCCGCCUAUGCCGUCAACGGGAUGGAAAUCAAAAAUUUAAAUUUCCUAAAUGUGUUUGUAUUCAUGGCAUUUUUAUCAAAAUUAUAAGUAGUCGUUUCAAGAUUGAAAAAAUAAACGAGUGAUGACAAAAAGUUAUAGCAAUGUAUUACUUAUAAUUAGAGCUGUUUGUUUUUUCAAUUGACCAAUAAAUGCAGAAAAAAAUUUAUUAUUUCCGAGGUAUUACAAUAAUUGGGUAUAUGUUCGUGUGUCAAAGUUUUAAAAUCUAGUCUUACUGAGAUAUUUUUUCACGAGAUAUAAGAAAAAAACGAGGAUUUUCCGCCUGCCACCGACAAAUUACGAUUCGAAACAUUUGCAAUUCCAAAAACUUUUUCCUGUGGGUAAUAAAAAAUGACUGUUCUUUGGAAAUCUUUUUUUUUUUUCGAUAGGGCAUGCUCAAAUUUUUUUCGUACAAAGUUUACUUCAAAAUCGGGGAAACUGUUGGUAUUUUUAAUGUACAUGUGAUAAUAUUUUCAAUUAGGUAUCUGUUUUAUUAAUUGCACCUCCCCCCGCUUUAGAAAUUCUCGAUGCGCCAUUGACUACAACCAUAUUCAAUAAUUACCUCGACGUAAAACUAUUAUUCUUUAUCAAAACAGUAUUAAUUUUAAUAUUUUUAAACGGCAGAACAGAUCUGAAUACGUAUGUAUACAAUCAAUUUGUAUUUGUUUAUAUCGAAGUGUUUGUUUACACGACGAAUCGAAACGGUUUUCAUUUUGCUCCCCCAAUCGUCGUUCCUGCGCAUACGAUCAUCGCAAACUGAUCCCCGCGGCUUUUCAAAUGCGGUGACAUUUAAUUUUAAUUCUGUUUAUUUUUUUUUUUUUUUCGUUACCGUUAAUCCAACAGGUCAAUAGAUUGUCGUGGAUUAGCGGCUAUUAUCAUAAUUAUAUAUAUUUUAGUAUAUAUUUAAGCCGCGUCGGAACGGACGGGUUAGGGGGAUACUUUUUAUUUACAUGACUCGUCUAUUUUCGAAUCGCUUUCUCUGUUCAUUCGCGUUCUAAAAAAAAAAAAAAAAUAAAAAAAUACUACGUAUAUACAUUAAUAAAAAUGUCAUUUAUACUUAAAUAUACACAAAAGAGUCGAGAGAAUUAGAAAGGAUAUUGUUUUACUUUGGUCCUUGAGUGUAUAGAACCCGGUCUUAAAAAAAAAAAAAAAAAAAAAUGAUACUUUAAAUAAGUACAUAAAAUGUCACGUUUCCGUAAUAUUUCUAUCCGAAAGGAAAUAAAUUGCGCCGUUCAAUAUUGUUUUAUGUAUUGUACAAUUGUAAUCCUUAUCCAUUUGUAUUUAUAUAGUUUUUUUUGUAAUUUACAAAUACACGUAAAUAAACAGGAUUUUAGAGACUUAGUUUUUUUUUUCAUUACGAUUCCCGUCCAUUAUUAUUGUUUUCGAUCGAUAUAAUUUAUAAUUAAUCAAUAGCAUUUAUGGGAUGUAAUAUAAUGUUAUAGUAUUGUUAUUUUUUCGGUAUAUAUACGCUAGAAAAGUAAAUUAUGGUCCCGUAAAAAUACUGCAGUUAAACCUAAAACCUAUAACCUAUUAUAACAGUAUAUAUUAUACUCACAGGCGAGUUUUUUUGACAAAGAAAGAAAAGAAAAAGAAAUAAAUUUGAAUAAACCAUUUAAUCAAUUAUCUGUUUUGGUGUCGUAUUGUUUUCGCCAAUACAAUUUUAUGAGAUCGUUUUUUCUUCUUUUAUUACAAAAAUAAAUGGACCGUUUAAUUGUGCGGUGAUUUUCGAUCGAUAUCCAACGGACUGUAAACAUCCGCAGUCGUCUUAUAUACCUACGUUAAAUACAAAACUAAUAUUAUUAUUCUUAUUAUUAUUGUUUACCUCGGGAAUUAUCUUUAAAAGAAAUAAUAAUAAUAAAAAAAAAAAAAACGAUUUUCUAUCGAUUUCCAUUGUGAAUAUAAUAAUAUUUGCAGUAUUGCCAGUAUUAGAUUUGAAUUAAAAAAAUACGAUCCGUUAAAUUUUAUAAUAUAAUAAUUAUAAUGUAUACAAAUGCCGUGUGAAAAAUAAAUUGUAAUACAAAUAUUUGUACAGUCGGGCACGGUACAUUUUUUUCUCACGCUUAUAAUGAUAUCAAUAUUUUAAUGUAUUAUAUUAUUAGUGAUUAGUCUAUCAUUCAGCAGCAGUUUGUCUUUUGACCGUUCCUUUAGGUUAAGUUUUAUACCGUUCGCUCUCCGGAACAGCGCCUUGUGGUUCCCUCUCUCAAAAUAAUAUUUAAAUACAGAGAUAUUAGAGAUAUGGGGAAGGAGGGGUGUGCAAAGGUCGAGCAUCUCUCAAAUUCGGUAAUUUAGACUACCGACCGAGUUGAAAAUUCAACGAUUAGUCAGCAAAACUAAUAAUUUCUUUGGUUAUUUUUGUUUACGUUGCGAUUGCCGCCGUUGUUAUGUACCGUGAUAUGAUAUAUUAUAUCAUUAACUGUAUCGUAAUGAUUCUUAUCAUUUAUCAAAGGUCAACAUUUAUGAGUAAACAUCUUUUUUUCAAGUGGACGGAUUCGGUAUUUGGAAUAGGCAAACAUUUUUGAUCGCACGAUUUGAAUACUACCAAUUUUCACCGUCUCUUCACUCGAAUUUUUUCGCUGGUUUCGCUCACUUAUAUUGUAGUCAAAAACGGGUCGUUUUUAAUAUGAAAUUUAAAACUGUUUUUAAUUAUUUGAUAAGCAUUUUUAAGUGUUGUUAAUUGUAAAUUGUUAACGGUUAGUAAAAGGAAACCACAAGCAGUACGAGCAUAUUAUUGCUAGUAUUAAUACGUUGAUUUAAAAUUAAAAUUGUUGACCCGCGUAGAUUAUCGCAUUAUAGUACAUGUAGUAAUAUUAUACAAAAAAUAGGUAGGUACGAAUAUCAUACUAGAACGAGAUGAUAUUUCUGUACGGCACUAAAUCAUACUAAUAAGACGUAUCGAAUGAAAACAAAUGCGUAAUAAUGAUAUGCGUUUCCGUAUAAAUUUCGGCGUUGAUUAAAUAAUAAUUAUUUAUUUGAACAAAUACUUUUAGGUAGACUGUUUUUUAUUUAAUUUUCUUAUAUGUAUAUAUAUUUAUACAGGGCACUGGAUUCGUUAAUUUCCUACACGCGUAAUUACGUAUAUUAGCUGAUAUUGUUGUUAAAUCCUACGCGUAUGCGUAUAUAGAUAAUCGAAAAUGCUAUAAACGGGUUAUCUCGUACAUUAUAACAUAUACCUGUGCGUACGAGUGUCGAGUACAUGCGUAAUAAAAAUGAAAUAAAUAAAAUAAAAAAAAUAAAAUAAUAAUAAUAAUAACAAUAAUAACACAAUAUUGACGCGAGAGAAACGCAGCCGUGAACUUGUCAAAAACAGCAAAAACCAUUUACAUUACAAUAUAUGUAAUAUGAUAUAAUGUUGAACACUGUUCUCGACACCGCAUCAGCUGAUAUGUUUAUUUAUUAGACGAGGGAGAACUCUACAAUAAACCGAUUCAAUAUAAUGAUCGGGGUGGGGGUGGGGGUGGGGUAAAAUGUUAUAGGACAAAUAAUAAUUUAGCGACCUAUUUUUUUUAGAUUCAUGAGUGUGGCGAUAAAGCUGUUUAUAAAUUUCUUACAACGCGGGUUUCUAUUAUCUCGAAUACCUACGAUUUGCCGGUAAUCACAAUUCGGUUAUCUCGACAAAGUACCUAAAUCGGGGGUGAUUUGAUUUUUCGACUAAAAGUCCGACAUGAGCUGCUGGUAAAGGUAUUUCGACUCUUUGUUACGGAAUCGACAUGGUUUCGCCAACAUAUCGGGCGGUUUAUUUUCGAUUAAAAGUCCGACAUGAGUUCACAUCAAUCAAAAAUAUAUUGUUACAAGAGUGUGAGCUAAUGUCGGAUUUGAAUCGGAAAGCAACCCCGAUUUUUUAGUAAAACCACAUCGGCUAAGUAACAGGGGACCAAAAUAGUCACUUGUGGCAGUCGAGAUAAUCGAAAAGUACUCGUGCGUUUUUUUAAAAAAAUUUUCGGUUAUAGCGUAAUAUAAAAUGUUCGAAAAUGUUCACGCCAUAUUUGCAUAUACUCUCUCAACUGCGCGACAAGUUUUCGUUCAGCGGGGGGACAGCUUUGUGCCGUUAGUUUUAAAAUUUAAGUAAAUUGAUCCAACUUAACGAUAAGAACAUAGUCUGUGUCGUGUCGUCGUUUUUAUCAUUAUUUUAAUUUUUAAGCGAGAUAUAAGCAUUUGUAAAUCUUGAUAUUUUAUACAAUCAUAUACCCUCGUUUAAAAACUAAAAUAGUAACCAAGAAACGGCGUCACACACAGGCAAUUAUUAUUUUCAAGUUUGAUUAUAGGUCAAUUCACUCUAUUAUUAAAACGAACAGCUCAGAGUUGUCCCCGUUGAACGAAAAUUUGCUUUACCAUAGAUAAAACAUAAAUUUAUAAAUUCGAUUAGGUACUGAAAUAGUUGACAACAUUAUCGCAAUCCAGGAAUAAAAAAUAUAAUUGAAAACUUGAUUCAAUUUUUUUUCUCUUCAUAUUUUUCAUAUUAAUAUUGUAAUUAGUUUUUAGUCCAGUUGGACUAGUAUGGCUCCAGUUGACCCAUCACCCCAAAUGACGCCACUGCACAUAGUGCGGCGAAGUGUGACCGGCUUUUUCGGAAAUUGAAGGUUACUUCAACAAAUUGCGUACAUCAAUUUUAUUUUUUAUACAUAAUUGUUUAUUUGGGUUUCUGUCUAAUAUUAUUGUACCCUAUAAUCGAUGAAAAUAUAAACCAGGUGUUCGGAAGGUUACAUAUACAUAUAGCCGUAAUAUAUUAUCCGGACCCCGAGCGUAAUAAAUUAAAUAUAAAUAUAGGAAAUACUGAAAAUGCGGGUUCCCUAUUUUUUUUUUUUUUGUUAAAUUUAAUUUAAUACAAAUUUAAAGCGGCCAAUAUAAUUCAAUAGUAAAACUAUAGGUAUGGCAAUAAAUUGUUAAAAUAUUGUUACUUUAUUUGUAAAUUUACUUUCCGUGGGACUUUGUUCGGGUUAUUUUCUGAAUAUUAUUCAAAACCAAUAAAAUUUAUUACGCGGGAAAAAAAGGUUUCCCGUAAAAUAUAUUAUAUACGGUCUUUCUUACCCGUAGGUUUUCUGUGUAUAAAAUAAUUUGAUUAUUUUAUUACAAACUAUCUAACCCGGCAAUGCUUUACUAUUGCUAGAUAAUAUUAUAGUAUAAAUAAUAAUAAUAAUAAUAGUUUUAUUGUCCGUGACAACCAAAUUAUCAUUCACACUUAUCACCAAGGUAAUCCACGAGUAAACAAAAAUAAAUAAACAUAAACAAUUAUAUAUGCGUACCAAAAAUACCUAAAAACCACUAUUUUACUCCUCGAGGUGGGGGGGGGGGGUUGAAUUUUCAAAAAUCCUUUCGGGUUCCUUUACCAUAAUAACUAUUUGUAUGCCAAUUUCAGUCUGAUCCGUCCAGUUGUUUGGGCUGUGCGAUGAUGAAUUGGUCAGUCAGGAUAUGCUGUUAUUAUAUUACAUAAAUUAAAGUUACUAUAUAUGUAUAUUUUUUCGGAUAACUAUAUAAAUAAGUUUUCAAUAUAAUAAUGAUAAUAAAAAAAUACUAUCACUAUUUUAAUAUAAUAUAAUCAUAAAUAAAUCAACAUUAUAUUGUUUAUUUUUUUAUGGCUGGUCACACCACACCAAAAUUAAAAAGCUUGUCCUAAAUGCUCGUCUCCGCUUCCUUAAAACCUUAAUCUCGAACAACAAACAUACUUCUCUAAAUGUCAAACUUCUAAUUUAUAAAUCCCUACUCAAGCUAAUAUGGACCUAUGGCCUCCAGCUCUGGGGCAAUGCUAAAAAAUCCAAUACAAACAAAUUUCAAACCCUUCAAAAUAAAAUCCUUCACAAAAUCACAAAUUCUCCACCAUACAUCUCUAACUUAACUUUACACUCUGACCUAAAAAUCAAAACAGUUCAUGAAGAAGCAGUCACUUUUUACAAACGUUUCCAUUCCAAACUUCCUUUCCAUAUCAACCCACUCAUCUCANAGGCUUAGAAGAGAAUGGUGCCGUGAUCUUCUUAAUAACUAAUUAACAAUAGCUCAAGUAAGGGCAGUGUUACCACUGGGUAGCUCCUCCCAUCAUUCAAUCAUGUUAUUACUAUCUAUCAUCACACAUUCUUAUUAUUCCUCAGAAAAAGAUUGUAUAUUAUAAAAGUUUAAAUUAAAAAUAAAUUUUUUUACGGCUUUUCAGUGCUCCCUCUCCGGACUAAACGAGUUCAAACUCGGGAAUCAGAGUUCUUUUUUGUAGAUGGUUUGAAGUAUUAAAAGUCUGGUUGAAUUUCAAUAUGAAUUGUACUAUAUUGUUGCAGGUAUUUUUUUCAGCUUCGUAUACUCCUAUACAACGCCAAAUGAUGCCUGGAUGACAUUUUGUAUAUUUUUUGUGUUAGUAUCAACGAUGUGUUUUUUUUGUAGGGGAUUUUGAUUUUUGAUUCUCGCGCAUAAUUACCUUUUUUUGCUUAAAUUGUAUACAUUUUUAUAGAAUAGUAUUGUAUUAUUAUAAUGCACAUAAUAAUCGGUUUUCUUGUUUUACAAUUAAUAUUUGUAUUUUACAAAAUAGGCUGGGAGGUAAUUUUGACUCUAAAGGGUGAGCUCUGUUGCUCACGAUUGUUUUUUUCUAUUGAAUAAUUUUUACCUCUAGUCAUCUAAAAGUCACUUUAAAUACGUAGCUAUUUUUUUUUACAGGUUGUCCUCUGCAGUAUAAUGACUUGAAAGCUUCAUCCUCAGAGUCAUUUUUCCAUUCUGAUAAUAUUUAUUUCUCAUGUCUGUCAGAUUCAAAAAAGUAAAUCCUCAUAAUAUUCCACCUUUUUUUUUUAUAACAGUUUUUCUUUUUUUAUAAUUGUUUAUAUUUAUGUCACUUCACUGAGACUUUUUUCAUAUUCGUUCCCCUAUAUAAACUAUUCCGAUCACAUAAUAUUAUAAUGUGCUGUAGGCCAGUGAAUUAAUUGUGGCGACUAUUAUAUUCAAUUUCAGAUUCUAUGGUAGCUGAAGCAAAAUGACAUUACUGCAGUAAUAUAAAAGUUUAUUGGUAUAGGCAGAGUAAUUUAUUCAAAUUUUAAUCGUGUUAAGCAAUAUAAUUUUUGGAUUUAUUCCCAAAUUGCAAGGUUUUAAGAUUUUACAUUAAAUUGUGUUCUAGAAUAUACCAACUAAUAUUAUUCAUAUAACAAUGUGUAAGUCUUAUUUUUGUUUUGUUUUGUUUUUUUUUACGAUCACUUAAAAUGCUGAAUUACUUUUUUUUAAACACACCUGCAAGUUAUACAAAAGUAAACCAUAAUUUUCAAAUUUGACGAUUUAUCAUUACGUUCUAAUUUAUUUAUUUGUAUACUUAUACAUAUGUAGAACAUAGUGAAAUACCGAUUAUUCUAUAACUAUAUAGGACCAUUUUUUUCCUGAGGUAGGGAGGAUGAUAUAAAUGUGUGUCACAAUGUAUAGUAGCAAAAACAAAUGUCAUUUCUUAUAGUCAUCGUCACCAUACGUAUAGACUAUAAUAAUAUAAUAUAUAACUUGUAUAGUAAUUAAUGCGUUUAGUUUUCUUGCAGUUUUCGCCAAUUCAUUAAGUGCCUACUUAAUUUAACAAAAACACUUGACUUAAUACUACAUUUUAUAUUAUACAUUUUGAUAUCAUAUGUAUGGUACGCGGUAGCCUUUAACCCAUCUUAGAUUUAAGAUAAAAUCCUUGAGUGUUAUCGGAAUGAAAAACUAAAGAUAUCGCUGUUAAGUAAAAUUUUGAACUAAAAAUGCCUAGAACAAUUUGUAGAAAUCGAAGAAGUAGAAACAAUGUAUCGUCUAAUUCAGGGGUGUCCUACCUUUUGUGAAGACUGGGCUAUAUCAUGUAAGUAGAAGUUAUUGUGAGCCACAUACAUUUUAAUAAUAAUACAUUUUAUUUAUAAUUUUUACCAUAGUGAAUAAUGAGUAGAAACAUUUUUAUAAGCUACUACUACAUUUUAUUUAUAAUUACGAAAAAAGAUACAUUCAUUAAAAGAAAACAGUUUUAAAAUAAUUGUAUUGUUAUUAUAGUUACAGUUGUUUCUUCAUCGCUAUCGGAUCCCCAUAAAGUUCAAACUUUCAUAAAAUAGUAUACGAGUAUACUAUUAAGUAAUAUUUAAAGUUUUUUUAAUUUUAGAUUUCGAGCGUAACGAGGGAGCUAUUGGUUUUAUUAAGAUGUUUAUUUCUUUUAUUUUUUAUGUACUGUGAAUACGCUUUUUCCUUGUAAACUUGCUCCGAUUUUUAUGUGUAGUAACUUUUUUGAAAGCUCAAGUUGUAUAGAUGGUACAUUGGAAAUGUCAUUUUUUUAUUUUCUACGCCACUUUUUAAAUAAAAGUACUUAAGUGGAAAAAAACGUUGGAAAACGUACAAUUUCACGAUUUCAUAAUUUUAUAAAAACACAGACGACGUUUUCUACCAGAAGAAAUGAUUUAAUCGAAAAAUCACUUGACAUAUUUUUUGUUGCCUUUUUGAUUUACUCUCUUACACUAUCAUUACCAAAACUUUUGAAUCAAUUUUGAGCUUUUAAGGAAUUUUAGUUUUUGGGAGUUUUUUUGCUGUGAUUUGGUUAUAAAUAAAUCUAGAGACUUUAACCUUGGUAAUAAUACUUAAAUCGGACUUACCUAAACGUGGUAAAUUUUUUAAAAUUAUCGGAAGACUUUUUUUGUUAAUAAACGUUUUGAAAUCAAAUUUAAACGAAAAUCGUAAAAAUUAUGUAUUACCGAACUGCGCUCGGAAUCGUUUUUCGUUAAACAAUGGCUUAUCGUUGCUUACAGAAAUAAAUUAAAUAACCUUAUGUAUCCUACCUUCCCAACUUCUCACCUACAACAGUGAUCGCUUCCGUUCCCAGUAUCAACUCUUUUUUUUAAAUAUUUUGUAAUAUAUCCUUAAAAUAAAUUUGUUCUCAUAAUAUUAUAUAUAAUUAAUUGAUGAUUUGAAAUUGAAGCUAGGGUCACAUUAAAACCUACCGUGGGUAGCAAAUAAUACGCGAGCCGCGAGUUGGGCACCUCUGAUCUAAUCAAUACCUUUUGCAAUUAAUACAUCUAUAAUUUUAUUACAAUUCAUUCGAUAUGCUAAGUUAUAGUUGAAAAUUUUUCUUUUAGACUCUGAGCUUAUUAAGAAAUAUAUUGGUUUUACUAUUAAAUGUGCUGCUUUUUUUGUUGAAUUUGCCCCGUAAAUAAAUUGAGACUAUUUUACUGUAUUAUGUCUUUUCCCAUUACUUUUUGAUAUUUCUAGCGACUCGUUCUGAACCAAAUGCGCUCAAAAGUUAUUUUGUUGGCAUAUUGAAUUUAAAUAUAAAUUUAAUCAUGUCGUUAUGGGUGUUUUUUUAGCUUUAUAUAGACUCUCCCCAACGGCGUUUAUAUCCAGUAUGUGUUUUUUGGGUUUUAACUUUUAACUCCCACCCUUACCAUUAUUAUGGUUACCAAAUGGUUAUAAUGUUACCAUAUUUUUGUUAAUUAAUAUAAUUGUACUAUCUAUAGUGUAAUAUUAUAUUUGUUUUGUAAAGAAUAUUUUUAUUUUAAAAAUAUGGAGGGGGGAACUCGACUCUAGUGACGGAGCUCUGCUACUCAUGAAUGUUUUUUUCACUUUCUGUAAAUAAUUUUCUUGCAAAAAAUAUUGCUCCGAUGAUCGUCAUUAUUUUAUAUCGAUUUCCUAAAUCUUGUUAUUGAAAUCAUGCGAGUUCGGGUGAUUUCUCAAAUUCGUAUGGUCUAGUUCUGCAUAGUCAGAAGUACAAUGACUCUUUUAAUUAGUGCGUCAGUUCCCCCCUCCCCGAAAAUGUUUAAAUACGACCCUGUGACCCUGCCCGUUAGUGAAAAAAAACUUUUUUUAAUAAAAAGGUAGCUAAUAGUAUUCGAUAGUAAUUAUUAAUGAAAAGAAUCGGUGGAUAGUAUAUCUGUAUAUUAUUAUACUAUUAGGUAUGAUAAUAAUAUUUACAUUGGUAAAUUAUAUGUUUUGAUGGAAUUCGAUCGAACGUAGCAUUAUUGUAUAAUUAGGUAUUAUUAUGUGGCGAUACAUCGUCUUCAUCAAUCAUAAUAUUUGUAUUAUUAUUAUAACGAUGGAAAUGGCGGGUGAACUAAUGGCACGCGCGUAAACGGUGUGACCUUGCCGCACCCUAAAGCUUUAUUGAUUUUGUUGUUAUAGAGCAAAAGGAAAGCUGUGUAUAUACCUAUGUAUAUCUGUAUAAUAUUUAAGCCACCAUAUCUCGCUUAAAAUAAUAUAUUUUAAUAAAGGGACGACGUCGACAGUGGCGUACUCAGACCCCAAAGCCCUGGUGGGUAGAGAGUUUCAUCCUCCCCCCACCCCUAAUGCUCGUGUUCAAACGGCGGCGCCGAAGUGUUUUAAAAAUACUACGACAAUACAAACUAAACCAUUUUUUAUUUUUAUUUUGGUCUAGUAAACUUUUAUAUUACGCAUUAAACUCUGUUAUGUUAUGAUCAUCAUUCAUCAGUAUAUCAAAUGUUUUCUUACGGUAUUCAUAGUGCUACAAAAUAAUUGACAAACAUUAAACAUUGUACGAUUUAUUAUACAAUGAACAAGGUAAAAUAAUAAAUUAAAACGGUUAUAUUGUGAAAAUAAAAUCAUUAUGAUAUCUGAUAAUAUGCAGAUUAAAUCGUUUUAGUGUUGAAUUUGUAUUUUGAUUUAUAUCCAAUAUUUAUUUAUUUUUAUCUAUAUUUGGUGUACAUAUACAUUAAAUGUAUGUAUACUAUUUCACCUUGUAUAUUCAAUAAAGCUUGUAUUUUAAAGUGUAGGUAUAAUAUUUAUAUUUUUUUAUAGGUCAUUUCAAUUUGGUUUUAAAUUGUUCAGUUCAGCAGCUCCCAUCCUCUUUUUCCAAUCCUCUUAAAUACGUAGUUUCCACGAAGGGGAUAUGUUAAAAAUAAUUUGCUCCUCUAGGGGUGAUAAAGUUAAAACGGUUUAGAAAUACUGCAAUAUACGAAUACCGAACAUAAUAUUGUAUAUUUUAUUUAUGCAAAAUCAUAAUUUAUUAUUUGUUUCAGUUUCGUUUGAACUUGUCAAGAACUACAAAAUACGAAUAUAAUAAUCAUCACUCUGGGAUUAUACAACCAAUUUUGUUGUUGUUAUCACAUUAACAGGUAAGUAAAUUUGGACGAUAAAAUUAAAUAUUUGUGUAGACGUAAAUCGAUUUAUAAUGCAUUGCGUGCACGUCAUUUUAAGAUGCCACGCGCUCUUUGGUCGAGUAAACAUUUUAAAUUUCAAUAUUGCACGAAAUGUUAAUUAAUUUAUAGGGUGAAGUUCUCUAGGCUCUCUAGCGUAUAAUCAGUGAAUGAUGGCCACCGAACCUUUUAACAAUGGAUACCUACUGAUCACCAUUCGACACAUUGUGUAAUUUUCCUUCUAAACAUUAUUGUUAGCAUAGACUAAAUUCCAUUCUGCGGUUAUCAGUAAAUAAUAGGCUUGUUAACUAAUUAUAAUUAAAUAAAUUUGUUUAUAGUAUUAUAUUUAAUAAAACGUUAAAAUCGUUUAAAAAACAAAAAUUAAAAUAUUGACAAUCCCGAUUUGAUAAUAAAAUUCAAAUUUGAUUUAAUAAUACUGUUUGGACGAAAUUGUAUCAUUGCCAAUUCAUUGAUAACGGGAACCAAACGAAAAUGACAACACCGAUGGUCACUCUCUGAUUACAGUCUCUCUAUGUACGAGGCAUGUCCAGAAAGUAAGAAUACUAGAUUUUUCUAAUUUUUAAAAGAAUUGUAUUUAAAAAAAUAAAAAAAUGCAUAGUUUGUUUAUACAUGUAAACUAUUUUUUCAUGUAGUCACCUUCUCGGUUUUUAUAGGUACUGAACCGUGAUAAAAGUUUUGUGAUGCCUUUCUUAAAGAACUCUCCUGCCAUCUCCUUAUUUCAGUUCAGGACCUCUUGUUUCAUUUCCUCGUCUGUUAAAAAUUAUUUUACACCCAUAUGUGUCUUUAAGGAGGUGAAAAGAUGAAUGUUUGAAGGUGCCAAGUCAGGGAGUAUGCUAGAUGGUCAAAAGGUCUCAACCGAAUGAGUCCUAAAGUGCAUCAACUCAUCAGUCAUAAUUGAAGGUCUUCCAUUCCUCUAAUCGUCAUGAAUAUUCGUUCUGCCUUAAUUAAACUCACGAUACUACUUAAACACGUUCGUUCGGUUCAUAACACCAUCGCUAUAAACAUUUUUGGUCUUUUAACAAAUUUCAGUACCUAGGUGUUUUUUUUCCGCGAUAAAAAACCAGAUUACAGCACACACUUCACACUUGGCGAGAUUUUGAAUAGUUAUAUUUCACAGAAACGUUUACUAUAAAAUCAAUUUUUGUACUAUCAAGUUUCGUCAGUGCUUGUAGUGUCUAGGAGAACUUCUACUACUGUUUAGGGUGACCAACUCUGAAAACAAAAAUGUCCACAUACUUAGAGGACAACAGAACUCUUAUUUUCUAGACAUGCCUCGUAUAUGUGUAUACCUACAAUAUAAAUUAAUUUACCAUGUUUUAAUAUAAUAUUCAUAUAAUAUCUGAUAAUAGACAUUACAAACCUAGUUUAAUACAUAUUUGUAUUAUUGGUGUGAUAUAAAUAUUGGUACAAUUUUAUUCUUUCAAAAAGUUCGAAUAGUUCAUAUUUUCGUUUUCUUUAUAAACGGUUGUUCUAAGGAAAAUCUUCUAAUAUAUUAUUUAUCUCGUUUAAUAUAGUGUAUGCGUAAAAUAUGAUGCCUGUUUUGUGAUUACAAAAACUCGCACGUAAUACUAAUACUUCUUAUAUAGAUAAGUAUAUAUACCUAAUGCAUAAUACAAAAAACAUAUUAUCUAAAUCGAAACUUUUCACUUUCCACAGAUGACGCGUAUACGUAGCUCUAAUAAUGAGUUUAUGAUGAGUUUCCUAUAUAUAAUAUAAUAAUACAUACACGCGAAAAUAUUUUCCAAACGAUUUUAUAAUCUCGCGUUUUUAAUGGCGGGAAUUAGUGUGGUUCACAGUAUGACUUUUGAAUUUUAUUAAGAAUAUUAUGUAGUAAAAUAUUAUCACAGAACGAUUUUCGGUUUAAAAUAUCAAAAAUCGAUUAAAAUUAAAUACAAUUACGAUUUUGAUAUUACUCUAAACAUAUAGAUUAUCGUAUAGCAAUAGAGAUACGACAUAAUGAUUUAAUUAUUAAUAUAAUUUGAAUUUUGAGUGGAAUGAAAUGUGUUUAAAUUUGCAUUCUUGCCGUCUCGGUUUUAUAUUAUAUUAUGGUCUUUUCUAUAGAUAUUUUGCCAAAUACAUGACAAAGCAGACCAGUGACAUUCAAAAUUAAUAAUAUUUAAAUUAAAUUCUUUACUAAAUUAUUUGCGAUCAUAACGUAACGAUGUUUAAUAAUCUUUUUGCAAAAAAAAAAAAAUAAAAAAUACAUAUAGCUGUUUUAAAUAUUUUUUAUAUCUACUAAAUAUGUUCAGGUAACGAUUUUGAUUUUUUUUUUUGAACGGAGUGGAGCGAGGAAUGUAUUGGUUUUACAAUGUUUUUUGUUUUUUUUUUUCUGUGGUCAUUGUCAAUGUGAUUAACAAGCACUUUUUCUGAAAGGAAAUCUGACUGGGGUGGUACUUACGGGCGGUUAUUUUUUGAUUUUUCCAGAAAUUUUCCUAAUAAAUGAGAAAAACUGGGGAAAAACGUAGAAAAACGGGAAAAUAGGUUCAAUAUUAAACACAUAUUAUUAAAUAAAAUAUAUAAUGCAUAUGUAAUUAUUUUACCAUAAUAUGACUUAUAUAUUGUUGAUAAAGCAAUACUAUCAGCCAAACCCUGCUGAGAAUCGUUAUUCGUUAGCAAUGGUUAAUCGUCGCGUACAGAUACACGUACAUUAAAUUUUCCCUCUACUACCUACCCAACAUUUCAUCUAUAACAGUGGUUGCGCCCGUCCCCAUAAUCCUAGGACAUCUUUUUUUUAUUCUGUAACUAUAGUAAUAAAUUGUAUAACGUUUUUAUUAGUUAUAGUUUACUAUGUUCUGAAAAUAAGUCAUUGUGAACAAAAAAAACCGAUUCUAUUUUGGACCCUCAGAAUUCAGAUAAGCAUUCUUUCGUUACGAAAUCGAACAUUUAAUUAAUAUUUAUCUACGGGAAAUGUACAAUAUUUUUUUAUAAUUAAUGCUUGUCAAAAUUUAAACUUACAACCACUACUGAAAAUAAUUAUUAUGAUAAAAAUCGCUUUUAUCAAGUUUUCAAGUUAUUAAUUUUAAAUAUUUUUAAAGCGAUAUUUACCUACAAGUACCGUUAAAAUGCGAGUUUAAAAGGCUUAUAUAAAAAAAAAUCGUAACAUUACGAUCAAGUCUUUUUUGUAAAUUUUUUACUUAGUAUCAAAUUUUCGAUUUUUUUUUACUUGGAUGUAGUUUUUUGGAUGUCAUUACGUAACUUAGUUAAUAUUCAAUUCGUAUUUAAUUUUUUUAUUUUUUGCAACAAUACUAGUUAUAUUUCAACAAAAUGUAUUUAACAAUAGUUGGCCUGGCGCGUGUGGUGGGAAUUGACUUUAUAAAAUGUUCGCAGCCUCUUAUAAGAAACUGAAACGGCGUCUCUGGGCCUACCCACAGUGCGAAGUAUGUCCGGUAUUCAAUCAUACACGACUUUAAGAAUACAUAACGAUAUUAUGAUUAAUUAAGGUAGUUCAAAAAGAAAUACGCUCAUUUUUAUAUACCUAUACUCGUAACAUCAUCUUAACCGCAGUUAUUUUAUUCGAAUAUAUGUACUAUAUUAUAAUGAAGUACACACGUAUGACAUUAAUUAAUAUAUCGGAUUAACCACUGCAAAUUACGUAUCCGCGCAAACCUAAUAUUUAUAAUUUACGGCGUGUUUACACGAAGACAACCCGUUAUAUUUAUAUCACACACAGGCAUAUAAUAGACCGAAACGUCGUGUAUAAAAAUAUUCUAAGCGCUUGAAUGUUAUUAUAAAUUAUAAUACGUGUGUAAACGUAUAGUGGUGCGAGUACAACUCAUUUACAUAAAUUCGCCAUAAUAAUAUUAUAUACCCCGUGUAACCGUAAAAUAUACGAAAUGGAACAAAAACAAAAAAAGAAAUAAAACAAAAGAACGCAUUGUUUGUAAACACGCGUUUUUAAAUUUUUUUUUUUAAAAAAAAAAAAAACUAUUUUGCGGAAUUAUUAACAUUCGCGUGCGGAAAUUAAGUUAAUAAAAUAUAAUAUAAUAAUACGUACGCGUUCUAUAAUGUGCUCGCAUUAUAUACGAUAGUAUAUUAUACGUGUCGUGUAUACGUCUCAUUUUGACGGAUUACAAUAUUUUUUGAUAUUACGAGUGUCUUUCGGGUGUAAAUAUUAACCGCGAUUGUACCAUAUUGUACAUGGGUGAGUGAGUAGGGGGAGAGACCGUUGUAUACAAGUGAACUAUUGGCGAAUUAAUUCGAUUGAUUUUUCCGUUGAGAUACCUAUAAAACAAUAGUAAUAAUUGCGUUCUAAUCAAAUUUUACCGAAACUCUACCUACUUCAAUGUUUAAUCGAUUUCGGUUUUCUUUUCGGUCUAAAAACAAGUUUCCAAAGCUGUAUACUUGCUCUGAUAAAAAUAUUCGCGUGACAUUCCUUCGUAUAGCAUAUUGGAUCUAUAGAAUAAAAUAUACAUAGUAUUGACCAUCAUGAAGUUGGUCCCCCCACUUUAUCGAAUUGAAUUCAAAACACCAUCAAAUAAUUACAAAUCGAGUUUCACUAAUUGUAAAUCUUUUUUUAUAUUUUUUUACGAAUUUUUCAAUUUUUUGAACGAACGUGAAUUGAGUCAAAAUGUUCGCACAUGCGCAUAUACAUUUUCAUUCUCUCUUCUAGCUUUAAUUGGUAAUUAUUUUACGUUCUUACAAAUUAAAAAAAAAAAAUUAAUUCUUUUAUUCUAAUUGAUUUUUUUCCAUUAAAGAAGUUAAAUAUAAAUAAAUUACUUACUAUGCAAAUUAAACUUAAUAUUAAUAAAAGUUAUUUUUUUUUUCUAUAACAUAUAAUUAGUUAGUAGUAUGAUUAUGAAAUAUAUAAAUAUAUUAUAUUUAUUGUUCAAACAUUUUCAAUUUUAUUUAUUUGAAAUUAAAUGUGAAAUAUAUUUGAUAUUAUUCCUCUUGAAUAUAUAUAAGAAGGUGUGGAUUUACUUAUGUUGGUUCUUGUGAUACAGAAAUACAGAAUUAUUAUUGUUGUGUAGAAUCAAGUAUAAAUUAGAAUUAUUUUAAGCGAUAUAAGGCAUUUAUAAUUUAUUGUUUGCAUUAUAUUAAUCGAUACAAACUGAAAUGUCCAGUUAUCGACGUUGAACAUUUGCAUAAAAAUUGAAUCGAAAUAAUUUUAAAAUGUUAUUGAUAAAAAAUAAUACCUAACCUAUUAUUAAAGACGAUCCGAUUUAGCGUGAACGUCUGGGAAACAACCUCCACCCACUCCCCGACCAACAAGACGACGCUGUACAAUACAUCGAUAAACCAGGGCUACAUUAUUAUAGACCGAAAUUAUAUGCAUGGAAAAGUAGCUAAAUGAUAACCUAUGAUGCAAAUAUAAUGUGUAAUGAAAAUUACGAAAUAUGCAACAAUAAUAUAUGUAUAAAAACAUUCAAAAUACGCAGUAGGUAAAGGUUUUAAAAAAUUUAUAUGCACUAAAUUAAUUGGCAUUCAUAAAAAGAUUAGUAAAGCAGGUCUAUCAAAAAGUCCAUCAUAAACCAUAGUACAUAAUACUUAUAUAAUUAUUUAGUUUAUUUGAUAGCAAUUUGAUAUUAGAAAUAUUAUUUUCGAUUACAAAUAAUUUGUUGAUGAUAAUCAUAACUUUUAAAUUAAUAAAUUGACGGUCAACAUAUUAAUUCUCGUCUUAAGGGUAAAAAAUAAUGAAAAAAGAGGAAAUACUUAAUUUAUUUGUUAAGAGUAUAUAAAUAUACCUUAAUCAAUAAUUUCAAAUAUGGCAUUGAUAUGCAAAAUACAAUUUGUUCCGUGAAUUUUAUAGCUACAGGCUCUAGCCACAGAGAAUACAACAUAUUUAUACAAGUAGAGAGAAUGAAAAUGUAUAUGCACAUGCGUGAAUUGAUCAUAUUUUGAUCGUGCUUAAUCCACGUUCGUUCAAAAAAUUGAAAAAUUUGUAAAAAAUAUAAAAAAGAUUCACAAUCAGUGAAACUCGAUUUGGUAUUAUUUGGUGGUAUUUUGAAGUCAAGACAGACAAAGUGAGGGGGGGGGGCAACUUCAUGAUGGUAUAGUAUUGGUACAUUUUGAAUCCGGGGUUUUGAAGUUCCUCGGACUUUUCCUAAAUAAUAAUGCGUCGAAAUCAGGGGGAAAAAUUUAUGAAAACUAGAAUAUUCACGAAAUCCCACCGGUUUUUAUUUUUCUAAAUUCAACAGGAGGUUCAUUAUGAGUUGUAUUCUACGGUAAAAAAAUAGUUGAGCGUUAUCAAUAUUUUUUUAAAUGCGUCUUAAGUUCAAAUUUGUAUGAAAAUCAUAACAUUUCAAUGAAACACAACCGAGCUUGGAGUCGUUUUUUGUUUUAUCGUUGCAUACAGAUACUAAUUGAAUAACUAAUUGAAUUGAAUAAUAUGUGUAUCCAUCCUUCCCAGCUUCUCACUUACAACAGUGGUACACCCACCAGCAGACCAUCAGCUUUUAUUUGUGUUUGCUUAGUGAAAAAUAAAAAGAUUCGAAGUUAUCACCGAUGAAUUUCCGUUGAUUUUGACGAAACUCGUAAACGCCGAUAUUUCGUGUACAUUAUUAUUUUUCAUUUAUGCGAAUUCAACUUUUAUUAUGGUUCGGUGAAAAAAAUUUCGAUAUGGGUUCGCGAUUUUCGCGGAUUUUCCCGAAGUUUUACGUUUUCUGAAAUUAUUGCGCGAUUUAUGUGAAUUAUUUUAUGCACUUACAAUGUCCAUAAUAUAUUAUUACAGAGAUAGAUACGAGUAGAGUACUAUAACAUAAGUCCAAUAAUUCCGUACUCAAAACGCAGUAUAGCGACUAUUUUAUUAUUCGGUGGUUUUUCAAACGAAUCUGACCGAAACUAAUUGUCGGCGGUAUGUUGUUAUUAUUGGGUAUACAAUAUUAUAUUAUGUUGUUGUGUUAUCCAAAAGGCGAACACAAACUGUAUAGUACUAUAUAAUAGUGGGUAAUAGAAAUUAGGAUGAUGAAAUAUCGUACUUACGUUCCUCGUGCGCUCGCAGUGUUAUAAAUUUAUAGCGAAACCGUAUAUGCUGAUCUUUGUCAGCGUCGUGUUUUCUAUGUUGCAGCGUACUAUAAUACGAGUAUAACACAUCACCCAGACUACGAUCAUAAUAUUUUAUACCAUAUACCCGGUCUAUGGAUACCUAUCUACCAUGCAGUGUGUCCGACGUCCGUGACACGAUUCGGGAGAGUACAUCGCCCCGCCGCCGCCGUCGCCGAAGAAUUAUCACAUUAUAUUAUUAUUAUUAUUGCUCGUUAUUACUCUAUACUCGAACUAAAUAACAAUAUUGUAUUGCGCGUUAUAUUUCGUACUUUGGGGAAAACUAAACGACGACGUGUAUACAGGGUGUUUUUUGUUUUUAGUAAUUUUAUUUAAUUAAAUGUUACCUAUUAGGUAUCUUGUCUUUCAAAAUUCAACUAAACGAUGGAUCUGUUGGGUACCAACCUUUUUGAAUCGCUCUGGAUUAUAUGGAACAUAACCGUAUAUAUGAUUGAAAUAUAUUAUCAAGUAUAUAAUAGGCACCCUUAUCUCUAGAAUUUAAGGGAAAUAACAGCAAAUGAGGCUUAUAAGAACUGAUAAGAAUUACCAAUCGGGUAAACCGGUAAAACUGAACGCCGGAUCCGAUGGAAAUUUAGUUGGCAACGUUGAAUUUUGGAAAAAGACCUGAUAAUAAAAUAUAAUUAGACUGUUAAGUUUUAGAAUAAAUUACAACAUUUUGAUUGAGCAUGGCUGCACUUCGGAAGACAACUAUACCUUAUUUAUUAUUUAAUCGUAUGGUUUUUGAUGUACCUACAUAUAAAGUGUAUUUGACAUUUCACACAUAUUCUGUACACCGCGAUAAUAACAGUCUCGGAUCGACUCUAAGCUUUAACGAUUAUUCCAAUAACGAUUGAAAAAUCCCACGGAAAUGAAAUGUACUUGAUAUCAACCGGAACGAUCGAGCUGGAUUGUGACUAAAAAAAAUCACCCUGUAUAGCAACGAAUAAAAUUUAAAAAAAAAAAAUGACUGGCGUAUAAUAAUUAUUAUCGGCCGUCGUACUCGUACCUAUUAUAUUAUAACGUCCCGGUCAUUACUAUAAUAUACGAAUAUUUAGAACAAUGCUCGCAAAACCGACUGUGGUGUCGUUCCGGUGCAUUGGACUUAUUGUUGUUGAAAUAAUAAUAAUAAUAAUAAUAUAAUAUACAAAAUAUAUAUGCAAAACACGGCUUCAGGGUGGGAGAUAGCGAACCCGCGUGAUGAAAGCGCCGAAAUGAAUGAACCGUUGGAGAUUUAUCGGAAGAGAUUAAUAUUUUUCGACGGAAAUCCGAUGUAUAGGCAAACAAGAGUAUAUUAUUCGCAAUAAUAUAUGGGUAUACUUUUUUCAUCAAGUGAAUAUCCACUUGACGAAGCUAAAGAUUUCACUAAAUACAUAGACGCAGCUUAUAAUAAUGAGUAUAUAUUAUGUAUUUAUAAUUUAUAUAUAUUUAAAAAAUUCUUCUAUUGUUGUCUGCCGCUAAAUACAGAAAAAAAAACUAUGAAUAUUUUAUUAUUCAUUCAAUAUUUGAUCAAAGUACCUAUCAAACGACAACAAAUCGUUACGCGUUAAAAACAAAACAAAAUGCCGAAUACUAUACGUAUAUAUUACUAUACGAUAAGCGCGUGUACCAUUAAAACCAUUUUUAAAAGUUACUUUGUUGUCAAUAUUGCGCAAGAAUGUGUGAAAAAGUCAAUGUUGAGCAACUAUAAAUAAUUUUUUUUUAACUAGUUUAAGUUAAAUUAUUUCAAAAACAACUAUAACUAAGCCAAGUUAAAGUUAAUUUUGAUAUACACAAGUAAAUCAGUAAAUUUAAGUUACACAUUUUCAAGAAAAAUGAUUACAUAGUUAAGUUAAAAGUUACUUUUUUUAAAUUACCCUUUGUAUGCACUAUGAAAGUAUUUGUACUCUAUAAUAUUUAGUAUUUUAUAGACUUCCUCUACCAAACUUUUGUGGGUAUCGCUGCAUCGGUCGCGCACUGGUCUUGUGAUGUGAUAAGAUAUUCACGUAAAAAAUUCGUCAUUUUCGUCGAAAAAUAAUUUUAAAAAACAUAGGCACACAGUUAUUUUUACAAAAGAAAUCAUAAAUAACUUAAAUUUUAACAAAAUAACUUAGUUCAGUUAUAAUUAUUUAUCAAAAGAAAUAACUAAGUUACUUUUCAACAUUUUAUUUUAUUUUUAACUAGUUAAGUUGAAAGUUAUAAACAUAAGUAACUUUAAACCUUCAACCUAUAAUUAAUGCCCAAAUUUGGAAAGAGUAGGUACGUCGUAAAUAAUAUUCUUACACGUUUGUUAUGUUUUUCGUGACAGCGUUUGGUUAUUUUAAAAUCCGAAAAUCUUCUCUUCUUCUCUGUUCAAAUGUGAGACUGCAAGAGUUUUAACUAGUCACUGUACAGCUUUCCUACAAACUAUUUCAGUGUCAGCAGAUUCUCUCCUCCCGCGCAAUCUAAUUAAUCGCAUAAAUUCCAAUGUUAAAUCUAAACCGUGUUCCGUAUUCCAUCAUAUUAAUAUUAUCUACUUCUAUCUUUGAUGCUUUCUUAUACGGUUCUAUUCCUAUUCAUCACCAGGACCAUUAUUGAAGCCGCGACCUCCAAAAAGUUUAACUCGUUAUUAACUCAUUAAUUUAUAUAAAACGACUACCUGCCCUAAAAUUCUAGGUGAUUAAAUUUUAAUACAUACGGGUUGAUUCAUUUAUCAAGAACUAGCGAUUUUAUAGGAGGCUUAUAAUUGCAUUUUAUUUUUGUUAAUCAAUCAUUAUAAUGUAACCGUUUAAACACUAUUUUAACAUUUUAUUGCCAUAUUUUACCCCGACUCCAUAUAACUUAAAGUAAAUUAUUAUACAUUUUUGAUUUUCAAAUAGAAUCUCCUCUCUUUUAACUGCAGGUUCGAAUAGAGAAUAUUUUUUUAAAAAUUUGAUAUGCAUAACAUUAAUAGUUAUUUGAUUCACCGUUUGAGUUAUAAGAGUUUAAAAUUUAAACCGGAGGAGUAGAGGAGAAAGGGUGGUUCAUUUAUCAGUUAAAAAUGAAUAUUGAAAAAAAAAUUAAAUACACUUUGAAAAAAUUGCUGGUUCAUAAUAAAUGGUAAAAUAGAUAAUCCUGUGUAUCAAAAUAUGGGUUUGUAUACAUUUUUUGCCCUUAAAAUACGGCCGUGGUUAUUUAAAACAAUGUAAAAAUACUUAUUUAUCCGCAAUAUUCUUAAUUUAGAUUUAAUUUAAUUUAUUUUCAAUAUUUAUCAAUCGAUAAAAAUGCGCCAUAUUAUACAAAAUAUAGGACACUAAAGUUAAAAUUGUGAAAUUACUAUAUAUGGACUCGUUACUAAUAAUUGAUUAACAAUUGACUUCAUUUAGUCUCGAAUUCUCGAUAUUAGUUGAUUGUAGUUUUGCAUGCUUUCUAUUAGAUUAACUAGGAUUGAUUUAUUUUUAUAUUGUGUAUCGUUUUUCUUAUACAAAUUUACGUUGCAGUAUUUAAAAAUUUGUUAUCAUCCUAUUUCGAUAGUACCUAUUUAAUAAUCAUAGAUUUCGGAUGUUGUAGGCGUUUGCUUUUCCCCCUAUUGAUUCACUGUAUGAAGUAACACGUCAGCAUAAAUUUGUUCCGUCCAACGAAGUUUUUAUUUUGCUUAUUUUUCAACUUUGUAUUAUUUUAAUGCUUUGUGGACGAUUUUUUCUUUUCCUCCCCUCUCGUUUUUAAUAUUUUGUUUUAUAAAUAUUGCAUAUUAUUGCGUAUAUUUGAAAUAUUGAAUAAGUUAAUAAGCUAAUAUUUGUUUAGAUUCUGAGCACAGUGAGUGAACAACGUCUACUAGAAAGCCUACUACAAUGAAAAAGUUUAUAAUAAUUUUAUUAAGUAUUUUUGAUUUGGUCCUUACAUUAAUGAGGUAAUUUUUUGAUUAUCUUUGUAGUUUUCUUAACAAAUGAGAAAAACUAGCAAUUUUUAUAUAGGUAUAAUUUGUAUUGAUUUCUAGUUAGCAAAAAAGGAAAAAAUAUGACUAAUUAUUUUCUGCUCAGAAUCGUUUUUCGUUAGCACUGGUUUAUCGUUGAGUACAAGUAUAAAUCAAGUUUCUUUAAUGUAUAUUUUUUAUCACCUUCCUCGCGAUUUUUCACCUUAAACAGUGAUACACACUCAUUAGCAGUAUCGGCUUUUUUUGUUUUAUGUUAUCAGAAAAUAUUAAUUGUUGUAUAGUAUUACAGGUAUACAAUUUAAAAAAAAUAAUCGAUCGUUUUGUGUCAACCGUUCUGUAAAUAAUUAUUGAUUGGUUUUUUUUUUUAGGAUUUUCACUUUUUGUUUCUUUUUUUUGUUUUAUUUCGAGUGAUUUAUAAAACUAUAUAGAUCCAAACUGCUGUGACAAAUUUUCUGUAGACGAUUUUCUAUUUUUUUUUUUAAUCUUAUUUCAGUUAUAGAGUGCAUUAUUGUUUUCGAAGUUGCACUGUGUAAUGUUGAUAAAUACUAUAUCGUCAUGACGAAAAACAAAUUAUAACAGUUUAUGUUUUAAAAACAUGUUUAUGUACAUUAUUAUUCUUUUUUAAAAUUUAAAUUUAAAUAUAUUAUACGGAAAUAGAAUAAAUAAUAUGCUUUGUGUGUGCAGUGACGUGUUUUACAGAUCAAUUCACUUUGUAAAAAAAUCUGUUACAUAAGAACAAUAUAGUAUUAUAGUUUAACUUUUAUUGAAUACUCGAGUAGGUACGUAAGUUUUAAAUCGAAACGAGAUGUGGGUCAUUGUAGUUUUUCGGCCGUUAAACAAAGUAUGAUAUUAGAAAUCGAUUGUUGUGUUGUAUUAUAUUAUUUAAGUCUUGCAAUGGGUUCUAUAUUCAUUCGUUUGAAAUAAUAUUGUACACCCGGGAGGUUGUUGCGUGGAAACAAAAGCGAGUUUUAGGUCUUUGUAUUAUAGUAUUGUACGGAUCAAAUAGUCCCGCGGGUAAAAAGGGGUUUCAGUAAAAAUUUCGCGUUGAGCUUAAAUAUACCUAAACCAAUGGGUUGAUUAUAUAUUUUUUUAAAUCUAUUUCGUGUUUACCGAAGAAACUAUAAUAUUAAAAAUCCGGACGUACUUCACACCAUGUAUAUUAGGUCACUGUAGUAAUAGGAAAGUUAGAAAUGUAUAGGGUAAUUUAAUUUAUAUAUUACAAGCAACGAUGAAUCAUUUUAAUCAAAAAAUGAGUAUUUAAGAAGUGUAGUAUCAGAGUCGUGUUUUAUUCCGCUUGUAUGGCUAAAGGUAACCCAUCAGAAAUCAAUAAAAAUACAAUACAUGUAUCGACAUUUGUUGUCUGUUUUUUAAAAUUUUAUAAAAAAUCUAUUGCCAAUCUAGAUAUUUUUUUUCGAAUAAAAUACAAUCUGAUAAAAAAAUCAUCAUCUUUCAAGGUGUGGUAUAGAAAUAUCAGAACAUUUGUAUUAACCCGAAAUGUGUUUUCAGGACAAACCCACACAUUUUAGUUAAGCUAAUUGCUUUUUCGCUUCACUCUGCAGAAUUCUAAAGUAAUCCGUAUAUAGAAUUUUAUACGUUUUACUGAUAAUAUUGUAUUCGUUUUAUUUGGGAUUUUCAAAAGGCAUUUUUAUAAAGUACAUAUAUUGUUUUUGUGUUUAUCAUUUGUAAAAUAUCAAUAUUGAAUUAUCAUUAAUACUUAUACUUAUAGUUUUCAGCUCACAAUGAAAUUAAACAACAGAGUCGUUAUACGUAUUUUUUUUAAUUAUAACGAGGAAGCUAUAUUAAUUAUGGUUUUUUUCUUGAAAUUACUUUUUUGGUUAGUAAAAAUAUUCCAAAUCAUUCACAUCGUAAGUACCUUAAUAGAUGAUGCGGAUUUGUUGACUACGGUAAUACUUUACUUGGACAAAUGUCUAUGUACCCAGUAGUUUUUCUAAACAAUUUAAAAAACUGACAACAAAUGUCCAGCUUUUUCAUAAUUAAACACUUACUUGUAAUUGUAUAGUGUCAUUGUCACUAUUCAGUGAUUUGUUUCUACAUAGACAUGCUUGGUUUAUCAAAUUCACUCAUGGCGUCUUCGUCCGAAAUUAUUGUAGCAGUGGUAUUUGAUCGUCUGCACACCCGCCAACAUCAUCUAAAAAAAUAACAGCUAUGAAAAUUAUAUUGACUUAUACCGUUUUUACUGGCGGUUUACAUUUUUUCAUGGUAUAACACCGCACUAUCUGUUUUCUUUUUUAUUACGUGUUUCGCGAAUAACGAAAAAAAAAUAGUAGUUGUAUACUCGUUUAUAUUUUAUGGUUUAAUUUCAUUAGAUAGGUUUAUAAUGAACAUAAUAUGGAUGCAUAUUUUUAUUGGUACUUAGUACUUUGUAUUUUUACUCUCUUCAUAUGUGAUUUUAGGUUUCUAAACAUAUUAAGUUUAGAACACCUUAUAUGCUCGUUGUGUCCAUCCGUUCAUCCGUCCGUAUAGUUACGGUUGUUGAUUUGGUUAACAAGGCGAUAGACAUUCGUAAUAUUAUUUUAUUAUUAUUAUAUAAUGCGGUUUUACAAUAGUGAUUAAUUUAAGCGCAACAAGAAGAGUGACAAACAACCGGUUUCUGUAGUUAGUCCGGUACAUUAUAAUAUUAAAAUAUGAGUAUUUGAUAUGAAUACUAGUCAAUAUUAAAAAGAGCUGAUACUAGGAAUGGGAGCAGCCACUGUUGUAGGUGAGAAGUUGAGAAGGUAGGAAAUAUAAUGUUAUUUCAUUUAUAUCUGUAAGCAACGAUAAACCAUUGCUUGACGAAAAACGAUUCCGAGCGCAUUUCGGUAAUACAUCAUUUUUGGGAUUUUCAUUUAAAUUUGAUUUUAAAACGCUCAUUAAAAAAAAAAAAGUCACCCGAUGAUUUUAAAAAUUUACCACGUUUAAAUAAGUCCAAUAUAAAUAUUAUAUUACCAAGUUUCAAGUCUCUAUGUGUAUAUAUAACCGAAUCACAGCAAAAAAAACUACCAAAAAUUAAAAUUCUUUAAAAGCUAAAAAAUCUUGGCGAUGAUACUGUUAGAAAGUAAAUCAAAAAGGCAACAAAAGCGGAAUUUUGUGAUUUUUCGAUUAAAUCAUUUCUUCUGGUAGAAAACGUCGUCCGUGUUUUUAUAAAAUAAUAAAAUCAUGAAAUACUACGUUUUCCUACGUUUUUUUCCUCUUAAUUAUUUUUAUUUAAAAAGUGGUGUAGAAAAUCAAAAAAUGACCAUUCUAAAGUACUAUUUAGACAACUUGAGCUUUAGAAAAGUUGCUACACGUAAAAUUCGGAGCAAGUUUACAAGAAAAAAACGUAUCCACAGACUAGAAAAAAAAAAAUAAACACUUUAGUAAACCAAUAGCUCCUUCGUAACGCUCUAAAUCUAAAAUUAGAGACCAAAAUAUAAUUACUUUAUGUAUUUUUAAAAUAUCCUUUCAAUAAUUUAUAAAAUGUAUUAAGAGUACAUCAUAAUAAUAUUUGCCGUCUUUCAUAUACAAUUUCUUCCGGAUUAACGCAAAGGCGAUGAUCGCCUACUUGUAGGCGCGUGUUUAGUGCUAGGUAAGACCAGGGUUUUUUUCCUCUCGAAAAUCAAGCGUAUUAAAUGUUUUAAAUAAUAUAGUAAUAUUUCGAAUCACUUAUGAGAUAAUUUUACACCUAAAUAGUUCCAUGAGUUGGUUGUGCUACCUAUAAUAUCACUUGGAUGACUUUACUUAAUGGGCUAUUAAAAAAUGUGAUUAGGGUUAUACUCGAGCCUAAUUAUUCGGCCCUGGACAGUGUUAAACUGUUAAAAUGUCAAACGAAUGAAUAACGAAUACUGUAUACUGACGAACCGACAAUUUCUACACUGUUGAUGUAUAACCCGGGCGAUAUAAUAAUAUGAGGAUGACAUUGGUUUAUUUUCUUACCGCCACCGCCGUUACAUAUUAUAUAAAAAAAAAAAAAUAAUAAUAAUAAUAAUAAAAAAAAUUAUUCGGUUAGACUAUACCAUUCAUAUUUACGAGUAAAUACUAUAUAUAUAAUAUUAUAUUAUUCGAUCACCAGCAGCUCGUUUUCUCAUCGCGUCUUACUAUUAUUAUACUCGGAGAUACCAUUUUUCUUAACGAGUGUGCACCGCAACAACAAACGACGGCGAUGACUGAGGCGAGUUGUCGGUCCAUCAGUAUAGUAGCAUCAGGAAGGAAAAGACGCGCGCGCGUGUGGUCUACAAAAUCUGUAUGCCUCCUCCUCUCCCACAUACAACAUCACGCAACAAUAACAACAAUAUAAUAUAAUACAGGAUAUGGAUAUUAUACAAUACUAUAUCGACCACACAUUUCGGAAUCGAAUUAAAAUAAUAUUAUCGUUACUUUUUCGGGGUUUAAUUUUUUAAUUUUUUUUUAAAUAUUAUCAUCCAAUCCUCUCUCUCUUGGUGCUCUCGUAACAUUUUUUUAAAACGGUUAUACUUACUGUACACGAAUUCAAAACAGAACGAUCAUAAUAUUGUUAUGUACCUACCUACUUCUUAUACCAUUUCGACGUUUUUUCUAUAUUUUAUCUUUCCCACACUACAUAUAACCUUAAAUAGUUAUUGGGGAAAACUGCGAUUUUCCCGUUACGAAUCCAAUAGAUUUCCAUUGUGUAUUGAAAAUUCGAGGUGUAUUUUUUUUUUAAAUUUCAGACCAAAAAUAAAAUCAAAGUUUGUAGUUAGGUAGUUAGUAGAGGGUGAGAACACAACAGAAAAUACAUAAAGAAGAGCAAACAAAACUAUUUUAUUUGUUGAACUCUUUUAGAAUAUUAUUAGUAGUAUAAUAAAUUGUUUGUGUUAUUUAGAUUGCUAUAUUUAUGAACGUGGGAAUUUAGUUUUUUAUUCUUCGAACCAUUUUGGGAACAAUAUAAGUUAGGUCGAUUCGCCACCGCAAUGAUAUCUUUUUAUUUACGAAAACAAUUUUUAGAUUAUGAGUGAAUUGAGGUUAUUGAUUUUACUAUGAUAAGUGUUUUUUUUUUGUCUGUAAAUAAAAUGUCUACCUGGAAUCUUGCUUUGACAAUCAUUAUUAAGAGUAUGGUUUCUUGAAGAAAAUGUUGUCUAGUCAGUGCAAAGGAGAGUACAAUUUUUAAUUUCCUUUGUAGUUUUCUUAAUAAUUGAGGAAAAACAAGAAAACUAACGCAAUGACGUGAUAAAAAAAAAAAAAAGUCGACCGUAAUAUAAUUUUUUUUUAAUAAAAUUUAAAGUUCAAAUUUUAAUGAUUAUCGUACAAUCAGGGAAUUUUGUAUGACUCAUAUACUAUAUACUUUUAUUUAAGUUAAUUAAGUUUAAGGUAAUACAAAUUUUGAUUUUAAUGGAUAGUUCGGAUAAUAUACGUAAGCAAUUGAUGGGCCCGUACGCGUGCGUCCUGAUAACAGUGAUAAUCAAUUAAUACAUUCGUAUUCGGCUGUAAUGUUUGACUAUUUUUAUACUGUUACUAUUUUAUGUUUAAUUUUUAUAUGUUUAAAUCCAGACAGUCUUUAAAGGCGGUUUUAUGUGACCCAAUAGACACUCGGUAGAGUUCAUUGUACAUCCAGUUGAGAAGAUUUUGCUGACUGAGUGUCGACUGAAAAAUAAAUGGUAAAUUAUUGAAUUAGUCGAUUUUGAAUAGCGAAAAAUUAGAUUUUACGUGUGGGAAAAACACUCUCGCUAGUGAUUUUAAGGGUGAUUGGGAGUGUAAAAAAUGUAAAAAAGUUAAGAGAAAAAGUUUGGUCUAUGUGCUCGCGAUGCUUUUAUAUUACAGUGGGGGGAGGUGGUGGAUUUGCAGGGUCCGAUAUUUAGCAGAAAAAUAGCCCGCUAAAACCGUUUGAAAAUGGCCGGUGUUUUUGUGUAUUACAGACACGUAGCAGUUUAAACCUCAGCAGAAAAUCAUCGGCGAGACUAUAGUAUUACGUUCUGUUAAUUAAAUGACAAUAAUUAUACGCGGUUCCGGUCGCACAGCUUAGUUUAUAAUAUCGACAGGGGUCUCAUCGUUUUGUGCGAUAAUAUUAUUAUAAUUUAUUUGGUAUGUUUAUUGUAUCAUUAUUAUUAUUAUUAUUGUCUGUCCGUUAAGUAUAUUUCGCUGUUCGAGUAUAACGUAACGGUUCUCGUCAAACGAUCGGAGGCGUUUCGACCGUGAACGAGACGCGGUCGCGGGUGUAACCGAAUCCACCGCCGCCGACGGUAACGUAUUUAUAUUAGUAUUGCGAUCGCAGUAACGUUCUUUUUAUUUUUCCGCCACAUUAUCGAGGCCACUGAGCGUAGACUGAUUUUUUUUUUUUGCUACCCAAUUUUCAUCGUAAAAUUCUAAAAGUUCAAAUUCGAACGGACCUCUAUUGCGUUAUAAUAUACACGAGACCUUCAAAAUUAUUUAAUAAUAAUAUGUUAUAUAGUUUUGAAGUUUUUACAUUCGUACUGCUUCUAAUAAUAUAACUAUCUCAAAAUUCUGCACAGAAAAAUAUUAAAAAAAAAAUGAGCAAUACAACAAAUACCUAGUUAUUGGCUAUCAUGAAUUAGUUGAAAAUUUAGUUUAGAUUCUUAUAGCGAUAAAAACAAUGUGUUAUACUAAGUUUUAUUAAGAUGUAUGCUUUUUGUCUGUCUGUGAAGAAGUUUUCGAUAAAAUGAUUCGCUUCAAGAUUCUAGAGUGGUUUACGGUAUCAAAUUUUGUAUAGUUUGUGCAUUGGGAGGUCAUUUUUUUGUCCGAAAUGCCCGAAAAAUUGAAAUAUUUACGAACUUAAAGCGUUUCUAUUCAAAUCGUUUUUGGUUUUAAACUAUAAUAUUAUUAUAAGUGUUAAAAAACUGUAAAAACCUCUAAUUUUCACUGAAUACUCGUGUUAGCAUUUUCUAGACGUGUUUUCUAGACGUAAUUCUCUUUUUAUUGUGGGGUUUUUUAAAUUCUUUAUAAUAUUUGGGAUGUUUGAUUAUUUUGUUUUUGUUUAAUUUUGAUUAUAAGAUAUAAAUCUUGCAAACGAAAACAUCUGUAAAUAGCUCUUUUAUUAGUGAUGAAUUUUACUCAGCCGACUUGUUGCCGUUAAAAUAUUAAAUUUUGUAUUUAUUUUAUUUGCGAAUGUACAGAUUUUUGGGGAGGGGAUUAAAACUUCAAAAAUGUACAUCCUUGAAACUUACUCUAUGCACAUACAAUAUUAAAUUCCCCAGAUUUUAUUUGAAGGGUCUGCACGGUUUAACGAAAUUAAAAAACACCCUCCUCUUGCAUUAAUAUGGUGAAAUUUAUACUAAUAUUUAACUUAGGUUUCAAAUUGCUUAUAAAAAUACUUUAAUUUUCGAUUUUGGAGGAAUAGCUCUUUUGCCCAAAACAAUUUAAAAUAAAGUACUACCAGGUAAAAAUUCCGCAAGUUCGACCGGAUCACCAUAAUUUAAAAUAUUAUAACAUCACGUCAUAAUUUUACCAUAUCGUACACUUUUUUUUUCAAUAUUCGUCUCACUUUAUUAGCGUGCUCGUAAAUCAAUUAUGUAUUAUCGUUUUCUCUUGGAGUUCGCGGUCAAAUCGCUUUCAACACCGCGGAAUAAAAAUACAUUAUUAUAUUUAGUUGGCGGAAACGGUAAACGUAUUGUAUAGUAACUAUCGCAUCAUAAAGUAGGAUGGCCGAGUGUACCUAUGUCUAAUUGUUAAAAUCCGUUAAACCGUGUAAUACUAUAUAAUAUAGACAAUAAUAUUGCGUCCGCUAUAAUGUAGAACAGAUUGAGAAAGUAAAAGCCGACGACGACGCCAUAAUGAAUAAGUAAUUUCUCAUCGUUACUUGGUAUUAUUUAAAAAUAAUAAAAAAUUAGCUAUAAAAUCGUACAAAAUUUGAUAAUAUAAAGCGAUUUUCGCGAUAAAUCACAAUUAACAGUACGCGACAGUUACACGGAACCGCUAGGUGAUUUUAGGUUUUUUUUUUUUAUUAAUAUUAUUUGUUUUAAAUUAUCAUGUUCAUGUGAAAUUUCACUUAGACUUCGAUCAUCGCAAAUAAAGCUAACACUUGAAUGCCAGAAAGCAAGAGACCUUUUAUGUUGCAUUUUUAACCUAGUUGGUGAGUAAGUAAUUUGUUUUUUGAUUUUCAAAGCAAAACCAAUAAAAAACGUAGAAAGAACAGGAAAAUUUACUAAAAUAAUAUUAAUAAUAUUCUUUUAUUAAUUUAAAUUUGUCUUUUGUAGUAAUUUAGUUAAAAAUAUUCAUAGAGAAUUAAAAUUGUUGAGCUAUUUAUAGACAUUUAAUUUUAUGAGUUUUUUACGCAAUUUUUAUAUGGAGGUUCUUAGUGGAUACAAUUAUUUGACCAAACAGAAAUGAUUGACCCUUUAACAGGAAGUUAAUUUAUUAAUUAUAAGUUGUACUUAGUGGUAAAAAAAAAAAAUCAGUAUAAUUUAGUAUUUUUUUUUUUAUAAUAAAUUUAAUAUUAAAUUUUGACGAAAAUCAUAAACAUUAUAACGGCCUUUCAAAACACGUAUAACCGAACUUCGUUUUUUUGCUGUCAAUGGUGUAUAUCGUUGCUUACAGAUGCAAAUUAAAUAACUGUACACCCGUUCUUGGUAUCAGCUCUUUUUUUUUUAGUUUACAAUUGAGAGUGCUUGUUAUAGCUAAAUUCAAAUUUUGAAAAUAGACGUUUAUUUACACAGUUUUAUUAUUAUAAUUACUAUUAUCAUCAUCGUUACGUCAUUUUAAUUAAAAUAUCCUGUGGUUUUUUAUCUAUUGUCGUUUAUUAUUAAUAUUGUGGUGCUAUUCCUGUAUAAUUUAUUUCAUUUAAUUAUUUAAAAUGAAAUAUUACAAGAGAUACUUUUAUAUUAUGGAUUAUUGCAUGUGCAUUUAAUUAAAAAUUACCAAAAAAAUACACAGUUGAUUAAAAACCAUAACGAGUUCCUUGAGAAAGAAUUUGUAUUGUUUUAUUAGUAAUAAUUACACCGAUAGUGGAAAAAAUUGAAGCAUAUAGAAACUUUAGUGCAGCAGAUUAUAAUAUGUUUUUGGAAAACAAUUUCGAACCAUUUUGUGUUAGAACCUGUUAUUUUCUUGGGAAUUUUAUUUUUUUAUGUUUUUACAUUACAUUUAUUGUAGAAAUAUCGUUUUUGAUAAUAUUGUACUAGGUAUAUCGUUAGAUAUAUGUUUUUUUUAUCAACAUUAUGAUAAUAUUAUAUAGUAUUAUAAACUACAGCUGACGGAUCGGCCGAGUUCGUUGCCACCGGAAACUCAUUUUACUUCGCCACCGGUGUCGUUUUGCAAACCGUCAAAACCGUAUGGUAAAAAAUCGGUCGAUCGGUCGGUAUAAUAUUAUAGUGAAAAACUUCUCGUAUAUAUAUGGAAAAUGCGAGGUGGAACCGAACUGUGCGAGCUGCUGCAAUGUGGGUUCGGUCAUCCAGGAAAUUAACGUGCGCGUGGAGAGAGGAAAAAAAAACAUUUCGGCGCAGUGACUAUAACGAUUCCGAGGUAUUACACGUGUGUAUACAUAUUAUCGGCAAUAUUUUUAUUAUCAUAAUAUACUAUAACUGCGUUCUUGUCGGGUUAGGUUAUCAAAAAACAAAAAAAAAACUGCCGUGAAAAUCAAAAAACAAUCUCCCUAAAGUACUACCUCAAGAAAAUUUCCUUUCGGAAAAUGGUCUACAUUGUAUACAUCGGAGUAAUAUUUUUUGUAGAAAUUUUGUACACAGUAUAUAAAAAAAAAAAAUACAAAAUAAACAUCUUUGUAAAACUAAUAAAUUUUUCACUACACUCAAAAUCUAAAGUUGUUUUAAAAUAUUCAUUUAAUUUUACCUACUCGGGCCGCGGGAAGUAUUCAUACCCCGUGAUAACGAAAAAGCAAAAAUCGACAAUAGAAGUGUGAAAACGUUUUCCCUUCUGACCUAUCAGACGUGGUUUCGCAUAUCAAAUCGAGGGUUACUUUAGAUGUAUAGUACAGACCCCCGUAUACCCACGAAUCGAUCGAAUCGGAACGUGGCCGGACGAAUUGACAUUGAAUAAUAUUGUCUGUGAUUUUUUUUUCUUAUUAACGUAUACUAAAGAAGAACUCAGAUCUCAUUCCUUUCUGUUCCCAGGGUUAUCCACGGUAAUCAGUCGGGAUGGGGUCAGUUCUACCGUAUACGCCUGAUGACGGUUUUACUUCUUCCGUGGAUUUUUGUUUUUCAUAGCUCGACACUCGGGGCCUAUUUAUAGUCUCCAUUACGCCGAUAGUAUUUUGGUGUUUUGUUGCCCAUGUGACGCAAUAAAAAAAACUAAACAAUCCAGCAACCCAAUAACAUCUGCUGAUGUCCGAUGCUUUGUUUUAAAAUUUAAUUCGUUCGCACUUCCCCUCACCUCAUCGCGUUACCGAAGGAAUACCUGCAGAAAUCAACGAAAAUCACAUAAAAUAUAGGCGUAUCUAUUUGGUAUUUUAUAUUUUAAUUAAAUUCACCCUGUUGUUGUUUUCACGUAAGGUGUGCAUAUAAGUGAUAUACAAACAAAUAUACUGCAAAUAACGGUGUUAUUACAUCUUUUAUUCCUAUAUAUUUUUGUUUAUAGAUGAUUUUAGGAACGGUACAAAUAUUAUACUCUCAUCGCACACGUAAACGCAAUAAUAUAGCGCAUCAUAUUGUAACAUUUAUAGCUAUUUUAAAUGCUCCUAGUUGUUUUGGUUUUAUUUAGUUUUAUGUGGAUAAAAUUGUUUUGAAAAUUUAAUCCGAGCAUAGUCAGAAGUACUUAUAGUGUUAAUAAAAAUAACCUCAACUUCCCAUCGGUAACAGUAACACUCCCAUCAGCAAUUACAGCUCUUUUUUGUAUCGUUUUUUUUAUCAUCAUAUAAAUAAUAGAUGGCGUUAUUUUAAUGGCAUUUUGUAAAGUCCAAAAUAAAAAAUUUACUGAAAAAAUAAAUAUAUAUAUUGAUUAAAUACAGACGGUGUAACGUCCUGUUUCUUCGGCGCGUGGGAUGUGUUCUGUCGCUUGAUAUACUACUUCAAUCGAAUAAUAAUAUUAUAACAUAUGGUUUUCGCGAUUGACUAUAGAAAUUUUGAUUGUAUUUGAAAUUCGAAUUGUACGAUAUAAACGUAAAAAUAAAUAACGAACAAAGAUGUUGUUGAAAAUUCGAUUGUUCGGAGGGCUUGUAAUUCAUUGGCCAGUAUUUUCGUCGGUGCACUUGAAUUAGCUUCCAAACCUUCUGCGGGUAGUCAAUAAUAAUAUUACCUAUAAUGUUGAAUUGGCUUCCAAGAUUUGGGUAUUGAAUCGGCUCAUUUGGCACAUACCUAUUUCAUAAAUACCAAAUUUAAAUUCACCUCAUAAUUAUGUCUAUUAUAUUGAACUUUAUAUCAUGUAGAUAUAGGUAGUCAUAUGCAAUAUAACAGUUAGCUAUGGAUAAGUUAUAUAACAUAUUCACAUACCUAUUAUGUAUUACAAUUAAUUAAAGGUUCAAAACUUAUAGAAAAAAUAUUGCGCUAAUAUUUGUUUAAUUUUUGACAUCUGAAUUAAAUCUGCAGUUGAUUAAUUCUGAAUUCAAUUAUUUAUAAAUUAUAUUUUAUCGUUAUCACAAAAAUGAAAAAACGAAUAGCUUACAGACAUUAUUUAAAUUAAUAAUUAUUUGAUUUCCGGCUACAAUGAUCCGUAGCACUGCAUUUGAUAGAAUAUUAAUACCACGUGCUUUUUCUAACUUUCAUUUGAAAUAAAUUUUGAUAGCCACUUGUUUAUUAAGUGUUAUUGGUAGCCGAUUCAAUAUAUUCGAUGUAGUAAUUUACCAGUGGGAGCAUAUUCAAUUAUGUCUGAUCGGCAAAAGUCUCCGGUCAUCGGCAAUUUGAUAUUCAAAAAAUAUUGAAAACCGCGCAUCCGUAGCUAGUCCAAAAAAAAGAAAAAGAAAAUAAGAUUUCCCGACUAACAAUUUAUCUGUUUCGAUAUUUUUUUAUAUAUAUAUGAAAUGAAAUGUAUAUUCCGAUUUGUUAUAUUAAUUUACCAAUGAAAUACGAUUCCGAUAAACAAUUUUCCCAGCGAAAUUUUGUCCAUUUUUACCGACAGAUUGUUAAAUAAUUUCCCUCUGGGAAAUUGUAAAAUGUUCCACUAUACAUUCGUUAUAUUUUCGUGCACUCAGUAUAUCUAUAUACGUUAUUUUUUGCAUGUUCUCCAGCACCUACCUAUAUACCUAUAGUGACCGUAUAAUAUGACGACAAAAAGCAUUAUAUUUCCCGUCUACCGGAACAUAACGAAAUGUUUUUCUUUCCGUGUUAAUUAGUAAACUACAUAUAUUUUAUCGUUUAUCGUACUAGACUGCAUAAUGACGAUUUUUCUCACGUCUGAUGCAGACUCGAUGUGGCCAAAAACCGUUUCACUAUUAUGUUAUAGUCUUGAACUGUAUCGCUGCUGCUGAUAGCGACUUCUAUCGGAAAACAGUAAUACUGAAAAACUUAUUUCCGAAUACAGAGUUUAUAAUAAUAUAGUCUAGAAAGUAAAAUUUUUGAACUUAACGAAAUUAUAUAUAUUAUCGACUAUUUACAAUUAUUGACAACUAUAAAUUCGUCGAAAUUCAAAAGCUUUACUUUCCUUACUUUACUCAAAUAUGAUUCAGUGAAUAUUUCCAUACAAAUAUUUCAAGUUCUUCGGUCAUAAUCUAGUAUAAAACAUAUAUUAUCUAUUUCCAGACGAUAACUCUUCUAUAUUGUUAUAUAUCUACGGUCUAAAUUUUAAACAGUUAUAAUAACUCAUAAACAUGCGGUUUAUGCGUACGAAAGUUUGAAAAUAUUGUAAAUAAAACCGUGAAUCGUAUAUAGAUUUAAUAAUUGAAAAACACAAAAUCGACAAUUGUACUCUUAAUCUUCGUAUAUAAUCGCUGGAUCGUUGUUGAACAUUUUUUUACUACAUUUAUACGCGUUUAGGGGAACUGUAUUUGCCAGACAAGUUUUACCGGUAUUGACUAAUGAUAAUAAAAAUAUAAUUAAUAUAGCUAUAGUUUGUGCACGUGUAGAAUAUAAUAAAGCACGACGUUUAUAUUUACGUGGUAAUAAUCUAUACCGGAUACAAGAAAAACACGCUUUUUUUUAAUGAUGUAUUAUAUAAAUCAAAUUACUGCGUAUACACCAUAAAGAUAUUUUAGAGACGGUCAUGUAGUAAAAAACUAAAGAAUCUGAAAAAAACUCUUUGUUUGUAUAAGCAUAAACAUCACCCUGUAGAAAAUAUCACCCUCUAGUAUAUGUAUAAAAAAAAUUAUUGCCACAACAGCAUUUCGCCAAUUUGUUGACAUUUUUUAUCUAUACAAUUUCUUCGUCAUCAUGUCUCUGACUCCUCCGUAAUUUUAUUAUCGCUGCAGUUUUGUUAUAAAUAUCCUUAUUUCGUGAUAUCUUACUCUUAGGAAAAGGACCACACAUUUUUAAAAUUGAUUCUACUCUACUACUAAAAUAUGCCACUGAUAUGCAAAAUGGUUUUUGGAUUCGAACAGGCUGAUGUUAAGUGGCAAGGCGUCAGGACGUUUAUGGCUCAAAAAUACCUUUUGCAGAGUGAUACUAUAUCGAUAAUUAUUUUUCGUUUUAAAGAGGAAGACUUCUUACAGACCGCUUUGAUUUCCGUUUUUUUAUUUGAAUUUAAAAGAAAAAUCGAAUUUGAAUUCGGGCUGUAAAAUAUUAUUAUUUAUCAAUUAAAAUUUAAAAUAAUCCCUACUGUAUAUGAACUAUGAAGUCAUAUCUGUUCGUAAAAAGGUAGUACCCCUCUUCCCCUUAUUCCUAAACAGGUUUAGGGCAGUAGAUUAAUGGAAAACUCUUAUUAUUAAGGCUGUCGUUAAAAGGUUAACAUUUUUAAAUUUUACAACAUUUAUUGGCCUUUAAAACAAAAAUAUUUUACUAUACGCACGUAGACGGAAUAUGAUAUAAAAAUAUAAUCAAGCAUCUGUAUCCAAAGAUAUAUAAGCCGAUUAUAUAGCUAACUAUAUAUUAUUCUCUAAUACGAACCAUGAAGCGUGGCAUUCAUAUUGCAAAAGGGCACUGUUUACAUAGUUUCGUGAUAACUCGAAUAUUUGUGUAUGAUAGUGACAAUAAUAGUGAAUAAUGCACAGACUGCAUGCUAGUAUUAUUAGUUCUGUCGAAUACUGUUAAAUUAUAAUAAUAAUUAUCUAUUUCUAACUUCUUGUGAAUAUUACUGUACCCUCUCCGCUUCCCCUUCUGUUGGUGCAUUAAUUUGUCGGACAUGAAACUACCAUAUUCCCAGAUAUCAUAUACGCCGUGAUACCUAAUUUCUAAGAACAAAAAAUAAUCCCAAAAACACGUGAAAUAAAGAACGCUAAUGAGUAAAUGAUCACGAAUGGUAUGUAUUUGGAUAGUAUCAUAAUACUAAUAAAUCAUCCAUACACAAAAUUCGAAUAACUGAUAUCAGACAUCACGUGAUCAAACUGUAAGCAAAUGGCAGCUGAGCUUCAAUGAUGAAAUCAGAGUCGGUUAUAUCUAUUCGUAUAUAGUUGUUGUACAACUAUAGAUAUGUGUUUGUACCAUACCGUUCGAGUACGUUUGGCAUAAUAAAUUUGGUAUUACAUGAAUGGAGAGAAAAACGUACAUUCAAAAACUCAAUAGUCUAUUGUUUUGCGUCAAAUUAGUGAUUUUGAUACACUUUCACUAGCUGUACAGAGAUUUGUAUUUGUUAAUUAUUAGGUAGAUAUACAUAUUACAUACGUCUCAACACAAUAUCCGUGAACUGUAUUUAGUGGUCCGGACAACAGUUUGUACGACCAAGGCCGGAUUUAAGGGUUCAGUUGGUUCGCUUCUGGAUCUGAACUCAAACUACUCGAAAAUGUCUCAAUUUAUAUACAUUUAACACACAUUUUUGUAUUAAAAUAGAUUUGUUUUAACGUGCAUUUUACAAAAACAAUGCCUGAAUGGUCCCUCCACACAUACACGUACCCAGGGGACAUGACCCCUUCCUCUUAAUUUGAACUUGUGUACAAAAUGGUCAGGCAACAUCCGUGGUCAACACCAAAAAAUGUGUAACACAAAUUGUACGAGAAAUGUUUUAUUUUUUCCGUUAUAAUCACUGGUUACUUCCGUCAAAGUUCGAUUCAUUUCUAAACAAUUAGAAAUUUGCAACAUGGUUUGUUGAUUUCUACUGAUUUUUUAACACUGUUAAAAUUUUGAUUCGUUCAUUGUAAAAAUAGGUAAUUAUUUUGUAGUGGAUUCAAUGUCAAUCAAAACCAACUAUAGACAAUUUCUAGUGCACUAAUAAAACCAUUACCAAAUAAUAGAAUUUCACAUUUUAUAUAUAUUUUGAAAAAGACGUAGGUAUUGAAAUCCAUAAAAAAAAAGUUAUAUAAUAAAUUAUUUGAUGGAAUAUAAAAUAUUGUACCUUUUUGAAAUCAAAAACCUGAUAGAGCGCGAUUUCGUUUGCAUCGAAAUAUUGUGAGUGAAUUGUAAAGUAUUUCUCAAAGAGGAAACGAUAAGAGUUCUGAUAAUAUAUACUUGUUUCUAUAGUGGAUAUUAAGUGAUAAAAAAAAACCGAGUAUUACGAUAAAUGAACGUCUGCGGAACGUGCGAUAAUAUAUUUUGAUAGUUAAAUUUUGUAUUAUAAUAUAUGUACGCAUAUCGUAUAAAUGUAUGAUAAAUAUGUUGUAAUAUCAUAAACGUCACGCCGAACAAAUCUCCGACAAGAAUCGAUUUGUUUUUUUUUUCGAUUUCGAAUUUUUUUUCAUAUAGAAAAACGACGUGUUUACGCUGCGUGGGAUUUUGCGAGUCGGUAUACUUCGAUUUUUAAUUUUCCCGUUAGAAUCGUAACAUAAUAUAUAUAUAUAUAUAUAUAUAUAUAUUAAAUAUACUCAUCGAAAAUAACAAGUAAUAACGUCGCAAAAGAAUCGGCAACAUCAUGAACGGGAACAGCAUUAUUUUCUUGUUUUUUGUCGUAGCGCCAAUAUGGCAUUCGGUUGAAACUCGUUUAAAUAUGGGUGGGAGAACUAGUAUCAUAUAAGUACUGAAAAGAUAUUUCAGAGGAAGUGAUUUAAAAUGCAUUUAAUAUACUAUACAUUUUAUAUUUUUUAGGUUAAAACGUACCACCAUUGGCUCCCUCUUCCUCCCUCUAGUUACGGUCAAGUCCUCUAUUUAAUUCAAGCAAUAAUUUAAAAAAAAAUGUUCAAGGGGGGGGCCAUGUCAUCCUCCCCAAUAAAUCUACCACUGCUAAAAUAUAGAUGAGUGUGACACCUCAAGGACACCUAAAAAAUGUACUAUGAAGUGUAAAUACCUACGUAAUAAUAAUACGCGUCUCGGUUGUCCGUUUUUCGAUGUCUCGCGAAAAUUCGUAUAUUUGUUAUGUGAAGUCGAAAAAAAAAAUACAAACAUAUCACCACCAUACGAAAUCCUACAGCCGCCCGAAAAGUGGUAGAUCUGUUUUGGCCCGAAUCCGAGGCAAAUUUACGUGACUAUUUUUCAGUUAAGAAUUUUCUCUGCAGUUGAAUUACGUAUGUAUGCUGUUAAUUUUUUUAUAGGGGUUUUUUUUUUUUUGUACAGUUGUUAACGAUUCGAUUAAAUCGGAAUAUAAAUAUUCACUAUCGUAUCAUUUUUUUUUUUUUACAAUUGUACCAUUACCGAUCUGAAGUGCAACACGCUGAAAGCUAUUAGGUGCCUAUACAUACAUAAAAACGGCCAGGCCAUUUUCGAAUCGGUCGACGGCCGGUAGUGCGACCCGAUUUCGAAAUCGCCGGAACGGUCGCGCCGCUGCGGGACAUCUGCUGCACCAGUCCCCGCGAAUCCGGUCGUUAAAUAUGACGACGGCGAUACUUAUAGUAACGAUUUUAAAACAUCGACGUCGUCUAAUAUAAUACGAUAACUGCACGAAAAACCGUUAUAAUUCGCCCGUAAAAUGUCACGUAAAAACUAUAUCGCGGUCGUACGUAAAUCGUAUUGGUUUAUUCGAGCGCACCAGAAAAGGGUUUAGGUUAGGUUAGGGGUUAGGUUAGAUAACCGUUGAAAAACCGCACGAGUAUAAUAAUAUAACGAAUAAGUUGAUACCAUUAUACGAUAUUAUUCCGAAAAAUAUAUUUUUCGUAUAUAGGUUAGGUCAGGUCAGGUCGGGUUGGGUUUACAUAUACUAUCAAAUAUUACUAUAGUAUUAUAUUAUUGCGAUCGAAAUGAUUGAUCUGUCCAGCAAAUUGGUUUAUAAUCCAAAUAGCUUGAACACAAUCUAUAUUGUACAAUACUGAGUCGUUCCAUAUGGAUCAAAAAAUGCCGGAAGGGAUAAAAUGAUAAGGUGUAUAUUGCGUAUUAUGGUAGGUCGACAAAAUGCUUCAUAAAAUAUCACAUCGGAAGAGGAAGACCUGAAGUAACCAGGAAGUACCUGAAACAAAUCACGAUAAACACAGACAAGGGUAUACAGUUGUACGAUGAAUUAAAAGGAUUAAUCGACAAAGGGGAAGCAUAGCAGUAAACCAGGAAGAAAACCCAUCAAACGAUUGAAGACAAGAGGAAUAGGUACAAGUAAAGUCGGUUAUAUAUUUUUAGUGGUGAGCUAAUAAGACAUUUUUCCGAUUUCCAAAUAUUCGUAUACGCAUAUUUGUUACCGGUUAUGUUACCAUAGGUUACCAUUGUUAGGUUACCAUAUGUGUUCGAUGAAUUUUUUUCGGAAACUUUUCAAUUAUUAUUAUAUUUAAUUUCAAUUAUUAUAUUUAUUAAUUUGUAUAAUAUUAUAUCCCGAGCGCCGGGUAUCCAAGUCCCGAAAACAACAAGAAGAAAAAAUAAAAAGUAUAUCAUUUUAAGAUUUAAAAAUUGUUAUCAAAAUAAUAUUGAGUUUUUAAGAGGCAUAUACCAUAAAAUUUAAAUUUUUAACUUGUCAAUGUAUACAUUUAUGCAGUCAUUUUUUUUUUUUGCAUUUAAAUAGCUUUAAAAUUUAUAUUAAUAAGUUUAUUUUUAUUUUUAUUUGAUAUUCAGAUUGGAGCAAAGAAGCUUAUGGUGUUACAAAGAUGUUUAUUUUUUUUUUAUCCAAAAACAAUUUUUCUUCUAGAAGGCUUGCUCGGAUUUCUAAGUGUAGCACCUUUUCUAAAAGGAAAUCCGUUUGGAGAGGUACUUUGAGGAGAUCAUUUUUUGAUUUUCUCAGGAGUUUUCUCAUAAGAUUUGAAAACAAAAAAAAUCGGGAAAAUAUAAGAAAUAUAGGUAUUAGUUAAAAUAUAUUACGGCUUUCAUUUUUUCUAUGAAUAACUCUUCUGCCAGCAAUUUUGCUCCAGCUUUUAAUGAUAGCAAUAUUUGUAAAAGACAAUUUCAUUGAGUAGCCGUUUCUCGAUCUUUUCAGAAGUUUUCCUAGAAAAUAUGAACAACUAGGAUAAAACAUGGGAAAAUCAGGUGAAACGUAGGAAAACUGAGAAAAUCGGUACAACAUUAAACAAAUAUUAUUAAAGAAAAUAAAUAGAGCCUAUUUAAUUAUUUUACUAUAAUAUGGCAUAUAUAUUGUUGAAAAAGUAUCACUAUUAACUGAACUCCGCUUAGAAUCGUUUUUUCAUAAGCAAUGGUUUAUCGUUUCUUACAGAUAUACAUUAAAUUUCCUUCUGUAUCCUACCUUCCCAACUUCUCACCUUCAUCAGUGGCUGCACUCGUUCCCAUUAUCUUAUCAUUUUUAAUAACACAUUUUAUUCUUCGAACAUAUUCAUUUGCGAACUUUUUUUCAUUCGAACGGAUAUCAUUUUCAAACAUACAACUCUUCAUCAUAAAAUCAAGAACAGAUCGGUUAAAAAUUAUGUAUUUUUCUAUACUUAUACAGAGAUAUUAUAGAUAUUUUCUCCGGAAAUAUUAUCGGACCAAAUAUCGGGUCUUGAAGUCGACCCGAUAUCCGACAUUCCGAUAUCCUCAAUAUCGACUAUACACAGUUCGUCGAGCGAAAUCGAAUUUGUAGAUGCAGUGAUAAAAAAUAAAUACAUACAGACGAUGGGAGGAUAGGGCACAUUGGACAUUUGUCCGUGACUUCGUUCCUCUGAAAAUCCUCUCGUCAACAGCAGAUCCUUAGGCAGAAAAAUUGUUUGAUUUUGACCACGAGCCAUAUUUUCAACAACAUGCGUAUUAUUAUAUAGUUAAUAGUAAUAAUCAGAUUUUAAAUUUCAAACUAUGCGUAAUUGAGACUGUACAUCUCAAAUUGUAUUCUUAUUACCUACCAUCUAAAAAUAGAAUGGAAAGUUGUUAAAUUGACGGAAAAACUUUUUUUCAAAUAAGGGAGCCGAAAGUUGUGUUUUUCUAUAUUUGUUAUACACAACCGUACGCCGUAUGAAUACAAAAGAUAGGCGAUAAGAAUUUUGUUUAGUUUGUCUACUUAAUAUGUACUUUACCAAAUUGUUAACUUCAACUUCUCUAUAAAUCAAAAUAAACGUUAAUAUGACGACAUGUCCGUGGCGGAUAGAGAAACGAGUCAGAUAAUGUUCAAAGUGUGAAAUAUUUAGACCUCGCAUCAGUAUUUUGCCCGGAGCCUCGAAACACGACUUGGCGCCAUCGUCCCCGAAUAAAAAUAAUAUUUUUCAUUUUUUUAUCCCUCGAUUCGUAUCAGAAUAUUAUUUUUGUAUACGGCGCGUGUGACAUUAACUAUAGUAUUAUACGCGUCUCUAGAGACGGUUAGAAUAUAUAGAAUAGAGUAUUUUAGAUUUCAAACGUAGCGAAGUAUCGCUAUUAUAGUUUUAUUGAGAUGGGUUGUGCGUGUAUUCUUUUCCCUCUAAAAACACUUUUACGAUUAAUACAAAUUAUGCUCCGAUUAUUUCAUGACAUAAUUUAAACGAAACGGAAUUUUUUGCCUGGUGAUACGCGUUAUGUAAAUGAUUUUUCGAAAUUUCCAAUCAUUUUACCCCCCCCCCCCCCCACUCAAAAAAAUACUUUUUGUGUUUUUUUUUUUUGAUAAAAUUUGAUAAUACUUAGAUGGGUGAAUAAGUACACCAUAUUGUUUCACGUAGUACCGCAUAAGAUACGGUACUUUUGUUUGGCGGUUUGAAACAAUUAUCGACAUUUUCCGCAGUUCAAGCACCUCCCCCUUCCUCUAAGUUGUGUUUAUGUUUCGGAUUAUUUUGGUAACAAGAGAAAAACAUGACUAAUUUACUACUCCGUUCAGAAUUGUUUUUUCGUUUGCAUUGAAAUAUUUACAAAUUAAAUUACUCCGUAUAUCCUAUUUUCCCAACUACCCAUCUAAAAUAAAUUUACUAACCCGUGAGCAGUGCGGCUUAAAAAAAUAAAAAAAUAAAUAUAUAUAUAUUAGUAGACUUAAGAAAAUAAUACGUAUUAAACGGGUGUGUUACAUUCUUCUUGACGUAGUGAGAUUUUUAUUAAUUGUUACCGUUUUGGUUUAUUUCUUUUAUAAUUUUCGUAAUAGAAUUAAGAAUUUAUCAAAAAGGGUUUUAUUUUUUUUUUACGUAUUUACGGGACAAAUAGACAUUUAGCACACGUUAAUUAAUCGGUUAAAAGUAGUCAACUGUAGUUGGGAUGAAGGCAAAGGAGAAGGAGAAGAUUUUGUUUGCUAAAAGUUUGAUUUUUUUUUUUUUGUAUAUUUCAACAGUUUGUAAUUCGUAUAACCGUUAAAGAUACAUUGUUAAUAAUAUGUCCGUAAAUUCGGACAUGGAUUAUUGGUCAACGGUGAAUAAUUCACGGACGGAAAACGGGUUAAGAGUGCGCGCAUGCGCACAAGGUCGCGCGCGUUAAUGGCCCACGGCGCACCGUCGUCGUCGUCGUCGCGCGCCGGCGGUACCGUCGGUUCCCGUAGAUCAUCGUCGCGCGGCUGCGGCGUCAGUCCGUACCUGUUUUCGGCGCGUUAACGUCGUCGCGAGCACAACAAUUUGGUGUAUUACAUCGCGAGUGCGUGAUAAUUCGUACAACAACAUACGGGCGGACUCGGAAGUCGCGUUAUCGGAGUGCACAUAUACCGCCACGUCGUGUCGUAUCGUACCCACGGCAUUAUCAUGAUAUCGCGGGUACAAAAAUCGUCGAAAUAAUAAAUUCUACGUAUAAUAAUAAUAAUAUUAUAUACGUAUUACGUAUAUGUGUAGACGAACGUAUGAAUAUAACGCUGCGCGAGUCGAAGCGAUUCGUUUAUCGGUAAAUCGUAUUAUAAUUAUUUAUUUAUCUAUUUAUCUAUUUAUUUAUUUAUUUAUUAAUUCAACGGCGGUUGUACACCUACCGAGAUUCCGCCGUGUUCGUCGAAUACGACGAAAAUACAAAUAAUCGAAAUAAUGGAUUUUGCUUUUGAAGUCGAAACGGAAAUAUUCUCAAACUCAAACACCGCGCUCGAGUAUCGAAUUUGCGUUUGAACCACGAACUUUUGGCGGAAUCUCGAGUUUCAAAACAAAUACUAUACGAGUGUAUAAUACAUAGAUAAUGCAAAACCCUGCGAUUUCGGUAUUUAAUAUCUGUCAUUUUAUCGGUAUUUUUGAUAAUUACGGUAACAAACGGAUUUAAAAUUUUACAUUACGAUUAUUUGCGUCACUUUUAUUUCCGAGGGGGAAACGAUUACAUAAUUUUGACUUCCGAAUGACAAUUCACUCAAAUGAAUCACCUGGUAUAAAAUACAUGUAUAUUAUUUCGUUUGGUCGUAUAAAAUAAAUAGGUAGGUACAAUGUAUACAAUAUAUUAUUACAACCAAUAUACCUAUAGUAAUAAUUCACGAAAUAUUUCGAAAAUUGUUCAAAUUAAUAGGUUUCUAUUUUAGAAAUAUGAUAUUAUAACAGUUAUAAUGUUUCCACGAGUCAUCAUCGAUUAAAAAUAAUAUUUGGUAAUUUUUUUGAAUUUUUGAAGUAUCUGUAUAAAUUCUGAAUGUUAAUACAGUGUCUGAGUCUUAGUAAGAUAUGUUUUAAAAAACACAUUUUCCGUUUUCGAUUUGGUAUAAUGAAUAUACUCCGAAUUUUUUGAUUUUUCGCCCAGUAGUACUUUAUUUGAAAUUUGUCUUCUAGAUUCUUGACUGACUUCUUGCAAAUGAAAAAAAAAAUGACGUCGUAGGAUAAUGGGGACGGGUGUAAUCAUUGGUUAUAAAUAAUUUAAUGUACACCUGUAAGCAAUAAUUAACCAUUGCUUCUGAAAAAACGAUUCUGAGCGGAGUUCAGUUGAUAAUGAUGCUUUGUCAACAAUAUAUGUCAUUUUAUAGUAAAAUAAUUAAAUAGUAUUUUUAUAUUUUCUUUAACAAUAUUUGUUUAAUGUUGUACCGAUUUUCCCGGUUUUUCAUAUUUGCUGAGAAAACUCUUAGGAAAAUCGAAAAAUGACCUUCCUAAAGUACCUUUCCACACCGAUGUUAUUUCGGAAAAGGUGCUACACUUAAAAAUCUGAGUAAGUCUUCUUAAAAAAAAAAUGCGUAAAGAUAAAAAAAAAAAAAACAUCUUUGUAAAACCAUAAGUUUCUACGCUCCACUCUAAAUAUUGAUAACAACUGACGAUAAAUCGGUUUAACUUUUGUUGAUUUUACGUGGGUCACUUUGACUUCAGGAAAAAAAUCACAAGUAAUAUAAUAAACUAUUAAUGAUGUACUAUAUACUAACAUUUACAGUUUAUGUGUUUACCGAGCUCCGCUCAGAAUGGUUUUUUUUUUAUUAUGACUAUUGCAAUAAUUAAUCGUUGUUUUCAGUACACAAACUAUAAUUAAUUACCGUAUACAAUAUUAUAUUUGAUAUCAUACACGUCUCAGACUUCCCACCUACGACAGUCAUAGGCUGUCCAAUAUCCACGACUGCCCAAGCAUUAUAUAGGUAACCAACUAUAUCUGUAAUUAAUAUUUUGCUAGAUUGUACUCGAGACGUGAAAGCGCUUUGGGGUUUAAGUAAUAAUAAUAAUUAUAAUAAACUGAAAUUACAAGUUGUUUUUAUUUUUAUUCGACAAUAUAAUAAUUACAGGGGUGAUUUCGUGAAUGGUUAUAUUAUUAUUAUGUUUUUAUGGUGUAGCACAGUAUUACGGUUUUUUCGUUCUCGUAAACAAACACACGUUAAAGACUUUUCCGUUUCGGUUAACGGUCGAAAUCGGCGGCGCUAGUAUAUUCGUAUGUAUUAUAUACAGGGUGACGUUUAUGAGUGCGUUUCGUCGUUGUUUUCGUCCUAUGGACACCUCGUUACCCCGGCGACAACACUUCCGUUGCACGCGCACCGUUGUACGGCACAAUUACAGCGGUGUAUUAUAUAUUACCCCCUUAAAUGUAUAACACGUAAUGGGUUUUAGGGGUCGAAGAGACGAAGCGAGAGUGUAGGUGAGAGAAAGAGAUGUGGGUGAGUUCGUAUUAUUUUCGAGUAAUACAGCGCUAUUCGGUUCCUGGGAAGAAAGGUGGGUUUAUGUAAAUUUAUUAAUUUUUUUUUUUAUAUAUGAUUUUGUCUUUUUUCUUCUUUAUUUGUUCGUUUAAAUGGCAUAAGCGUGUGGAUAUUCGAACACACGUUUUACCGAAAGUCACAAUAUCUGCAGUCGCUAUUAUGUACGUUUCGCUAAAUUGAAUUUCUUUUAUUGAUUUUGGUUUUUGAAAGGAUUUUUCAAUUACCUACCUAAUAUUAGGCUUAUUAGUACUUCUACCAGCGGUUAUUUACCGAUUUAUUUCAACUAUAAAACUUCGUCGUAUUUCUAUAAACAGUUUGAUCGACAUAACAAAAUACACUCAUUAUCUCGGAAAGUAUAUUGAAUUUUUAAGAACAUUAAGAAACAAGCAGCUCUAAAAUAGUAAAAUGUCACAUUGCCGUUAUUUUUCGUCACCCUUAUUAACGUUAAACUACUAGCCAGUUUUGGUUCUCGCGUAGCAACCUAUACAUUAGAAAUUCUGUAGAUAGAUGCAAUUUGAGUUAACAUAUAUUUUGGAGUUGACAUUUUUAAUUUCCGUCCACCCGUCGACGAGAUAUUUCACUUUUAAGUUUGUGUCGAGGAAGAGGAUCUAAACUUGAAUUAUGUUGAUCACCGACUUAUGUAUGUGUAGAAAUAUUUUAAGGUUACAGCUAUUUUUGAAAAUCAAAAGUCUAUUUCAAUUUUAUCGCGCACCUACCGAACAAUGGUGAAUUAAAAUAAAGUCAGUGAAUAACACUAUUAUUGAAACUCUUUAUGUGCAUACGGUGCGUUAAAAAAAAAAAAACAAUUAAAUAUUAGUGCUGACCGGUUGAUUCGAAUGGACCCGUACACCGGAUUACCGAUCUGGAUCGACUAAAAUGUCACAAUUCUGUAUACAAUCCGGAUUGUUACAAAAUACAAUCUAUUUGAAAAUUACAAAAGUGGUCGUUCCAUUAUUGACCUCCUGAAACGCGUUUUGUAAUUGUUUUCAUUAAAAUGAUCCGGCGGUAUGUGUUGUAAUUUAACAUUAUACAUAGUUGAUUGUAUUUUUUUCCGUUCCCGAUUCGUCUGCAGAACGCCGGUUAUAGGGGGGGUAGAGGGAGAGGAAGGAUUAGCGUUCGGACUACUGGAUUCAAUCUGUCAAUCGGUUUUCUUUAAUUCGGAUCGACCGGCCCGCUGUUCACGACACUGUAAUAGUAAUGUGCGCGUGUAUGCAGAGUUAAUAAUUUGUUGUCCGUCGCCCGCCGACCUUAACCGUAACGCGCGUGCGCGACACCUCGGUAUAGGGUGCGUUUCUCUCGUUUUAAUAAUAAUCCGAAAUGAUCAACACCGUCAUAUUGUUGCAGGUCACGAGCCCCUGCACGGCCGCCGCUGAGGUGGCGACGAUGAUGCGUCCGGCAUUCCGGCCGAGCCAGUGACAUGGCCGCCUUGUCUUCCGCGUGUUACGUGCGCCAGCAGCCCGGGCAACCUUUGAAGACGCUAAACGUCACGAACGCCAUUCUCCGGACGGACAAAGCGCCGUCGUCGUACCGGCCACAAUGCACCGGUGAGUAUUAUACUUGAGCGUGGUAGUAAUAAUGAUAUACGUAUUUAUAUAAUAAUAAUAAUAUGCGCGGUACGUACGUGUUUUCUAUCUCGUUUUAUUAUUAUUACGUUUGUCCGCGAGCGAUUUUUCUUUAUCGACGCGAGAAUAUCAUCGUGUAAUAGACAGUAAUGUUGUACCUAGUAUUUCCAUUUUCCGCAACGGAAAACCGGCCGUCGCUGCGCAGUCAUUAUCGACGUUAUCGUCGUCGCCGUUAUCGAUUUCGGUGCGUACGGAACAAUAUGGAUAGGCCGUCCCUAUACGCUAUAAUCACUAAUGGGCUAGUAGUGUUCCCGAGGUUUAGGUCCAUACCUCUCGGAUAUACCGACCGGUAAUACGAAUUCUGUUAGUUGUUAUCAAUCAAAUAACAAUAUAGAGUAUACACACAACAACAUUUACAAUUUGGUCAUUUGAAGUUUAAAACUUAUAAAUUAAUAAAAAUCAUAAAUUAAAAAAAAAACUGACACACUUGGCACGAUAGGGUGGCCACUAUUGUUGGCGAAAAAUUGGGAAGGUAAUAGAGUCAUAGAGGGGAAUUCAAUUUAUAACUGUACGGUACAAUAAAUCAUUGCUAACGAAAAACGAAUCGGAGCGAAGUUUCUUUUAUACAUGCAUGUAGAUUUUCCCGUUUUCCCUACGUUUUUUCUCAGUUUUUCUUUUAGAAAAGGUCGCUACACUUGAAAAUCGGAGCAAAAUUUUUGGUAGAAAGGUUGUUCACAAAAAGAAAAAAUAAAUGUAUUUUUGUUGAUGAUUUCUGGGAUGCCAUGGGCUACUGUAGGAAAAUCCUCGACUAGGUAUAUUAUAAUUCCAUUAACUUACCAGUUUAUAUUCAGAAUCGUUUUUGAUUUUCCACGGUUUAUCGUUGCUUUCAGAAUAUAAACUCAAUUAGUAAAUAAUAAUAUUUACUACCUUAGAAAUUCUAUACACCUUAACUUCUCAGCCGGAGAUGUAUUUAGGGGAAGGUGAUUCGGGCAGUAUUUUUAAACAUAUUUUCAUUCAAAACACUAAUCAUUAAAAUUUGUGCUCACGCAUCUUAAUUUUGGUCGACAGAAUUAAUUUUAUUAUUAUUAUUAUUAUUGUGUUAUCUCAUUAUCAUUGUCGAACUGAAGUAUUUCGUUGUAAAAUUAUAUCACGGCUUUAGAUAGAUAUGAAUAUACAGUAUAAUAAUAUUAUUAUAUGAGUGAGUAAUAGUGAUUAGUACCUAAUUAAAUAAAUGUUAUGUAUAUAACACAGUUAUAAUAUAAAGAUCGAUAAAUUACUUAAAAAAAAAAAAUUGUUUAUUUAUCUAGCUGUUAGUUAAAUAUGUAUAAAAUAAAAAUAUUGGUUUUAAUAUUUUAAGUAAGGCGAAGGUUAAAAAAAAAAAAAUACCACCGAAACGCUGAAAACCUACAAACAGUGACCUAUAAGUAUAAAUAUAAUUCAUAAUGGUGUGAGAUGUCUGUCCGACUAUUUUGUCUAAUGUGUUCUUGUACGCUGCCUCCGUACUUCGCGUUUUUUCUCGUAAAUUAUAUAUUUAUAUAUUUAUUUGUCUGUUAUUAUUAAUACCCGAAACAAUUGUUGCCGACAAAGGACGAAGUGCCGAAAACAAACGGCUUGUUUGCUCGUAAUAAAAAACUUGCUGAAACGAAAGAGAGAGAGAGAGAGAGAAAAUGUCUAGCAAUUACUUAUUAUUUGUUUAGGUUUUAAACAUCAAUAAUAAAUAUUUUAUGUAAGUAUACCUAGUUUACUGCAUAAAGAUGAAAGACCAAUAUGGUGAAAAUAAAUAAAUAUUUCAGAGCACUCGUCGCAUCAAUAAAACAAUAUAAAAUGUAAAUAUACACGUCGAGCAUUGGAUAAAUAGAUGAGUAUUACGACCGGUGGCGUCAUUUCAAUAUUUUCUAGAACUGGGCAAAUAUUUAUUUACUGAUGACAUUGCCGACUGACGAAAUAUAGGGAGUUAUGUGCCUUCAAAAAAAUAUCGUCUCUACUUUCGGAUAUUGCUCUUCAUUUAAUAUACCUAUAGGAAUUUCAGAAUUUUAAUUUUGUUUGCUAUUAUUUGUCGUUGAAUAUACUGUAUAUACAAUAAACAAAUCUGUAUAUUCUGCCAUUGCUCCCAGUUACCCACUUAAAAUAGUGGAAUAUCUGUGAGAAAUAUCAACUUUUCUUUCUUUUUUUUUUUUUUUAUUUCCAAAAAUUUUUAAGCACGAAAUAUGAUUGACGAAGAGUUUUGAGUUAAAACAAUUGAAACCGUUUAAAAUGUAACUAUAUUUAUUCGUUUUCGAUACAAUCCGAGCGUGAUGAAAAAUUAUAAAUAAUACAUUUUGGCGUUUGACAGAUUCACUUUCUCAGUGUACCCAUGUAUAGAUUUACUAAUCUCGUCGAUUUUAUACAACGUGUCUGCGCAGAUAUUCCCAUUAUAAUACAUCCGGAGAUAAGGACUACAAAUAUUUAUAUUUCAAUUCAUUUUUUAAGUUUUCGUAAAAACUUAAAAAGUAACUUUUUAUUUUAUUAUUUUUGAAAAAGAAAAAUUUCAUAGUUUUUUUUUCUAAAAAUUUUGAUGUAUCAACUUUUUGUUUUCAUUAAAUUUGUGAUUUUAAAUAAGUUUUUAAAGUUGAGAUAAAAGUACUUAUAAUUAUGCAGCAGGCUGUAAUCGCAUUUGUUAAUUGAUUAUCAUCAUUAUAAUUAAUUGACUGUACACUUUUUUCUCGGAAAUUUAAACUAUUAUUAAAAAUCACAAAUUUAAUGAAAACAACAAGUUGAUAAGUCAACAUUUUGAGAAAAAUAAACUCUAAACAAUUUUUAAAAAAUAAUAAAAUAAACAGUAAUAUUUUUAGUUUUUAUUGGGACAUAAAAAAUUAAAAAAAAAAUAAUAAUAAUAAUUUUGACUUUAAAAGACGUUUAUUCCGAGGACGGAUUACGGGGGAUUCAAAAGUACAUAACAAAAACAAGUAAUUAUACUUAUAGUAAUAAUAUAAAGAAGCUCAUUGACAUAGUUUACAGCCCCACAACAAAAGGCGACGACGUUGUGGAGUGUGGACACGACUAUAUAAUACGACGACACACACUCAAUAGAUUUAUGACGUCUAAAAAUCGUUAAUCUCUUGCUAUGCAUAAAGACAUAAUAUUUUAUUAAUAUACGACGAGAAACAGUUUAUGGAAAUUUCCUAAAAUAACCUCGGAUGUCCAAACUAAAAUUUGAACUAUAGUUUUUUUUUUUUUGUUCGCUUCAGGGGUGGUCGAAAGCGUGAAAUGAGACUCCCAUCAGAUAUAUCCCCAUGACUCCAUGAGGCCCCAUGACUAUUUUCCUUUCAAUAUUUAUAAAAGGCUGGUACUGCUGGUGAGUGUACUACUGAUUUAGGAGGGAAGUCGAAAGGGAAUGGAUGUAUAGUAAUUUAAUUUAAAUCUGUGCGAAACGAUAAACCACUGCAUAUAAAAAACGAAUUUGCAUCGCAAUCGUGGAAUAAGUUCAAAAAACAUGUUGACGAAAGGGAGAGAAAAUUGUCAUUGAAAAGCUCAAAGUAAAUGGUACUUAUUAUGAAUACACAUCUUGUGAAAAACAUUUUUUGAGAUGACUUCAUUAGCGGCAUUUCGGAUUUUUCAUUAUAUCAUAUAAUACUCGUAUACUACGUACCCAACAGAAAGAAACUGUAUUUUAUAUUUUUCCAAAAAAAACAUAUCAUUUAUAUACUUUUAGAUGCUGCAUGAUAGUGUAACGAAGAAACUAUUCGUUUUAGAUAGUUUUAACUCAGAUUUUUUCACGCAGUACAUUACAAGAUGUGGACUUACCGCCAAACGGCACUUUAUUUGAAACAUUUUUUUAUAUUACCGACAACGUUUCUUAAAAAAUAAUAACUCCAUGAUAAAUGGCGGUUUUAUUUUUGUUGACAAUUUCUGCAAGUUACCUUGGCUACGAAUGAAAAAAAAAUCGACUGACUUCUUACUGAGCUCUACUUAAGGUUUCUUGAUUGCAGUGAUUUAUACAUCCUAUUCAUAACUUUCCAUCUACAAAAGCAACCUGCCCAUGGUUCGAAGUAUGUUCCGCUUUAGUUUUUAAUUAUCAACAUUAUAUUGUUAUAGUAUUAUAAUACUACAUUACACUCAAUUUUCUUUUUAUCUCUAAGUACGACUUGUAAUGAAUAUCCUGUCAAAUUUUCAAGCAUUUCUGUUUAGUCUAACCUUUUUUCCACAGAAUAUUUACCACAUAAAAAUUACGUAAAAUCUUGCAAAAUUAAAAUGUCUAAAAAUAGCUAAACAAUAUUUUAAACAUUUUUGAAAUCUAGAAAAAACACAUAAAUUUAUAUUAAAAAAACAAAAUUAAAAAUAAUAACAGAAUUAUUUUCGUAAAUUUUCCCGAAAUUUUUACAUAAUUUUCAAUUUUGGUCAAUUAUAAAAAAAACUACAAAGAAAAUUUAAAAACUAUUUUCUUGGUCACCAUAAAGAUUAAAAAUUCAACAAAAAAGAUUUCUUAUUGUUUUCUAUUGGAGCAAUUUCUUUCGUAGAAAACAUAAGUUUUAAAAAUUUAAAAAUAAUGAAACAGGACGUUAUGUUGUAGUUUUUUGGUUUUUAAAUUAUUAUAAAAAAUACUUUAGUUUUAAAAAAACGACUUUUCCUGUUAGUGGGAAAAUAUUAAAAGGAACGAAAUCGAUCUCUUCUCAUUUUUUUCAAAUAGAGCAAAUUUCUGGUAGAAAACAUUAUGUAAACAAUGAAAAUGGUAAUGCUGCAAGGCGCCGUAAAUAUUUGCUGUUUUACUUAUAAUUUUCUUUCGGGUUUCCCCUAUUAUUUCGAAAACCCCUUGAAAAAUCAAAAAAUAACCUCUCUAAUGCACCAACUUGACACAAUUUUCUUUCAGAAUAUGUACUUUACUCUCUACAUCAGAGUAAGAUUUAUUUUCGGAAAGUUGUUUACAGAUAGAAAAAAAAAGCACACAUAAUGGUAUAAGUGUAAAACCAAUCUCUCGUUACCCUUCUAAUUUAAAACUGAAUACUGAAUAUUUGCCGCGUCGCUCAUCAAUAUUUGUAUUUUUGUGCAUCAACAAUGCUGUCGACAAAGGAAUAUUUUAUUAAACAUUUCUUAUUUACGCGCUACAAUAUUCUUAUAAUAUGUUAGUUGCAGUUAUUUUUACAGUAAUCGACACUAUUCUUUUUAACGUAAUAUUGAUAAUGUUAACACGUAUUUUAAGACUGUGUAUUGUUUUUCCGUAACACUAUAUACGUAUCAGAAUAAUUGGUAUAAUUCGAUAUACGUUAUCGUUUACUUAUAAAAGUGUAACGCGUAUAUAGUAGUUAGUUUGUAUUAUUAUUUUGCGGUUAUUAAACGCCAGGAAACAGAAUAAAAUAGUUUUCAUAAUAUAUAUUGAAACAUUUUUAUUUGCAGUCAAUAUUUAUGAACAUAUAUAAUAUAUACAUAUGUAGAGUCCGGUAGUAAAUUGCAGAUGAAGUAUAUAAAUUAUUAUAUACACGGCGUCAUACGAUAACAAAAGUAUUCGAAAUGUGCACUCGAAUUAUAGUCAUAUUAUUAAAACAUAAUUUGGAACUAAAUAAAAAAAAAAAAUCGAAGGCGUGGCUAAGUGUUUGUUUUUAAAUUUUUAUAUUUUUCACACGUCUCGUUUAUAAAAUAGUGACAAACCAACGGGCAAAUUCGAUAGAAUAUAGUGUUCGGAAGUGGAGAAUGUACAGACCGAGAAAAAAACCAAUCGAAUCGCUUACGACAAAUAGAGACUUAAAGCUAAGUAGGUAAUUUUUUUUUGGAGAUAGACAAGCCAGUAUAAUAUGGUCGCCUCUCUUUGUGAAAAUAUCUUCAGCCUUUGUCCGACCGUAAUGGUAUGGUUAAAAAUGGCCCGUUCGGUCGACUCGGACAAUUUUAUAAAGGGUGAACUACCCCGCCGUGCUCUAUAGUUUCUCCGUAUACGACCGUCAACGACAAAUCAGAACGUUUGACGCUGUCGUUCUGCAGUAUUAGAUACAGACGCAAAUCAAGUCAUAAAAUCCAACAUUGAGUACAGGUUUUAAGAAAAAUCGCUUCGUUUUUGAACCUGCAGUUGCUUGACAAUACUUCUCCAGCUAUUAGAUGACUUGUUUUUAACUAUCGCUGUUUGUGUGAUUAAAUUUUUUUUUUAACGUAAAAUUUACACAUGGAUUUUUGAGGAGAAAAAAAUUAAUUUUAUCGCAAUUUACCGUCACCAUGGAAGUAUUUUGUGUGUUCCGUGGUAGGCAAAUAUGUUACGGGUACUCAAAUAUGGAAAAACAAAGUUUAAGACAUAUAAUCAGAUAAGUGAUAACGAAAUAAGGUUAUUUGUUCGAUGAUAAUAGUAAUAAUAAUAAUAAUAAUAAUAAAGCUAUAAAAACGAAAUAUCGUCGGUCGUUAAAAAUCUCAUUUAUUACGUUUGUACUAUACGUAAAUAUUUGUACCUACCUCGGUUUUUAGUACCUCCGUUCGUGAUAAAGAAAAAAACAAUAAAACGGGGUCGGGUAGAUUGGCUUGUACUAAAAUGUCAUAUAAAACGUGUGAAAUUAUAUUAUACUUUUUAAUGUUUUAUCACUUUUACACUAUAAAAUGUUUGAUAACCUGCUUAUCAGACUGUCUGUCAAACUUCAAGAAUGCACACUAUUUUUUGGGGAUUAUGUAUAUAAAAUGGAUAAUGUUCGAAUAUGUACACGAUAACAAAAUAAUGACACUUAAAAGUUUAAGAUACAUUUUUCAAAAAGUAUUUUUCGUUUUAAAAUUAUAUAGUUAAUUGCAUAAUAACAGUAUUAUUGGGGACUAUACAAAUUGGCUUAUAGCAGUUUUCAUCCAAAAUUAUUAAACUUUUCCAUUUUUUGACAAAAUAUAUAAUAUUAUUUUGCACAAGACAAUAUAUUUUUACAAAAAUUAACGUCUUUCUACUCGUACUCGCGUCUGUAUAGAAAUCGUAUAAUAUUUACUGAAUGUUGACAUUGUAAAUUGCGUGUAUAUACACUAUGCAGACACAUAUAAUAAUUUUACAGAAAUGUAUAGAAUUUAAAUUGAAAAAUAAAACAAGUUUUUUUUAACUAAAACACUAGUUGUCUGAUCGAAAAGAUUACUAAAUAUUUAUUUGGAGGGCUGGUUUUGUAGAUUCUAUUUUUUUUUCAUUUUUUUUUUUUUCAUUUUCUUCCAAAUGGCCAGAAAAAGGAAAUUAAAUUUGGCACGGGUAACGUCGGGAGCAAGAUAACAAGCUAUAAUAUAAUAAAGACAGUUGAUGACUUCACACGGCGUAUCUAUUGCGUAUCACUUCAUUAAGGAGAUUCUCAAAUAUUAUAAUUGUGGUAACAUUUAUUAUACACUGGUUAAAGCUUUUUGUAUCGCCAUGAACCAGUAGCUAUUAAUAUCUAUAUGAAAUUGUUGAAUACAUAACUAUAAUUAUGUUACUAGGACGUGAAUUUCAAUGUGCAAUCCUCAUUUUUUUCAAAGCUUGCUGUCCGAUGAUCGUUUUGUUACAAAAUCGUUCCAUCUAAUAUUGAACGAGUAUAACAAGUUUAUUUAGUUUUUUUUUUUUUUACACUUUAUUUUGAAAUUAUUUUCUUAAUUUUUUAUAGAAUUUUAUGAUUUAUGGAUUUAUGGACCUAAAAUUUGAAUUUGAAAUGUUAUUUUAAGAUUUUUUACGCCAGCAAGAUUUUUAAAUAUAAUAAACUAUUAAUAUACCAUCAGACAUAUAAUUUCAAAACCUAAAUAACUACAUACGAGUUUUUUGUUUUGUUAUAUAUUUGUUUACUCUAUUAAUAAUGAGAAAAAUAAAUUAAAUUUUUUUUUUAAGUAAAUUUUAUAAGUGCACUAUUUGGAAAUGGUAAAAUCAUUUUUUUUUUUUGGGGGGGGGGAUUUAUUGCAGAACAUUAUAUUCUUAAAUUUGAUUUAAUGUAUUUAUAAUAGGAGUAAAAUUUAGAAAAAUCAAACAACUAUAUUAUUUCAUUCUAUUAUAUAAUGACUGAAAAACCAAAAUCGAAUUUACUCGAAGUCAUCGUAAGUAACAUACGGUAAACCAGCAGAUUCGUGAUGUAUAUAAAAUAAAAAAAUCACCCUAUAUAUUAUUACUAUUUGGUAAAUAUUUUUCCGGCGAAAUCCGAUCUUUGCUGGUAUCAGGUAUAGGUGUUGUUUAUUGUUUUUAUUGGUUUUGUCUAGAUGCGCUCAGCCGUAAAUAUGUGUGCGGUCUAUUCAAUUUCAACGGUUGGCUUUUACAAUAAUUAUUAAAACGGGUGCCCGUUAAAAAAUAUUAUCAUUUUCGCCGUUAAGUUUCGGAGUGGGGAAAAAACCGUAGUCAUUAUCAUAUGCAUAAUAUUAUAUACUGAAAAAGAAUUGUGUUAUAUAUAACCACGUCGAAUAGCUUCCGUGUCCGGGGACGUACGGUUGUUUUUUCCGUAGAGGAAGUGUCCAAAAUUAAACACACUCGCUAUAAUAUAAUACGAGCUUUCCAGUCGACCGGGUCUUCGAAAAAGUAUUUAGGUGCCCGAAAAAUUCACGGUCCGUCUGCGAUGUCCGGCAGGUCGUUGUCGUCGACGCGCAGGCUUGUGCCGUGGUAUUACCGGCGUCAUAAUUAUACAACAAAUACGUAUAAACACCGCCACUACAGGUAACACGAGAACGAUCGAGAGUUUUAUUUUUUGUUAUUAUUAUUUUUUCACGUAAAAAAACAAAAGCAUAAAAAAAACCAUAUUAAACAGUAUAUAUCCGACAGGAAGGAAGUCGGAACAAAACAUACUGUAUUAUGCUUACAUAAUAAUGUAUGCCGUGCGUGUGAAAUUGUAUCGCCCGCUUAACGAUCCGAAAACCCCGUAUGAUCAGUACACUUUAUAACCUACACACACACUCACAUACACACACAAACAUCAGAUAAUAUAAUGACAUGAUGUAAUUUUAUAAUAUAUUUGUUAUUUUGCAUAGCCAGCGAUCGAAUUUCCCGUAGUCGCACUUCAAUAAAUUUAAGAGAUCCGUUUCCCCGACACCGCAAAUAAAAUUAAUAGAAUUUUGAAUAUGAUAAAAAAAAAUAUUAAAUUUUGUUAAUGUGCACUUCCGUAAUGUGGUAAUUAACCUUGUAGAUAAGGACCUGGCAAAAUAAAAAAAUAAAUUUUUAGUAAUGUGCCGUGACUCGGAAGAUAGACCACGAUAUGUUGUUUUUCUUUAGAUUCUGAACGAGAAACGUAUCGUGGGUUUCACUAUACGAUGUAUGUUUUUUUUUAUUUUUACAAAUGAUUUCUGUCUGUUAAAUUAAAUUCGGUAUGGAAACUACAACCUCCGAUCAAAAAAUGAGUUUUGGUUCUACAGCCAAACUAAUUCGGGAAGUCAUUUAUCGAUUUUGAUAUUGUAGCUACAUAAGAAACUAAUAUUUUAUAAUUUAUUAUACUAGUUUUACUAAGAUGUUUUUUUCUCAUAAAACAUAUUUUGGAUCAUUCGGAUCAAUCACAUCAAAUAUUUUUUUUUCUUGAUGAUUUUUCUAAAAAAUUAUACACACUGACACUUAAUGACGAUAAAUUAGUUUUAUUUUUGGUGAUUUUAUAAUUUGAAUAGCUUGGUUACAAUUUACAAAGGAAAAAUACUGCUAUUAUCAUUUUUACUGAUUACAGAAUCAUUUUACGAUUACAAUGAUUUAUUGUUGCUUUCAAUAUACAGUAUGUCCCUUAUUUUAUAUACCGCUAAAUAUCUCAGCCCGAUCACCUUAGAUGUUUAAAAUGAGGUUUUCGUGUAGUGGUGUAGAGUAAAGAAAUACACACUUUGAGACAAUUUUUAGUUUUCUAACCUUCUCAGUGCACGCACGCACAGUUUAAUUUACUAUUUUUGAAUCUCAACCCUUAUUUUUAUCACCAGAUAUGAAUAGAUCAUUUUUUUUCUUAGUCAUUUUAAUCCAUUUACCAUGGUCUUAAACCUAAAAUUGACUAAAUUACAGCUUUUUGAAAUUCUAAAAUAACAAACUUAUAUUGAGUGACUCAUGGAUUUGGAAAUUUGUAUUAUAAAAUAAAAUAAUAAUUACUUUGCACCGUAUUUUUUUCAAUUAUGUUUAAUUUUUUAUCUUAUAAAAUAUUCCGAAUUCCUUCAAUUAUUUUCUAAACACGCUUCCAGUCGAAAAAAUCAAUUAUUUUCAAAUUUCGAAAAGCUGUAACUUGGUCAAUUUUAAGUAUAAAACCCUGGCAAAUGGAUCAAAAUGACUUUGGAAAAAAAUAAAAAAAAUUCAUAUCUGAUGACAAAUAAAGAGGUUGUUAUUCAAAAUAAGUAAUUUUAACUGCUCAAAUGUGGACUAUAAAUUGAAAAUGAUCUCAAAGUGUGUAUUUUAGUACUCCCCAUCACCUUCCGAAAAUCCCAUUUCAUUCUAAUAUCAUCAGGUUGAGAUAUUUAGCGGUAUAUAAAAGACGGGACACACUGUAUAAAUGAUAUAAUAUAUACAAUAUGCAUUAUACAUGCCAUGUAUAGUGUAUAAAUUAUAUACUCAGUGGUUCUGUUUUUUUUUAAUCAUUAUGGAAUCGCUUAAGCUUUAUUUUAACACUAAUUUCAAUUUUGUACUCCUACUCCUUAUACCUGUUAUUUCGGUCAAUAUUUAUUGAUUUUUAUUAUUUAUUGCAUUUUUUUUUUCAGCAAAACGAAAGAGUGCUGUGGAACUGUUACAAGAGACGAAAUCAUUGUAUGUCAAAUCGGAAACUGUGCUCGACAGGAAACAGGAGCUCAGACGGAGUCUCCGGAGCAGCGGUUCUUCCGACAAGGGCUCGUCAUCGCACGACAACGCUUCCGGUAGGUACCUCCUAUUUUUUUCCCCUCAUAUUUAUUAUAAUUUGCAUAAUAUUACAAGACGCACAGUGUAUUUUUAUGUGUGUUAUAUCACACAUUCUAACGUAUUAUUAUAUUAAAAAUUAAUUGUUUUCACAUCAAUUUUCUAGAAAUUAAAACUGAUAUUCUUAAGAAACUAUUAAUCGAAUAUAUAAGUAUGGUACAUUAAAGUGUUUAGAAUAAUGUAUACUUUACAAAUUGGUUAUUUUUAAGAGUGAUAAAAUAAAAUAAUUUUUUUUUCAAUAAUUAAGGGAUGAAAACAAAAAUUUAAUUUUUCUCUACAUAUAUAUCCCUUCGAUCAAAACUUAAUUGAAAAAAAAAUUAAAACAAAAAAAAAAACAGAAUUAUUAACCUAAGGAUAAUACUGUAAAACGCUCUGUAUUUAUGUAUAAUGGUUCGAUUAUGACAUAAAAACUACACGUGUAGUUUAAAUAUACGCGUAUACGUGUACAGAUCCACUUAUCAGAAACAGCGAUUUUCUCGAGGGAUUUUGAGUGAAGUUGAUUUCCGUUUUUCAAUUAUUAUUGAAUCUUUAUUUGCCCCCCAUUUUAAAUUUCUAUCCCUAAUAUUUAUAAUUUAAAUGAGUAUACACAUUAAGUUUUCAAAUUACAAUCACCACCUUUUAAGCAAAGAUAAUUUGCUAAAAAUCUUGAUACCUGUGCAUAUAACACUCACAUCGGAUUUACUAUUUAUGAGUUUCACAAAUUCAAAUUUAGAGUAUUAAAGAAGGGUUAUCAAUUUAUCGUCUUAAAAUGGAUAUGUAAUGUAUUACUCUUUCUUACUUCUCCGGUCUAAUUUUUAAACUGCUGUAACUUAUAAACGUUAACUUUUAAAUUGGUGGUGUUGUGUACAUUUUUAUAAAACCAUUCUCUAUUUGAAUGUGCGUAUUUCAAUAUGGGGUAUUCCUAUUUGAAAACUAAUACUAUAAAAUCACUUAAGUUAUAGGGAGUAGGGUUAAAAAAAUUUAAAUAAUUUUAAAAUUAAGUUUAAACAAUUCCUUAAAGGUUGAAAACCAGAAAUCAAAUUCAUUUAAAAUUAUCCGAUAAAAUUGCUGGUUUAUGAUGAGUGGACCAUUCUUCACAAGUUUGUGUUCAGGUGCGAAAUGUUUCCCCUAUGGUAAAUAUUUUAUUUUUAUUUUAAGUACACAUUUACGUAUACAUUACUUAUUUAUUUAUUGCCCCAUCUUCUUAAAUUUACGGAUACUCCACUGAAAAAGUUGAUGUACUCGUAUAUUAUUAAACAUAACUUGUAUUUAAAAUGUACACGUAGUUUGUAUAACAUGAAUCAUUUACACAUGUCACGCGUGUAUGUUGGAUACACGAACUUCUUGUGCACGUGUAUUUUAACUAAAUAUCUAAAAUGUUAGCCUCUAGUUCAGACCUUUUAGUUUUCGACAAAGUGCAGAAAAUCGUGGCGUAAAUGAUUACUACGUAUGUAUACAAGUAUAUUCAACUUUGUCGUUGAGAGCAUACGUCGAAUCAAAACAAACAAACUAUUUUAUAUAAUAUUUAACUUGUCUGUGGGUACAUAUAUAGGUAACUGUUGUAAUUGGUCGAGCGGAAGUUUCACUUGCUUGCCGCCUCCCAAGAGUCCCCGAUUAGUGGCCGGCUGCCAGAGAAAGUCCACCGCGGACUCGCAACAACUUCAAAACGAUCUCAGACGCCUGUUGAAUGCAGACUCCAAAGAAAACUUAUUCGAAGCCUCUUCGGUGAGUACUUUUUAUGAUGUAUGAUUUUCAACUAAUAUUUCGUAUUUAUAGUAGCAUUAGUAGGCAAGGGCGGACUGGGAAUUAAAAUUGGGCCCGGUAAAACAAAAAAUUCAGACCAAAAUGGUAAAUGUCAAAGGAAAAACCAACAUUCUAUUAUAAUAUACAUAGUUAUUCGGUAAUUUUGGACAAAAAUUAUUAUUUCUUUAUUUAAAUAUAAAAUUAUUUAAGUUUAUUUGAUUGCAAUUCAUCAACCUUAAUAUUUACCUUCCCUGCAGGUGAGAAUGGCUCUCUCUAACCAGUACGUCCUUAAAAUAGUGGGUAAUUAUAAUUAUGAUAAUUCGUUCGCAUAUCCAUCGUUUCUGUACGUUUUAUUUAUGUAUGAAUAAUACUGAACAUAAAAAAAAAAAUAUUAAAAAUGGACAUACUUCGCACGAUGGGUGGGUCAUUGUUGUAGGUAUAAAGUUGGGAAGGUAGUCGGGAAAUUUAAUGUGAAAAAAAGAUUUGAAUUAGGCGUGAAGUGUACACAAAAUUGGCCAGGUUAAUUUGUUUUGUUAAAUUUAGUUUUUUAAUAUAUCUUUAAAUUAAAUUUUGGAAAAUUAUGAGAACUGAAAUUCGAAAAGUGCUUGGUUAAUAUCAUAUACUCUUCACGCUGAAUUGAAAUAAGUUUUCGGAACUUUUUCAGAACUGAAAAAUUAGUAAAAUUUGCUUUGUUGCGCGUGUGUAAGACGAUUACUAUAAGGGAAUCCUUGUUCCGUUUCGUUUACCUUUAAAAUGCAGCUUAAGCAAUUCCAUAAUGAUCAAAACCAGAAAUCAAAUUUACUUAAAACUAUCCGAGAAAAUCGCGCGAUCAUGAAAUUAGAGUUGAAAAAUCGAAAUAUAGGUAGAAUAAUGUAUACAUUUUCUAUAACUAUAUACGUUUUUCGAAGUGCAACUCUCUUUUGGUUGUACAUCGAUAAUGAAUUUAAGAAAUUUAAUUUUUAUCACUAAAGUAAUAAUUAUAAUAGUACUUAAAAGAAAAAGACUACUGCUUUAGAAACCUAAUAAACGAUAUGAUAUAGUUUGACGAGUUUUCUUUUAAUUUCGUCAAAAUUAUCUAUAUGCAACCCCUUAAACGGGUGUUUGACGUCCACUAGGAUAUUUAGGAUUUCUGUUGUACGUAGAUGACGGAAAGUCUAAAACAAUAACCAUUUGUCGAGUAUUUAAAUACGAGUAUUAUCAAACUCAAACGUUUUAUUUUCACAUGACAAGCUUACUUAAAAAAAAAAAAAAACCCGCAUUAUUCGUGCGCAUUUUACAGUCGCUCACAUUACCGCGACUAAAUUAUUACAGUAAUUACGACGUGUAUUGUUUGGAAUCGUUAUGCCGGGCGAACGAAACGACAAUGUGAUAUAUUUAACCAACGAAAAUAUUUAUAUACCAAUUUACAUAUAUAUGAUAAUUUUAUGGAAAAACGAUUUUUUACCGUCAAAACGUCGCGAUGACGAAUUAUUGUAGUAUUUAUUUGAAACAAAAGUGUCGUUUCACUUUGAAUAUGACUAGUCUACGACAACUAUAUGUAAUACCUGAUUAAGAUUAUUUUGUAUUACAUGACACGAAUAUAUUUCGAAUCAGCAUAUUAUUAUACCUAAUAAAGUACCUAUACAAACGAUUGCAUAUGAUUUAAAAACGCAAGUUUAUUUUACGUGAUAAUUUUUUUAAAGUCUGGCGGUAUAAAUGCAAAUCUAGAAUAUAUUUUGGUGCAAAUAAAGAGAAAUCUUAGCAGAGAUAUGUUUAUGGGAAGGGGCUAGGAAGGAUGAUUGCGUUGGGUAGAAUUUGUUUAGGAGUGGUAUUUUUAAGUAUAUUUUUGUACCUGUAUAACAUAUUGGUUAUUGGUGUUGAUAUUAACACUUUUAUUUUUAGUUAUCUCGUUUGUCAUACUCAAACUUAACAGUGAAAAUUGAAAAAUGUUUUGUUAUAAAAUUAUGUCAUGACCUUAGAUAGAUAAUAAUAUGAACGGGAAAUAUAAUACUCAAUGUAUAAAUGAAUAAACUAAGUAUAGGUAAUUAAAUAAUUAAAAUAUAUAACUAUUCAACAAUUGAAGUGUUUGUCCGGACAAAUCUCUAAACGGCUGAACCGAUUUCGAUGGAAGUUUCACUGCGAGAUAAAGUAAUUUCUAGACUACCUAAACAUAAAUUUAAUAAAUAAACCCAUACGGGGGGAGUGGAGGAGGGUGGUUUAUAGUAUAAAACAGUCUGUAUCACUAUAAGAAUACAUCUUUUCCUUUUUGUGUUUUGCUGAAGUAUACACAUAUCGUUAGCUAGCAACGUGAUUCAAUCAUACAAAUAAUAUUGCAGAUCUAUUAAUUUAAAAAAAACCUUAAAAAAAAAAAAAAAAUGACCGCGAAACAACGGUUAAUUGUAAUGGGGUGGAAGCUAGAAGUCACUGGGAUACACUUUUAUAUAUUUUUAAUUUGUUUCGAAAGCCUGCCGUGUUAUUAUAGUACAUACAGUUCAAUAAAUUAGUAAAAAAAAAGAAAGAAGAAAGUAUUUAUUUACACUGUUAUCAAUUGAAUAUGACGUGUAAUAUGUAUAAAAUAAAAACAAAAAUCUGCUUUAAAGGUGUCAAAAGAAAAAAAAUUUGAAUACGUAUCUGGGCAUAAAAAAUCACCUUCUUUACCCUACUUCAAAACUCAGCCCUUUCAGUUCAAAUCCUUAUCAAGUAAAAAUUAUGUAAGCAUACAUAAUCAAUGUUACCAGGUGUUAAGUACCUACUCCAAAAAAUAUUUGAGUUUUUCGCGUCUAUGAAUACAAGCCAUUAACAUUGUUUGUACAUUUAAACAUUUUUAUCUCAAAACGCAGCAGGAAGGGGGAGAAUUCUGUUAAACGUGUAUUUGAAUUAGUAGUUGAAUAGUUAACUUAUUUACUUCUUAACUCAUUUACAUUUUCUUACAAUUUUUUUUGGUUUUUUUAGGCUUUGUAUUUGAUUUUCGAAAAACAGUCGAGUAAUCGACAAUAUUUUAUUUGUUUUUGUUUUUUUAAUCCAACUUUUUCCGAUUUUUCGGAUCUGUAUAAAUCACACGUUAUGUUGUUCGAUUUUUAAAAACCCAAUAUGUUUCGUUUAUUAAGUUCUAAAACCUUCCGCAAGUAUAUUAAUCGAUGUUGUGUAUCUUAUCCGUACAGGUAUUCUUGGAUGACGUGAUCGUACCGCCACCGGUACAGUAUCGCCGAUCCGUGUCACACGGCCAACCACAGCACAGUCAUCAUGAGUCGGAACAGGAAGUGCAGCGAAAUGACGACUCGUAUCAUCUGCUGCAGGAACACCAGCAGCAUCAACCGUGCACUUCUGGACCGUCGACCGUCUGUCACAAGUCUAUGCCUGAUCUCACGGAUGUUGCGGCCGCGACCGUUGCGUCCACGACGGCAGCCGUAAUGGCCGCAGCGAACCUACAACGGCCGGCCCGACCGCGACGUUGCCGUCGUUCCGUGUCCUCGGGGUCCGUGGCGGCGGGAGACUGUUGUGACGAGGAUAACGACGGCGACGACGACGAUGACAUUUUCGAUAUGUAUCGCGGCGUACCAUCUCCUCACGGGUAAAGAAAAUAUCACAACAUUAUUAUUUUUCAAGUUAAAAAUUGGUCAUAACAUUAAAACUCUACUUAUGCAGAGUGUUCAAUCCUUGACAAGAUACUCAUUACCUAGGAAACAAUUAACAUUUUUCGAAAUUUGUUUUUUAGAAUAUUUAAAAAAGCAACUCUAAAAUCACCAUUAUUUAAAAGGAGAUGAAACUACUAACGGCUUUAGAUUUUCAGAUAGUAACCUAUAUUAAAAAUUUCAUUGAUUAAGUUCAUUAAAUAAAGUUUUAGUUUUGACAUUUUUAAUUCCCGUUAACUCGUUUACAAGUAUUGUGAAGUAUAUUCUUGUGUAGUUGGAUAAAAGGAAAGUAGUGUAGCAUUAUUUGAGCGACGGUGUAACGCAUGACAUUUGAGUAGUUCUCCACUACUCUCCCCUUACCCACAAAACCGCAAACUUUAAAAAUGGGAUAAGUGAUAGAAAAUGAACUGUAAUAUAACGCUUUAGUGGUGCUUGUUUCUUAAAUUUUCUGAAAAUUUACAUUCCGAAAAACUAAUACUUUAUGAGUUAAUGAAUGUCCUAUGUUGAUUACUCAGUUUUAUGUAUACCACAUUUACACGGAGUAGUCACUAAUGCGUACUAAGCUAAUUCGUAUUAAGUUAAACUUGCAUGUAAACGCACGUUUAAUACGCAUUACUUUAAUGCGCUUUACAAAGUUUAUUCGAUUUGUCAAAUCGAUUGAACUCCAACUGUGGUAUUAAGAAAUGUAUGUAAUAUGUAAACAUUCUAAACACUAAAAAAUAUUUUAGUCAGGAAUUAAAUAUGAAAUUUUAUCAUAGGUUUAUGCAAAGAUUAACAAGGUUAUGCACUACGUAUUAAAUAUUAGUGUCUAUUAGACUGUAUAUACAUGUGGUUAUAGUAAUAUAAUUUGAUCACGUAAAAGUGCAUGUGGUUUUCGACGUGACAGUUUUUUAACACGUGCGGUUAUUGUUUAAUCGUUUUUAUUUAAUUUUUUUUUUUUUGAUCUCGUCUUCCCGUAGAUUCGGAAACAAGUCCUGCAGCAGACCAGACGAAACGGACGGCGGCGUGGUUGCCAACAACGUAACAACCUGCUCGUUCCCGGAUUCGUUGAGCCUGACCAGUUACAAAACGGAUGCCAGAUGGCAACAGUCUGUAAGUUAUUUUUUCAUUUACUUCUACAAAAAAUACUAUACUAUACGUCUAUACUACGUAUUUUUUUGCCUCUUCGCAUAUAAAUAAUAAAUAAUAAUAUUAUAUUUUCAUUCACACACUUAACCGGAUCCGGUUUAAUAUAAUACUAAUAAUAUUAUGUGUACGAUCGCGUUUAGAUAAUCUAAUAUUAUUAGUAUUUCACAUUUAUUGCUACAGUAGCAUUUCGAUUAUUACGUUUUUAUAAUUUGUUUUUUUCUGCCUGAGUCUAUCAUGACGACGUAUUUACUCUGCGAUAAAAAAUAUCUAAACCACCGUUUUCCGAUUAAUUGGAUUCACGGGUUAAAAUCGGAAAAUCAAAAAGGUUGAACUUAACCUUUUAUUUUCUAUUCUUUUUCAUUAUCAUUUAUAUUUUUUAAUUCUAAGGUAUAGGAUGAAAAAUUGAAAAAAAAUUGAUAUUACUCAUGAGUAGCCACUAAAGAUAGUUUGGGAAGUAGGAUAUAUAGGGUAAUUUGAUUUAUAUGCAAUAAUAUACCAUUUAAAAUGGAAAAAUGAUUUUUAUUAGCGAAUAGUGUAGCAUUAGUUGAUUUUUUCCCUUGCUACCGAGAGAGCGCAGAAAUCAUCAAAAAAGAUCCUAGAAGGAGAACUUCUGAAAAUCUACUGCCGAGAAAUAUUUCAAAUUAACAAUCGAUCAGAAACUGCGUAUUUUUUGAAUUACUACGUGAAAAAAAUAAAGUAUUUGCCUGACUAAAAAGGUAUUUAAAAAAAAAAAAAAGAAGUAUUAGUGAUUUCUAAAAAUUGUUUAAAUGUACGAUUAAAUCAAAAAUCUAUAUCUUCCUAGAUAUGAUAUGAGGAAAUCUGAGAUUAAAACUAUCCCAAAAAGUGUUUUGAGAGAAAAAAAAUGUUAUAGUAAAACAAAAUAAAUAGUUUUUUCGCUAUACUCAGAAUCAAACUUCAUAGAAAUGCGGUCUUAUCGAGUACCUAAUAUAUUUUUACGACGAAUUUAAAUGAGUUUUCAAAACAGUCGCUUCAUUUAAUCAAAAGGAAUUAGGAUCGAACAAUCUUGUUUAUGUGUGUUUUUAAAUUAUAUAUUGUCGUUAUUUUUCCGUAGGUUUACGUUAAUAAUUUGCCCGAACGUUAUAAUAAUAUCGGACGACCGAUCGAUCAUAUUAUUAUUAUUUUGUUCGGGCGCGCGUGACGUUUUUGGAUAAUUUAUCAUACUAUUAAAUUUAUUAAUUCUGUCUAUAAUUUCAGAACCACACGCCCCGAAUCGGAUUUUAAAUUAUACUUACUCGCCAUAUCGAUAACUUUUUGCAGUGUAAACAAUAAGUGGAAUAUAUUAUUAUGCUGUGGCUAAUGUUCGUCUCGGUUUGCCCAUUUCGACCCGUUAUAUUACAGUGUACUUUUUUAAAAUUAUAUUAUUUAUUUUUUGUUAUAGAUUAAAAUAUAGACCUAUUAUAACUGUGCCUCGCGUACAAAUUAGGCUGAUUUUACAAGUAGAUACGGAUAUAUAGGAAGAAAAAAGAAAUAUUUCUUGUUUUUUCUCGUAAAAAGCGUUGAUUUAUCACAUAGACACACCAUGUAUAAUAAUAACAUAAUGCGGUUUUCCUAUAACCGUAGGAACAUCAAUACCUCGGUUUUACUAAAUUCCUAAAUUUUGCCUAAAGAUAUUCCACUGAGUCUUAAUAUGUCGUGUGCUAUUUAUCGCAUUCUGAUUGGCCGUGUUAUAAUCUUGGUAACAUUUAGUAACCAAGCCCUAUUUUAUCCACCGACGAUGAUUUGGGGAACUGAUUAUGCAUUUCUUUCCCUGCCGCCGCUAUCGUUUUUCAAUCUACCAACAAUAAUAUAACUUGAUCAAUAACAAUGAAUAUCAAAACCUAUCGGAAAAUAUUGUCGUCAUACCCUGUUGACGCGGUGGAAUGUUUUUGGUCUUUUUACGCGAAUUUCAAUACUAAUUCCACAAUAUUUCAAAAAUAACCAGUAAAAUUGCACAUUUUCUAUGUCUGUAUACUUUUUCUUUUUAAACGGCAUUAUUAUCCGUAACGUAACGCCGAAAAUCUAUUCCCUCGUUUAAAUUAGGUUAGCAUAAUAAAAAACUAUAGUUAUACUUAUACAGUUAACAGUAUGCAGCUCCCCCUCCCAAAAAAAAAAAAUAAAAUAAAAUAAAAAUCAUCAAAGACGAUGAACAUAAUCAAUUUUAUACAGUUAAUUUAAUUGGACAAAAACACUUUGAAAUGUGAGCCUUAAUCAGUUUAAAAUAAAAAAAAGCCAAUAUUAUUCGAUUACACAAAAUCAAUAUCGCGAAGGUAUAUAAAUCAAGAGUAGUUAUUCAAUAUUAAAAAAUAUAAACAUAUUUAUAUCUUUGCAUUUAUAUAAAAACAGGAUAACUCAAACUAUUAUAGUAAACUAUCGUAGUACCAAUACUUCAAUUCAAAUUUCAAAAAUUUGUUCAACUCGUUACUUAACUGGGUGUUCAUUAAAACAAUGAUGAAGUAUACAAAUUUAAGUUUAAGGAUUAAAACUUAAACUAUUGUUAAGUUGUAUAGUUAAAUUAAUAGCUUCUUCCCUUCACUCGGAAAUUAAAAUUUCAUAGUUUUUAAAUGUCCCUACAUUUAAUUCAAAUAAAAUAUUGAGAAAUAUUAUUUUGAGAUUAUUUCGUCAUUAUUUUCUGAAAUAAUAUUUAAAAUUUUAAUUGUUAAAAAAAUGUAUGUAUAUUAUAUAAAUGUAUAAUAAUAAUANGUAUGUAACAACAUUUGCAAUAAAAUUGAUAAUAUGUUUAUAUAUGCCAAUAAUUGCUACAAUAAAAGUUGCACCGAAAACGUUAGGUUUUAACUACGAAUUAUUUAAAUUACAAUGAUAAUUAAUACUUGGCAAUAAAUUCAAUCUACGCAUAAAGUAAUUCUCGGAAUUUAAGCAAAACUACAAACAGGCGGGAUAGAGGAGUGUAAAUUGAGAGUUGAAUCAUUCUAAAGACGUAUCUUCGACAAAAACACUAUUUACGGAUACAAAUCUGAACGACGUCAUUUACUUUGGGGAGUCAGCAUAAAGGUAUUUAAAACCUGAUAUUUACUGUGAAAACGUGAAAUUUUAACACAAAAAUGGUUGCGGAAGGAGUUGAAAAUUGGAAACCUUAACAGGCACGUUAUUGAUACUUAUAACAGUAUAUAUACUAAAUUGCAUCUCCGUAGACGCAUUCGGGACGUCAGUAAUAGUGAACUAAUAGUUAAAAUAACAUCUCCCUCCCACAAUAAAAUGGUAAAGUUCAUAUUUAAAUUCAACCAAAACCUUUAUCACUUUAAUCCGUGUAUUGGAAAUUCUAAUUUCUGUGUUCAUUUGGUCCUUAAAGAACCAUUAAAAGUGUCCAAAUGUACCGCGAAGAAGAUAAUAUAUAUUAUACACUAGUAUGUUACGGGCAAAAGCCGAAAUCGGCAACAGAUAUGCUGUGUAUAACAUAUAUAUUAUACACAUACAGAAUGAUUCACUAAGCAAGCGUGAACUCACCUUAUUAGAUUCCGAGUACGCUGCAGCGAGGGAGCUAUUGGUUUUACUAAGAUGUUUAUUUCUUUUUUUUUUUUUUUUAGUCUGUGGAUACGUUUUUUCCUUGUAAACUUGCUCCGAUUUUUACGUUUAGUAACUUUUCUAAAACUCAGAGGUUCUAGAUAGUACUUUAGAAAGGUUAUUUUUUUUUAUUUCAACGCCAUUUUUUAAAUAAAAGCAUUUAAGUGGGAAAAAACGUAAGAAAACGUAAAAUUUCACGAUUUCAUUAUUUUAUAAAAACACGGACCACGUUUUCUACCAGAAAAAAAUGAUUUGAUUGAAAAAUUACUAGAUACCUUUUUUGUUGCCUUUUUGAUUUAAUUUCUAACAGUAUCAUUGCCAAGACUUUUGAGCCACUUUUGAGCUUUUAAAGCAUUUUAACUUUUGGUAGUCUUUUUGCUGUAAUUCGGGUUAUAAAUACACGUAGAGACUUGAAACUUGGUAAUAUAAUAUUUAUAUUGGAUUUAUUUAAACGUGGUAAUUUUUUUAAAAUCAUUAGAUGACUUUUUUUUUUAACAAGCGUUUUAAAAUCAAAUUUAAACGAAAAUCGCAAAACUUAUAUAUAACCGAACUGCGCUCGGAAUCGUUUUUCAUCUAGCAAUGGUUUACCGUUACUUACGGAUAUAAAUAAAAUAACCUUUUGUUUUCUACCUUCCCAACUUCCUAUAAACAGAGGCUGCUCUCAUCCUCAGUAUCAGCUCUUAUUUUUAAUUUUUUUUUUUUUGUUUUGUGGCUUUUAGUUUAAAGUUUAAUUUACCAUCGCAUUUCUACGUACCUAUGUUAUUGUAUUACUUAUAAAUAUAUUUAAUGUGCAAAAUUGUUGUCGGAAAUAAUUUUAAUGAAACUUUUAAUAAUUUUUGUCAUUGCUGUAAAUUUUGAGUGCGUAUAAAAAAACUUUAUACGAAAAAAAAAGGUAACGUAGAAAGUUUUAUACUCGAGAUGACGCGCAGAAAAAAUAAAUAAAAAAUUACCAAACUUAAAACGAUCAUAUUUUGCAGCGCCAAAAUGCGGAUAAAAUAUUCACGAAGGUAAUUUUUCUUGUUUAUUCCUACUCUAUUAUAUUCUUUUCUAUUCGACUCUGGGGGCUUGUAAUUCCGAAUGAAAAAUCGUUCUUUUUUAAGAAGCUCGUUUUAUUUCGUAGACAGCGAAUAACCCAAAUAUCGAACAAAAAACUACACGACAAACGAUUUAUCGAAGGAAUGAACGGUGGUCACAGUGAUGAAAAGAAUCGUCGUAGGUACACACUGCGAGAUAAAAUAUUUAUGAGAGCCCCAGGUAGUUUUUUUACACGAACGAGGAAAUUCGAUAAAAAAUACUCGGUAGAAUUGAAUCUUUCGUAGAUUUUCUGACUGUGGAUUUCACUUGCCUGAACAUCAGGGACGUAAUAUUUUGCCGCGCCAUCAACCGCUACCACAGUGUGUUAAACAAACGAAGAAUUUAGAUUAGGGGCAAAAUUGAGAGAAAUAUAAUUCUUCGUACUAGUAUCAUUGUUGUAACAAUGUAUUUUGAUUCCCAAAUUUGUACUAUCAAUAAUAUAAUACUUUGAGUUUGUCGUUUUGUGGGUAAGAAGAGAGCAUUAAAACACUAUUGAAAUGUCACAAAAAUGACGCUUCACUGCUUUCCUUUUACCCAAACUUGAAACUGGAAACGGGUAAACGGAAAUUAAAAACGUCAACACUAAAAUUGAUUUAAACUAAAACUUCAUCUAUUUAUGAUGUUUUUAAUAUAGGUUACUAUUUGAAAAUCUAAAGGGGUUUCAUCCAGUAAAAUAAGAGUGACGAAAAAUGAUGAUAAUGUAAAAUUUUCGAGUUAUUCGUUUCUUUUAUGUUCUAAAUAACAAAUUUCGAAAAAGUUAAUUUUCGAAAUAAUUAGUGUCUUACGUUAUGCUGGUUAUCCUAUAACUAUAUAUUAACUUCCAUUUGUUUGCAAUUUAAAUUAAUACUUGAACAGCAUGAUGAUAAAUGAUGUUUUUGAUGUUUUAUGCAUUUGUAUUUCUAUACUUAUGGUUUAUACUAAAGGAUUGUGUCGUACAAAUCAAAACAUGUUACCUACAUAUUUAUAUAUUUAACAUUUUAACUAGCUAUGCAUUUAUUAUUUAACUGCUGUCUUCCAUCUCUUAUACUGAAAUUUGUUUCAAAUCAUUUUAUGAUUAUUGAACUAUUAAAGGAGAAACAAGUGACAAGGAAUUGAUUACGUAAAAUAAUCAUGUGUGUGCUCCGGACGUUUUACAGGCUCAUGGAGAGACGGGGAGUUCGAUCGGAGAGGAAAACGGCGGAAGCGUUUCGCCCGUCAAGUCGACCGUGUCGCACGGCCGCGGCCGCCGCCGUCGUCCACAAUCCGGUCCGACGACGGUGGCCUGUGCUGGACAACAGCAACAGCUGCCACCGCCGCCGCCACCGCCGGUAGCCCCGCGUCGAAACCACCGGAACAGCAACAACGUGCCGACGGCAGGUGGAGACGAGUUCCGUGGCCGGCCGAUACUCCGGAGCAAGUCGGACGUAGGCCACGGGGUGUUGAACCGGCCGUUGAGUCUGCUGUCCGCGGGCCCGUUGACUACCUCGGCCGCGGCCGCUGACGAAGCCCGUGACGUUUACUACGAUCCCGAACAGCUGGAGAAAUUUUUCUGUCACCUGGGCCUCGAUCCAGACGAGUACAGGUGAGUCGUACUAUAAUAUAUUUAAGUAAUGAAUAUAAUGUACACUAGAAAUCAGGCCUGUCCCGGAUUAGCCUGGACCUAAAUCCGGGUUUAGUGCGGUCCGGUCAAAAUGUUUUGUAUAUUAUUGGGUUGAGUUUUUUUUUUUUAUUUUAGUCGUCGAUUUAAAAUCAUUGAAUACGGUCGUUUAUGGUAAUUUCAAAAACUUUUCCUCGACUGAAUUUUAAAUAACCAUAUUGAUGGUGUUUCGUUAAAAGGGUAAAAUACAACUAAAAAUCGAAAAAUACGUUUUUGGUAUCAAAAAAAUCAGAAAAAUUAAGAAUGUAAACAGGUAAAAGGGUGUAUUUAAAUACAGAAAAUUAAGUCGGUAAUGUCGACUAAAAGAUAUCUAGGCGCCUUUUUGAAAUAUAAUUAAAUCAACACCAAUUUGUUAAAAGGGCGUAUACCACGUGUCCACAUUCAAUGCAUGUAUACUUUGUGUACAAGGUGUUAUGUGUACGAGUAAUUUUAUUGUUUUUCAUGACAAACAUCAUUAAAAACUGUAUUUUUGUUUUAUUACAAAAUAGUUUCUCUUGCAUUUUGAAAAAAGUGAAAUUUCAUUGACGCCCUUUUAACAAAACACCGUCGAUACGGCUCGGGAUUUAAUGGACAAUUUAUAGUUGAUUUUUUUUAAAUGUAUGAUUCGGACUACGCUGAUCUAUGAUUUUAAAAUUUUGUAAACUUAGUUUUGAUUUUCUUUAAUAUCUCAUACCAUACAUAUUAUAUUUAUUUACAUUUAGUCGUUUUUAAAUAUUAUAAGUAUUUAUAUUAAAUUUUUAGUAACUAUUAUUAUCAUAUUUUUUAGACUUCUGUAUUACAAUAUAUUGGAUGGGAAAUCCGAAUUUUUAAUGGAAAUUAGGUCUAGUAAGUUUUCGAUGUUCGGAGUUUUUACGAAAAUUAUUAUUAUUUAUUAUUUUUGAAAAAUAAAUCUUUUUAUUUAAAAAGCUCGCCACGGCCCGGCGUCCUAGUUUUAGAAAUACUUUUUCUAUUUGUGUUAACGGAUUUUUUAUUUUAAUAAAUUAAUUUUCAUUUCCCACAACGAUAAUAAUUAUUAUUUACUAAAUAACAAACUGCGCGUUUAUAACAAUCCGAAAGCGAUGCUCCCGAAAACCAAUUCCCAUUAAACCUCUCCCGGACACUACUGCAGUAUUGUAUAACGCAAACUAAUCAUAUUUUGUAGGCCAUUAACGGCUGCAUAAGUCCAAAAUAAUAGUAAUUCUUUACAUUUAUUUUCUAAAAAUGUAAUAUCAUUAUUUAUAAAUUUCAAAACGAUAUGUAUUAUAAAAUAUUUUGACAAAAAUGUAUAUUAUUAUAACAAAGGUAUAAAGGUAUAAUUAUGACACUAUAAAAAUGUCAAGUUUACUUAGUUAUGUACUUAUAAUAUAUGUAUUCUAAAUUACGCUUAACAGACCGUUUUUCCAAUUUUUUUUUUUUUUUUUUUGUAAAAUUUGGUAAGUAAAAUGUGACAAAACGAAACAAAUAAACAAUUUUGAUAAGACCCGAACACUGACUAUAAUAAAUAUUAAUAAUUUUGAGUUAAAUUAUCGGGUUUUUAUGUUUUAUUACCCGUAAAAGAAUCAUCACAGGUAUCAAUAACCUUUUCGUAAGAUUUGUAAGAUUUGUUCAGUGUACAAUGUUCUUGCUCGCACAAUAAUUUGGCACGAUUUUUUUUUUGUACAAAUAUGCAGAUUAUAAUAGAGUUGUAACAUUACAAAAGUUGAAGUGAAAAUUUCGUCUCGGUUACGUUUCAUAUAUGCGUAGUUUUCGUUAAGUGUUUUACAUAUUACAGUUUAUUAUUUCGCCUCUGCAAAAUAAUCGGUUUUAAUUUAUGUUAUUAUAAACACUCACAUUGCGGAAAUCACCCGUGUGAAUAUUCGCAUAAAAUUGCAAAAAAAAAAAAAAACUAAUAAGUGGGUAUAUUAUUAUCCUUAUUUAUGUUUUUGUUACGGGUCAACUUUGAGUAAUAGUCAAUAUAUUAUGUCAUUAAGCUAUAAUCGGAAAUGUCCCGUUUGAAUUUUGCACUUAAAAGAUUAUAAAUUUGCGUAGAAAAUUUUGGGGAAAAAACUACUAAAGUCCAUUCGAGCAAUUACAAUUUUAAAAUUCUCCCGUGUCUCCUCUAACAGUUGUUUUAGAUUCUGAGUAAAGCAAGGAAUAUGUAAUAGUUUUAUUGUAUGAUUGUUUAUUUGUUGUGUUUAUAAUCAACUUAUUUACCAAUGAUCUUGCUUUAAUCAUAAACUGUAAAAGAACUUGCUUGUAAAAUUGUUUAUCUAAUUGGUGCACUAAGGAUGUCAUAUUUUGAUUUUUCCUUGUUAUUUUCUUAAUAAAUGGAAAUAACUCGGGACUUUUUAUAAUUUUUAUUGGUUUUUGCAUCAAGGGAAAAACUGCUAAUAAUAAAAAGAGCUCAGAAUAGCUUUUCAUGAGAUUUAGUGUUCAUGAUUUAUCGUUGCAUAUUAUACAGAUAUUAAGUUACCCUAUAUGUUCUCCUUUACAACUUUUGUCCAAAAAUAGUAGCUACCCAUUAGUAGUAUCUGUCCUUUUUUUAAAAAUUUUAUUUCAUUCAUAUCACCAAAAUAACUACAAAUAAAUAUAAUUCGAUUUUUGCACCAAAAUUCCUAAAAAUCCUGUGUCAGCCAACCUUUUUAAAAAGUUGUCAAGUCGAUGCACAAAAAACGGGACUAUUUACGCAUAACGUAAUAAUUAUAUUAUUGUAAAUUUUGUUUUUUUAAUAAAAUUCAGUUAGAAAUAACCAUAGGUAAAGAAACUUUGAAUUUUCACAAAAUACUUAUAUUGGUAGCCAUUUUCUAAACGAGAUCAAAUUUUAAAAAUAUUUUUGAUGUUAUUUUUAGUUAUUAUCUGAUUUCAUGUAGACGAAAUUGUUUCGCGAACAGAAAUACUUAAAAGUUUAAUACGUAGGUUGUUUAAUCGUUGUUCAUUGUAGGUUGUUUUUGAUAAAAAAAAAUCGAGCUUAGAGUAGUAUAUUUUUUUUAAACCAUGUUAAGUUCAAAUGUUGACAAAAAUCGUAAAAAUCACCGCUUUUCAAAACACAUUUAACUGAACUUCGCUCAGAAUCUUAUUUCGUUAGCAAUGAUGUAUCGUUGUUAACAUAUAUAAAUUUAUAUAGGUAUCCUAUCUAUCCAAUUUCCCAUCCAUAACAGUUGAACAGUUAAACUCUUAUCAGCAAUAUAUUAGCUUUUAUAUAUAUAUAUAUAUAUAUAUAUACGGGUGUCAUUCAAAAAUAGAUAGAGUAUUAGUUUAAAUGCAUUUUUGUAUUGAAAUUAUUGAUUUCCGUCAACCCGUUGACGAGAUAUUCCACUUUUAAGCUAAGAAAGAGGGAGAGUAUAGUAGAGUACUAUUCAAAUGCCUUGCAUCGUGCCACUACUCAGAUGAAUGCACUACUACUGUUCCUCUAUCCAAACUUAAAAGUGGAAUAACAUCUCAACGAGUGGAUUGAAAUCAAUAAUUUCAAUACAAAAAUGCAUUUAAUCUAAUACUCUAUCUAUUUUUGGCAAAAGAAAAAUACAGUUAUUGGCAUUUUAAAAAAAAAUUUCCUUAGGUAUUUUGUUGAGUUUAAAUAUAACUUCAAUCACAUAUAAUUAAUAAGGUACCUAUCGAUGAACGAAAAAUCGUACUAAACAGGAUAUUGUGAUGUAUGUAUACUUUUGUUGUAAAUCUAUUUAUCUAUAUAUAUUUAUCUUAUUUUUCUGAUUUAUUACUUAAAAACCCCUAUGUAGGAUAGUACAAAAUAAUAUGCUGUAGGUAUAGGUACUAAAUAUAUGUUUAAUAUUAUAUGAUUCCAAAUUGUUUUUAGAUAAGUAAUUUUUUUAAAAGAAUAAGUAUUUGAAAACUUGACUGUAACAUGAAAUUUAUAUGACCCUUUAUAUAUUAGUUUUGCUUUAUUCCCCUUAAUUGCAAUCAUUCGUAUAACGAUUCCUAAUCUGUUUUAUAUUUUCGGGUGAAGCAAUAUAAUUGGACAUUUUGCUUGGCACGUGUCGUAAAUUAUCAUAUUGAAAUGGUGCAGACGUAAUCCGCAUAUAUUACUAUUAUUAUUACUAUCGUCUGUGUUUCGAAAUCUCUACAAUAUUGACUCUCUAAUAACCAUCACGAAGGUCCCGAUCGUAUAAUUUGCGCAAAGACCGUUUGGAUUCGCCUACGUGGUCACGAACUAUUCCUAUAAAAACGAAACGUUUUUCAAGUUCUUAAUCUCGGAAUUUAUUAUUAUAUAAUUUUAUAAAAAUUAAAAAACGUUGUGAGCAUUUUCUUGAGAAUUCGAAAAUCGCGAUAACCAGAUACUGCUAUCACCAAUACAGUACAAAAAGAAAUCAAAAUCCGUUUACCAAGGUUGGGCUUAUCUUAGAUACAAUUGUAUCUUUGAGGAAUCUUUUAUCGCGAUACAGUUCUAGAAAGUAUAUAUCGAAUGUCUUGUAUAGCGUUACUGACAUCAAUGUAUCAAUGAUCUAGUGUCUAUGAAUAUUUAUUUUAAAGUUUGUCCAUAGGCAUCUGAAAAAAGAGUAAACUGGAUUCCCCCCCUAGCUUUUCAAAAAUAAAACUAAACAUGAAAAAUGAUUGUUUGUAUGAAAAUUUGGUGGGGGGAGGGGAAAUGUUUCAAAUAAUAUGUGCGAAAAGACCGAUUUCGGGAUUUCGUGCUUUCAUAUUUUAUUAAUAUAUUAUACUGCAUGUGUCAAAAAUGUAUUUGAUAGCUAUUUUAAUUUUAAUGUAUCGAGUAUCUAUACAGUAUACUCGUAUAUAGUAUUGCAAUAUUUAGAUCUAAGUAUAAGAGGCACAUAUUUUCGAGCGCGGAACACAUAUACUUUAAAAACGCAUUCUAAAGGGAGGAAGAAAAAUAUUUUGAAACACCUAAUAUUACAAAAGUAGUUUAGGUAUAGUUUGUAUUUUACUUCUUCCCCCCCCCCCCCCUCCAUUAAGUGAGUGAUAAAAGGCGAAAAUAACGUAGUGAAUAUUUUUGGAUAUUCGAAGUUAAUUUCCUUAUUUUUGGAUAUUCGAAGUUAAUUUCCUUGAUUUCCGCGCCAAUUAUACUCAAUGUACCCCCCCCCCGUAAAUGUAUCCUUGGCAAUACUUGUAAAAUAAACAUAUAAAUACUCAUUUUUCAAGCAUCUUACCCAUCCCUGCCGAUCGUAACUAUGCAUACUCGUAAAGUUUGCGGUAUGCAAUUUGGUGGUGCAAAAUGGCUGCUUCCUCAUUCUUCAGAAAAAAAAAUAUACGAAGAAUAGAAAUUAAUUUGCGGUUAAUCUAGCGGUGAGUUCUAUUAGCUAAUAAUCGUGAUUACCGAAAUUAAAAUAAAAAUCCGUCUCGCCCCGACAUUAUAAAACGUUUUUAAACGCGCGCGUACAAUACAAUAUUCAGAAUUUCGCGGUAUUGAUAUCGUACAAUCACAAACGCUUGGGUAAUUUUAUUGAUUUCGUCAUGGAAAGAAAUCCUCAUUAUAUGUUACGUUUCGUUUCUAUGGAAUACGAACCCGUGAAACGUGAUCAACGACGGCCGAUUAUCGAUUAAAUGUCUGUAUCCAUUAUUGUAAUUUCUCUCGUUAAAUGUUUAUUUUCGCCGUUUAACAUACAAUUUUCGAACAUAUAAUUUGGUCAAUUAUAAAUUCUAUCGACCAUUUUGUGGAUAAAACUCCAUCGUGCGAGCGUAAGGGCCCGGGGAUCCAUGCCAAUAGAUAUAAAGUCAGUGUGAUCAAUUGAUAUUUGAUACCAAGAAAUAUUUCUUACACUUCACUGCAGACUGCAAAAAAUCAACGAAUUCAAAUAUGUAUUCAAAAUUAAAAUUGGGCGAACGGUAGUGUGCGCAUUUUAUUACACCUUAUACACCUAAAACGUAAUAUUGUUCGGCCGUACUCCUUAUUAUUUCCCUUAAAUGUGGUAUCGGGCAGUAUAGAUUAGUGGGAAAAUGUUAUUAUCAUAUUAAAAGUAUCCAUAAAGAGGCAACAAAUAAUAUUCGAAUUUUACGAAAUCGAAGAAAAUAUUGAAAACACUCGGUCGUUUACAAUUUUUUAUUAUUUCAAUUUUUAAUUUUUUUUUUUUUUAACUCGAAUUAUUUGGACUUUUUUCUCGGCCAUCUUUCCGGGGUAUACAUCACCGUGUACGGUGUUAUUCUAUUAUAAAGAAUAAUAAAUCGUGUACACCUCGGAAGGUAGCUAUACCGGCGACGACGCGUAAAUGAAUAUACAUACAUAUAUCUCGUGUAUACCAUUUCUUUCCGCCGCCAUGACCGUUCCAUAAAUAUUCUGGUCUCGAGACGUUUGACUUUUGUACAAUAUAUUAUUCGGGCCGAGUCGAAAUCUUAUAUCCGGCAUUAUAUAUUGUGUACCCGUUUAUAUUCGUUCUUAUUGUGUAUAUAUAUAUAUAUUGUACAAUACAUAAUAAUACUACGAUGACGCCGUCUCCUCUGCGGCCACUGUAACCUUUCGUCGAUUUAUCACGGCAUUUUAUAUCGUUUUGAUCUGUAUACACGAACACGCGUUUCUGUGCGACGACGACGAUGAAAAUAAUGACGGCGAUGAUGAUGAUGAUGAUGAUGAUGAUAACGGGUAACGAACGAACGAAAAAAAAAAACAUUUCCCGAUUUUGGUUAUAAUAUUUGCGCAGUGUAACAUAAUAUAACACAAAACUACUGGAUCGUCAUGCCGACAAACCGACGCGUUCUCGACGACACUCCUGUAACGAUAAUGGUAAUUUUUUUCGUGCCAUUAUCAAUGAAUUCGAAAAAUAAAAUUUUGUUUUACCGUAUAGAUUCUGAGUGUAUUUCAUAUCGGUCAUCUAUCCGUGUUUGAAAAUAAUCCAUUCAUUGGAAUACAUUUGUUGAAUGCAAUUACACUUUUAUUUUUAAGGAAUUAUGAAUAGUAGUGGCGUACCUAGACAUUUUGAAUGGGAGGUGACGCAGUAAAAAUAUGAACAAUGAUUCGUGUAUAAAUCGUAGAAUCUUCGUUAUAUCUAAUUCGACAAAAUAUGAAUAGAAAACUCGAAUCCAAAAAAAGCCGAUUUUUUUUUAUUCAAUAAAAAUCAUGCUUUUUUAUUCCAUAUAACUUGACUGAAAUAGCUAUCCAUAUAUAUACUUUCAAGAUAAUAUUACAACAUAAAUACUCGUUAGUCGGUGUGUUUUUAAACCAAUGGAGAGGAGGUAUGAGGGGAAUAUAACCCCUAAUCUUCCUCCCUGCGCCACACGCCACUGACUGUAUAGAGUUGUAUAUAUGUAUUAUACUUAAAACGGUAAUAAAAUCGAAAGCGGAAAAACAAUAAUAGUAUCACCAUAAAAAAAUACCGAAGAAACCUUAUAACUGCAGCUAUACAUAUAUUAUAUUAUAUUAUAGUUACUCGCUAUUUUUAUUACACCAAUACAUAUGAAAUUACGAUAUUAUUACAGAGUAGUAAAAAAAAAAAAAAAUACUAUCCUACUAGUAUUUUAUUUUUAGUAUAUUAUUUAUAUAUAUAUAUAUCUUGUAAACUAUACGCACUUUACUGCUCUUUGAUGUUGGCCGCGGUAGUCCGCGAGAAACGAUAUCUUAUGCUCGUAAAUAGCUAUUAUACCUACACCUGCAAUUGAACGGAAUUCUUGCUAAAGAUUGAAAAGAUACCAUGCUAUAAUACCUAUAAUACGGGUUAAAAAAAUCACUGCUGCGUAAUUUUAAGAGGAAAAAAACGCGCGAGUAUACUUACUCGAAAUAUUAUUGUCAAUAAUCCGUCGUGGAAAACUCGGUGAGAAAGUUCUUUAGUCCUCGUCAGUAUAUACUAUAACGGUGAGUAUCGACAAUAUUAUUGAGUAAAUCGGGAUAUCGGAUUUUUUUUUUUUUUUUUUUUUGGGGGGGGGGGGGGGGAGGGAAUUAUUAAUAAUAUCUCUGGAAUACGAAAAAAGCAUUAAAAACAUCGGGUUUUCAACCGGUUUAUCAGCUAAUUUUAGUAUCGACGAAUCCUUAUCGAUUUCAAAUAUCGGAUCGAGUAUCGGUUUUAAUCGGUAGCAAACAUCGGAUAUCGGAAAAAAGUUAUAUCGGCUCACCGUUAUAGUUAUACCUAUAGUUUUAUCGCGCUAAGACGUUUUCUCUUCUGCUACUAGAAGAGAUAAAAAUAAAACAUCGGGAUCUUAAAUAUCAAAACAUACAUUUUAUAAUACUAAUAACUAAUUCUAUAACCUUGUUAGUUUAAUUUUGAAAAAAUAAAAACAUACUUACUGGAAAUAUUCUCGUCGAUAAUUCCUAGCCCGGUAACAACUAACAAUGUGUUUUCCUGAAGAGCUCUUACUCAAGUGCCAAAAAAUGAAGUGGGAUGAGCACGUAUAUGAAGAGAAAAUGGUAGCCAAAUAAAACGAUUAGUCACGAAACAGAAACCAGAUAUUAAGUACGACCAUGGGGAAGACCUCAAUAAACAGCGGUGCUGAGAUGAUCGAGUCAAAGAUAAUCCGAAAAUCAUAAGAUUGCUGGACGGAGAAGAGCUGAUAUCACAAUAACACGAAGAUGUUAAUUGCAUAACAAUAGUAUGAACUAUGUUUGUGUAAGUGGUAAUGGACCUAAAAAGCCAAUAAAAUAAGCCAUUUCCCAAGAGAGGGAAGGGUAAAUAUUCACCUGUGAAAUUUUACCUCGUUGGAGUCAAAUAUCAUGGAGGUUAAUUUUCGCGAUUACAACGGUGUAAGAAAAUCUUCGGGUCUCUGAGUAGUUUCAUCGCUCUCGGACAUUUCCUGCUCUGCGGGUAUAAGAGAGAUAGUAUGUUAUAACAUCGGGAUCUUAGAAAAACCUCAAAGUAAAUCAUUUUUAAUACAGUUUCUUCUGGUGCCUUGUAAAAAUCAAAAACCGAUUUCAUUUUGGCGUUGCGCUCGUCCGCUGCCGGACCUUCGCGUUUUCGCAUCACGAACAUAAAAUACCUAUGUGUAUUAUUAUGUAAUAUGUAUAUACUUACUCAUGUCCAGUGCCGUCGUUCGAUCAGCAACUACAUCGGCCUCGGGACUUUUAAAAUAAACGUUUGGGCUUCGAAAAAUUCGUACAUAAUGUAAAUUAUUCGGAGUUUUCAAAAUUUACAGCAACAAGUCUUAAUCUAAGUAAUAUAUAUAUAUGGGUAAUAUAUACAUUACUUAGAUUAAGGCGAACUUUCCUUUUGUCCGCGGGAACAUCUGAACACAAUAUUUCCGUCGUUCUACGCGCAAUAUUCCUGUACACCAAUUGAAUACGCCCAGCAUACGAAAAACAAUAAUCAUAAUUAUAAUAUUGGAAAUUUACAAACCGACGUCGUCGUCGUCGUCGUUGUCGUCGGUUACAGCGGCGCGCGCACUCGUGACCGGGCGCGGGAACAGAUGAGAAAACCCGAACCCGCGCGAAAGAAUGGAAAAAAAAAAAAUCAAUAGCCUAACGAGAUCCGCGCAUCGACCGCAGCAGCCACUCGUCUCGACCUUGACAGCGAUGCUAUUAUUCGGCCGAGUGAGAAUUAUGCUCUUAUACAUUUUUUAUAUUCCGUAUAAAUAAUAUUAUAUUAAUGCGCAUUUAUUCGCACACUGUGUAAGUUAUAUUGUAUGUAGGCCGUAGGGGUGGCCAAAAUGUAUUUUAAAUUUUUUCCCGUAUUCGACUGUAAUAUCAUGUCGAUUUGACAUCGUGAUUGUUGAUCGAAAUAAUAAUUUAAAACGAUUCCGAGGUCAUCCACAGCAGCUCGAGUACAAAUGUCGGGUUAACCGGAUAAUUUUAAACUGCAGUAUUAUAUCAAUCAAUUUACGAUUCUUCACGAUUCCGUUAACAUUUGAACUUCAAACAAGCGUAUAAAUAAAACAAUUUUUUUCGAAAAAUGUAUUGGUUUUACUAUGGUUUGCAGUUGGUAUGGGAAGUGGGAAAGGCCGUUACCUCCCGUGUAAUUCAUGGGAGGGAAACAUAUCAUUUCGCAACCCUCCCCUCAAUUAAAUAUGCAUACAACUUUAUAAAUAACGAAAAGAAAAUUUAAAUGCAAUUUUCAUUAAUAUUAUUUGUUAAUCUUUUAACGAAUGAAAAUAUUUAAUGUUGAAAAUCAAAAUAAAUAAAGGUAUUAAUUUAUUUAUUUCAUUAAUUUAUAACGUAACUGAUAUUAUGGUUUGAAAAAAACAGUCGAAAUCCAUUAUUUAUUUAUUUAUUAUUAAUUUAAACGGAUUAAAUGACCAAUAAAUGUUAUAUUAUACAUACGUGUAAUAAUAAUAAGGUGAAUUAAGGAACUAUAGAAAUUGAAAAAACAAGUAAAAAUAAUAGUACAAUUAAUAAAAUAAAAAACAUAGUUAUCAUAUAACUUAUAUAUAACUAGAUACUAAUAAGAUCUAAUUACAAAAAGACUCAACAAAAUUAUAAUUAAGUAAAUCAAUUUGGAAAUCAUUAUCUAAUCUCGUGGAUCUUAUUAAAGGAGCAUUAUAAUUCUAUAAUAUCACUACAAAAAUUGUACGACGUGCACAUUGAUAGUUUUUUAAUUACAAACUUUAUAAGUAACUUUAGUACUGCUAAAUGCUAAUAUGUCUCGUAACUACUGAAAUGUAAUGAAAUUGUAUGUUAUUACGAAUAUUAAAGCAUAAAUAGGGAUGAGUCCUUCCCCUGCAUGUAUAUAGUAGAGAGAAUGGCAGGCUCAAGUAGCGACACGUUGUUACACUUUAUAUAUUUACUAUAAUAUAUUUUCUGCACCACUGAUGAUAUUAUGUAUUUAUGUAUUUAUUUAUUUUUAUUAUUAUUUAUUUCAGUCUAAAACCACUUUUUUACAAAUAAUCUCGUACCAAAUAUCAAGCGUAUAUGUAUAGCAUAUUUUCUCGAGUCAAAUUUUAUAAAUAUUUGGUGAAUUGGGAAGGUUUAUUUUUAAUUUUCCAUGAAUAAUUUUCUUAAUAAUUAAGACAAACGCAAAAUGUAUUGUUUAAUUUUGCGGAUUUCUUGACAACCAACAAGAGAAAACACACGAAUUAUACUAUACUGCACUCAGAUUCGGUUUUUCGUUUGUAUUAGUUUAUCUUGGCAUACCAUAUAUACAAACUAAAUUACCCUAUAUAUUAUACCUUACCUUUACCCAUCCAUAACAGAGUGACCUACCCGUGAAUAGUAUCAGUUCUUUUUUUUUAAAUCACAAUAUUAAGUGUGCAAUAUUAUUUUAAAUAGAAACAAUUAUGGCUAUAAUGGAAAAUGACGACCGUUAAACUCAAAAGACACAAAAAUAUUUUCUUUAAGUAUACACUUGAUAAUACUUCAAAAAUAACGUUUUGAAAAGUAUACACGAAAUUUUAUCAAUUUAAUUUUAUAUCCUAAAAAAGCGUGUUCCGGAUGUACACAAAAAAAAAAACGCAAUAUGUUUUAAGGAUUUUUUUUUUUUAAUGCUUACACAACGGAUGAAAUAAAAAUCUUGUUUGAGUCUUGUCUGUGCUGUUUAUUUAUUCAUCAAUAUUGUAGUCUAUAGCAAUGUAAUAUAAACGGACGAAACUUUGUAAGCAUAUUUUUUUUUACCAUAGUAUAAUUUUGUGUAAUGGAAAAUGUUUUCUAGAAUAAAAUGGUUGUAAAAAAUGUUUGCCUGUUUGUUUACAUAACGUAUUACUGUAUUAUAAUCCGUUAACUGUGUUUUGACCGAUAAUAUGGAAGAUCGGAAUGGAGAGAUGUGGUUUCGAUUUUCAUACUGAUAUUAUAAUAUUGAUAAUAGUAUACGCACGUCUUAAUAACGAAUUAUAAUAUGUAUAAUAAAUUCUACGAGUUUUCAUUCUCGCGAAAAAAAAAUUGUUUUCGUGCCGUUCGAUUUAUAAUUAUAGGGGAACGUUGGGAAAAAAAUUACAUGUGCGUCACGUACUCAUUUUUGGAUUUUCAUUCAGAUUUGGAUAUUAACUCGGAGAACGAAAAAUAUUCAAAAGCGUCAUCGCAAACUAUUAGUGCUGAGCACUUAAGCCGGAUCAAUCCGAACAUCGGAUUACUGACCCGUAUCAACCAAAACGUGACAAUCCGUAUAGUCCGAUUUAUACACUGCAACGACUGAUCCGGAUUUUACUUAACAAAAUUCUACGAUCAAUUUAAAAAUUACAAAAAUCACGUGGUAGCCUUUCGCCAUUUGACCAUUUCCAUUUAUGUUGUCUCUAAAACACAUUUUAAGUUAUUAGCAUCAAAAUUAUUCUACAGUCGUUGCAAUUGUUAAACAUUGUAGUCCAUUUCCCCUAUAUCGAUUCGUUCGGAAUUCUAGAUUAAAUCAUAUUCGUGUUUAAUAUCCGGGGGGUUGUGAGAACUGCAUACUCAAAUGGAUUGGCUAGAUAUGGCGUUAUUCGUUUUAAUUAGGUACCUUAUCAUAAAGCGCAACAUACAUGUGUUCUAAUUGUUUCGCAAAAGAUAAUGCAAUCCUUAUAAUAAAUAUUGUUGGAUUUAAAUUCGACGAACGUAAAGACAAUUUUCUUUGUUUUUUUUUUCUUUGUCCUGCUUUACAUAAACUUCUCGUGGCUUUCUAAUGAGUUUAACCAUAGUAGGUUUUAGGUUUGCAUUUAGACGCAAGACACAAACUUCCUAUACUCUUUACGAAGCAUUUUGAUUGUUCAUUAUUGUCAUCAUUGAAAAAUGUUAGGUAUCGAUAUUAUAUAUGUAUGACAAGUGCUCAAAAAGCCAUCACAAUCCAUUUGCAUUUUGUGGCUCGUUGAAAAUAGGGUACGACAAUACGCACCCGGAUUUGCGGAUUUUGUUUUUAAUCCGGAUUGCACAUCGAAUAAACGUCUCCAGGAAAAAAAAUAAAAAAAAUAAUCCGACUUUUCUAAGGAUUAAAUUAUUAUUAUCAUCAUACACGAAAUUACAAACAUUUUCGAAUACUUAUCUAAAUUAUAUAUACGCCGUGCACGCCGCAAAGUUUUAAAUUUCGUAGAUACACCGUCGUCGUCGUCAUCAUCGUAUACCUUCUCUGCACGUACCGUAAUCGUGAGAUUUAUUAUUGUUUUUAAUGAGAGACGCGGCGGCUGCGCUGCAAAUAUCAUUAAACAUUAGACGUGCGCGAUUAAAAAAUAUUGUUAUAUAUUUAUCUAUACAUAUAUACUCAUCGACGCCUGAAUAUUCGUGACCGAAGACCGCCACACGAACUCGCGACUGUGCGAUGAAAAAAAAAAAGAAAUUAAAAUUAAAACACUCCUUCGGUACAUGAUGGCAAUAGAUUUGUGCGUAUUCGUUGCCCCACGGGGAGUCGUACGUAUGAAAUAUGUUAUAUAUAUUAUGAACCUUUCGCCGCGUACUAUAUUAUUAUAUUAUAGAAUAUCGUGUCAUCACGUGUACACGACGAUUCUGUGCGAAUUUUAAGUCCUCGUGAUUAUUUUUAACCCAUUGACAAAAAAAAGAAAAAUCAAAAUCGAAAAUCACAUAAACCAUUCAAGCGUAAAAUUUCCCGUUUUUUCUAAUUAUUGAAAAAAUAAAACUAAAAGAAAACUCAAAAAAUUACAUCGUCAAUGCCAGACAACAUUUUAUUUCAGAAAAAAAUAUGUUGUACUUGAAAAUUAGAACGAGAUUUCUGGUAGAAAAGUUGUUAACAAAUAAAAAAUAAAAAAUACUCAUCGGGGAAAAAAACCGUUUGAUUGAAAUUAUCACUCCACGAAUAGUUAUCGGCACUUGACCUAUACGGUCAUAUACUCGUAGUUAUAAAGAUGUUCAAGUGGCCGAAUCGUGUGUGAAUCCGAGGGGGAAAAGAAGUAGGACAAAAAAACUAGCAUCAUUAUAAUUUACAAGUACAGGGGCUAAACAAUAGAUUUUCAAGUUCACGAGUAGUCGAUAAAAACCAACCCCUAUAUAAAGGUUUGGACAACGUUUUUUUUUUUUUUUUUAAUGAUCUUGAAAGAAUGCUGUACAGACGAAACUGAAACUGCAAAAACAAACAAAUGUAAUUAUCAAAUAAUAUUAUGUUUGCAAUAUUAUUUAAAUAUAAUACAGGGUCGGGCCGUUGCACGUCGAUUGAUAAACAGGGUUUAGGGGGUCUAGGAGGGUUUAGAGGAUCUACAACCGUCUUAAUCUUAUUUAAAGCUAAAAAAUAAAAGCGUCGGGGAAGGAAGAGUGUUACAAUACCCACCCCUCGCUUUUGGCUACACCACCGCUGUCAGACCUAAUAAUCCCCUCACGUUAAUACGUAAUAUAUGAUAUUUACGUUUACGUAAAUGGGACAUCGAUUAAAAUUAUAUUUUCAACCAUUGGUCCAUUAUUAUAAUAUCGAAUUAUGAUUUUACAAUUGAAAUGAAAAUAUGUGUAUACAUAUUAUAUAUUAUAUCUCUGAUUUACCAGGUCGAUAUAACAUAUGUGUACGAUUUUGACCAGUGAGAAAUCGUAUGGACCCAAGUGGACCCUGGGUGGAUCCAAGGAGUGUAUAGUCUUCAAUAUAACUUGUCUUUGUUCGAUUCGUCGUUGAACGCAUCGCAAACGCGCGUCUUGUAUACGCAUUUUCGAAAUCAUCCCCGUCGGUAAUCUUGUCCUCUAUGAUACAUUGUAAUACAUAUAAAUACCAGUGGUGGGAAAAAUCCGGAUUUGCCGAGGUUCGAAAAUCCGGAUUUUCGGAUUUUGGAAUCCGAAAUCUAAAAAUAUCAACAUUUUAGUAUGAAACCAUAUUGAUAGGUAAUUAUUGUUUGUAAUAACACUAAUAAUAAGUAAUAUUUGUACUUACGAUAGUGUAAAAUCGUGAAAUCUUUACGCCAUAAAUAUUUGUCCGUUUAUCCCUACGUUUUCCCCAUGUCUUUCCUCGGUUUUGCCCAGUAAUAUGAAAACUUGCCUGGAAAAUCAAAAAUUGACUUCCUUAAAGUACCAACCAAAAAUUUUUCGGAAUUUGAGGUCCGAAAUGUCGGAUUUUGAAAUCCGGAUUUAUAUCACAUCACUAUGAUAGAUACGAUACGAGUACCUAAACGUAUACGAAUUAUACUUACCGCGAACUGUGUUAUUUUGUUUUUCAGGUCGAUCGUGAAGAACGAUUCAGACGAAGGUUCGCAAGUGUGGUUCGGCGAUUCGAACAGUUCGGUGGGCUCGGUGAGCGGCGGCAGCAAUAACGGUUACGUCAACAACAACUACUCCGAAGGGGGCCCGUGCGGGGGCGUCGGGGGCAGGGGCACGUGUGACGUGCCGGCCACGUGCGGUGCGACAAAGUCUGGCGGUGGGAAUCCGUCUACGGAACAACAACUGCCGUCCAUAGUCGAGCGAAACGCCCGGAUCAUCAAGUGGUUGUGGAACUGCCGGAAGGCGAACCUGCAACAGCAGCAAACGCCGCCGACGCCUUGGUCCACCUGAACGCGUUUUAGACAGGAAGCAUAUGCGAGAGAUUUUCGGUUUUUAUUAUUAUUCAUUUUUGUUUUUUUUUUUACCUUAUUUAUACUGUCCAUGCGAGCGUCGAACACUAGCGCGUGUAAUAGGCGGUUUUAACGAAAUCUCGUUGAAAAUAAUGAAAAUUCAUUGUCUCAAAAAAAUAUAUGAUUUAUAUUUUCGUUUACAAGUGCAUAAUAUUAUAAUAAUUUAUAAUAGUUAUUGUUAUCUUUAAAUAAAUUAAAAUUAUUUAAAUUUUGACGUUAAUUUUCGACGUCGACAUUUAAAUGGUACCUACCUAUAUUAUUGUCUGUGAUUGGUCUGUGAUCGGGUUGCUGACAUUUUAAUUUCUCCGUCUGUCUCGCGCAUAAUAUAUCGAAAAAGAUAUUUCGCAAUUCCACGAUAACGACUCUCUGGUUAUGUUUAGGAUGAAUAAGGGAUAUUUUACGUAUAAAAAAUAGUGUUUACCUCGAGCUUCUUAGAAUGAUUUAUUUUAAUAUUUUCAUUUUUUUUAUAAGUUAUUGAUGGUUGAUGAAAUUAUGUAAAAUUAAAACCCGCUGCAAAUAUUUUGAUGAAAAACGAAAAUAUAUAUAUUUUUUCAUUUUUCGAAGAACUAACUUAAUAAAUUCGAUUGUAUAUGAAAUAUAAUCCUAGCGACCUAUAAUAGGUCGCUUUGUCUUAAAUUCAACCAGAGAGUCAUAAUCGUGGGAGUUAGGAAUGUCUUCGUUGCUACGUGUAUAUUAAGCGCGAGACAGACAGAGAAAACAAAAUGUUGUCACUAAAACGGUUUGCUUAAUGUUGGGGGGAUCUGGGAGUCCAAUCCCAUUCGGACUUUUUUUUUAUGAUAAUAUUCAAUAAUUUCGGAACAAAAAGUAAUUGUUUUAAGAAAAAAUUAAAUGGUAACUUUGUUAUUUUGUCUAACGUGUAAAUACAACUAUAAUAAUCGUAAUAUAAUAAUAAUAAAUGGCCAAGUACAACAACUGUUAGUAAUUAAUGAAUACGUUUCACAAAAUUUUCUAUGUGUUCUUAUAUUUUAUCAUAUGGAUGAAUAGUUUUUCCUUGAUAAGAUAUUAAUCCUCCCCCCCGCCCAUGACAUGUAGCCUAAUUACACCGUUGCGCUAAAACGCUAAAUCCGAAUUCUAUAUAAUCGGCGAGACUAAUUUUCAUUCUUUCUUUAUCUUAUGUUAGAUUAAUAACUAUAAUUGGUAACCCGAAUUGAUUAAAUAAAAAAAUGAAACAGAAUAUCGAAAAAUUGAACACCUCGUCCAUUUUUUGAGGCAUCAUUGUGAUGGUUUUUUUUUUUUUUUUUUUUAUUAAAUUUCGAUGUACGAUUUUCGCUGAAAUACAAUCCCGUCGGUCGCCGCCUGUAUAAUUAUAUGCAUGUGUCUCAAAAACCAAUCGAUAAGUCAGCACGCAUUAACGAUCGUACCGUGUACUGCAGGGAAUAAAUGGUUCUAGAAAUUAAUUCCAUACAUACUAUAUAAAAGCUUACGCAAAAUGCAUAGUUACCUAUUAUUACGUGACGACCGUUUCGAGUAGAUACUUGCGUUAUACAGAGCGCUCGAGUACACCUAAAUUAUAAAUACAUACACAGUCGAAUUCCGUCACUUAAUCAAUGAAAGAAAUUUAAAUUCUGGGGAAACGACAACGCUGGUAAUGCUUUGCGAAUAGCUGCACAUCAUUCGCACCAUCAUCAUCGCUAUAAUAAUUGUUCAUUUUGACCUUUUUUUAGUCACUUGCGUAUCGUCUAACUUUUCGGAUCGUAUACAUUGUUUGCGCAUCGCCGUCGUUAACCUCGUGCCAAAGAAUCGUAUACGUUUGCGCGUCAGCAUGUUUGAAAUUGUUUAUUAACUUUUAGCUUCUCGACAAACUUAACCAAAUAUAUAUAUAUAUAUUUGCGGCACAAAAGUAAUAUGAAUUUUUUCGGUUACACAUUGCGGUUGUAAAUAUAUAAAAUAAAUAAUAUAUUUAUUACGACGAGAUUUACGGCAAAAAACACCGACAGUGACUUGUAUUUUUUGUAUGUAUUGAUGCGCAAAACGAUGUGCGAUAUUUUGGCGCAGGUAAACAGACGGUUUAACGCGAAAACGACGGUUAGGUUAGGCAACCGAUGAACGGCCCUGCAAAUAUGCCAAUAUUUUUGCAAAACUUGCAAUACACUUUGUGCAAACGCCGCCCCUUUUGUAAGGACCAUGGGGACACGCGGUUCAAAAUUAUAAUGGCUCGACUACAUGAUAUCAAUAUCGAUUUCAGAUUAUACAUCGUGGUGCUGGAGGCGUUGGCUGCGGGUUAGAUAAUACAGAAGAGGGGUUUGGCAUACAUAUUAUUGUCGCGUGUAUAGGCACUAUACGGGAUUUCAAACUGUCCGGUGAUGAAUUCCGUGUGAUGAAUUCGCUGCGGAGAAAACCGUAUAAAAUAUAACCUAUUAUAAUGAAAUAUCAAUGGUGUAAGGAUGACGAUGCUACGGUGUUCUGUCGGCUGCCAUAUACCAAUAGUCACCCGCAGUUUUCUAUAAUAGUUCUGUUCUGCUAUGGUUUCCUAUACUCUUUGUCACGGACUUUUGCUGACGGUACUGGUAACCAGUCAGCCAAUCGUAUCAGAUUUUUUUCCUUCGUUUUUUCCUUAAAGUUUCACAAAAAAAAAAAAAAUGCGUAUAGUACGUCAUUAUAGUGCGCGACUCGCGGUGAUUAAAAGACGACAAAAUCAAUACGCUUUAAAAUCUACGAGUAAAAUAAAUAGAUAAAUAUUUAUGGGACGGCUGCACCGCCCCCCGCUUCCCGCGAUAUUACUAAGGCGUAGCGGUUUUAAAUAAAAGUAGAACGCGUUUCGGGGACCUUGAAACGAUGUAUUUAGAGCGCGGGGGGGGGUAAAGUCUUUAUCGUUACUGAUAAACGUAUACUAAUGGGAAAAAGCCCCGAGAUAAGGGGUGAUAUAUUUUUUACCCGGAUGACCACCCGUAUAAUAAAGCCACUGUACAUUAUACAACCCUUCCCCACACCACGAAAAAAUCUCCGGAUACUCGCCCUGAUAAUAAACACAUAAUAUAUAUAACGGUAAAUAAAUUUAAAAUUUAGCUUAUUCCGUGUAAAUUACUAAACGGCACAUUAAUAUGUAUAUAAUAUAAAUUUAAAAACAUACGCUCAGAACGAUACGAAAUUCGAAAGUCUCAAGUUUUUUCGCGGUUGACGAUACAAUAUAUCCGCGUUAUAAUAUUUUUGUAAAAAUUGUACUAUCGGGACGCAAAUAGAAUACAAAAGGGUAAUUUUUUUUUUUUUCAGAUAUUUCCGAAAUUGAUUCGAUAUUGUGAUGUAAACUGGUUUUUAACUGUGUUUCGCGUCGGUUAAAAUCAUUUCGGUAUAAUUUUGAGGGGGGAAAAACACCAUGACGGUACGUGACAUAAGAAAAAAAAAAAAAAUUUGAAAUAAAUUUGAAACAAAAUGUGUUAUGAAUUAUCUAAUUGUAAUUUACGAGUAUUUAUAUAUAUAUAUAUAUAUAUAUUUUUUUUUUGUCGUCUGUUUUAAUUAAAAUAAAAUAUAUUCUACUCGUUGACAAUAUUAUUAUUAUUAUUAUUACCGAAAAUAUAAUAUUAUAUCUAUAUAUUUAUAUUAUUAUAAUAACAUAAUGUAUACAUAAUUUUGGAUUUCCAAUACAAUACCUAAUAUAUUUUUUAUUCAUUCAAUAUAUUAUUUUAGAUAUAAUUAUAAUUAAUAUUGUCCAGAAAAAAAAAAAUAAUAACAAUUUACAAUAACAUUAUACUAUUUAUUUCAAUGAUGAAUAGCGGGUAUAUUGUAUUAUCGUCUCUAUUUAUUUAUUUUAACAUUAAUGCUGUCGGCGGGCAUCGAUAUAAUAUUAACUGUCAAACUGUAUUACCUUUAUAAUUAAUACAGCAUUGAGCACAAUGUCUUUCGCGAUUGUCCGACCCAGCGUUAUUAACUAUUAUGAUAAUUUAAAAUAUAUUUUAUGUUAUAUUUUAGGACGUUAGAACCCAAAUAUUAUUCUAGUCUCGCGAGUCGAUAAUAAUUUUUACCGUGUACUACGAUAUUACGUUAACAUCGUAUACCAAUUAAUGUUGCUACACAUUUAAUUAAUUAUUAUCGUGUGAUCGUAUUAUUAUUAUUAUUAUUAUUUUUAUCAUUAUUGUAUUUUACGGCUUAAUAUUUUAUUAUUGAUUAUAACCGUUUUAAUGUUAUUGCAUAACGUUGUUGUAUACCUUAGACACUUUCCAGUAUAUUUUUCAUUGAUGAUUAUACAUAAUUAUUGUUGUAUUACGUAUCUUUAUGCAUAACCGUUUAGGUGGUACCGAAUGCCCCAAUACAUUAUAACAAUAUACAUAAUAUUAUAUUAUCGUUGUAUUUUCCUUCGUGAUAUGUAUUUAAUAUGUGUUAAAAUUAUUAUUAUUGUAAUACAAUAUACACUCGUGC